Molecule: messenger RNA, 96250 nt
Organism: Xyrichtys novacula (pearly razorfish)
Lineage: Eukaryota; Metazoa; Chordata; Actinopteri; Labriformes; Labridae
Source: the annotation of a GenBank genome assembly
AUAUCAUUUUUAAUACCUGGAAUAGAAACUUCCUGUUUUUACAAUUUCAACAUGAAAUUUUCACAAUUUCUAACAGAGACGACCGUCAGCAGGAAGAGGAGGAGAUUUGAGGGAGGAAAAAAAAGGGUGAAAUAUGCAGAUGAAGAGAAAAGCAGUGACUGUUUUGUCCACAGGGGGCGCCAAAGUUUAAAAAAACAGAAAAGUUCCUCACAUGAGCUUUAAUAUUAUUGCAGAAUAUUAUAAAAAUUAAACAUAAAUGCAAAAGAAUAAAAAAAAUCAAACUUGCAAAAGAAUAAAUAACUUAAUUAAUUAAUCAAUAAUCGUCAGUGUUCAGAUAUAAACUCAUCAAAGAGACUUUAUUUAUUUUUUCACUCAAAAAUCAAAAUCAGAAUAGUGUCAUAAAUCUGGAGCAACUGGGAUUAAAAACAAACAUUCAAAUCUUUAUAAAUGAGACACUUUGUCUAGUGUGACUCUCUGGGCUUCCGUAGUUAAAAAGGUAAAUUCCUCACAGAUGAAAACUGGAGUUUUCAGAGUGACGGGCGUCUAACAUGACUCUGAAAACCGUUUCUGACCCUCCAGACUCGCCUCUCUUUCUGUGUGUUCCCUGCAGAGUUUACGUUUGUCAUGCUGGACAUAAUUCAGUUUGCGUUUUUCCUCCUCCAGCCUGUAAGAAAAAGACGGAGCGGUGGAGGAAAAGCUGAAUCAUUGUUGUGCUUGGAAAAGACUCGGAUUUGUUUGUGCCAACAAUUAAAGUAUUAACUGUUGGCACAACAUUUCAGCUCCUGCAGCUCCGAGCCAAAGACAUCAGUGAGAGUGUCUUUAAACUUGUAGACACAUCAGCCUGUACGCGAGUGUGUGUGUGUGUGAGAGUGUGUGUGUGAGCUCUGACCUUUGACCUCCUCAGAAAACUCCACAUUCAGAUGAAUCUGGAGAUCUAAACUGAAUAAACUCACCCGUGAUUCAGAAACUUCAUCGAUAAGAGGAUCGAGUCGAUAAGAAAUCGUGUUUCAGUGUCUGAUAUUUUUCCUUAACUGUAAUUUUUUACUUAAUCAUUCAUCCUGAAUCGGAGUCCAAGGCCUUGAAAGUCAUUGAAAAAUCUUGAUUUCCAUGCUUUGAUCAUCCUGGAGAUGAUUGGUCAGAUUGCAGCAGGUUUUUUUGGAGCUGCCGCCUGUUUUUAUUUUUUUUGGGAGCAGGACUGGGCAGAGAUUCAUCAGUGGAUGCUCGUCGUCGUCGUCGUGGUCAUGUGACUCCUUCAGAUCUAAAUUAGGCCAAUAAUCAGGGACGCCUGGCGGCUGAGCUGCUCAAUGCUGCACAAACGUAUACAUGCGAGUGUGUUUCAGACUCUCAGUCUGCUGUGAGGAACACGGUGAAGAACUCUGAUCGAUCGGCGGUGAUGCUGGGACGACUCUGAGGUGAUCUGAUGAGGAUGUUUUUAUUCCAAACAUCUGAAAUGAUUUUAAAGGAUUUUUGAUUCAGUGGAGAGUCGAACCUGCAGCUUUUCAUGCUGAUCGGAGGUCUGAUUUUCUCAACAUCACACUGCAGCGUUAGAUAAAAAAAAUGAGAAGCAGCCGAGAAUCACAGCUUUUAAAAAUCAUCGUCUCUGACCUCCUAAUUUCAGAUCUCAAACAUGGAUCAUCUUCAUCAUCAUCAUCAUCAUCAUCAUCAUCCUUGUGUCUUCUCAGUGAAAUAAAUCAAAAGAUAUGAAACAUAAAUUAAAGAUUUAAUCAUUUAGGCUCAAAUUUGACACGAUCAUCCGAAGAAUUGAACCGAAUUGUGCAAAAAUAUGAAAAUUUUAGGGACUAUAUUCACGCUGCGGUGACCUCUGACCUCCUCACUCGUCUUUAAAUCUUCUCUCGUUUGUUCGAUAAAGCAGAAGAUGCUCUUUGAAAAUAAUCAGGAAAAAUGAGUGAAAUCCUUCAGAUGUGAAAACAGGAAAAAUGAGCCGAAGAGCUUCAACAAAACCAGAAUAUUUUGACUCUCCUUUGACCUCUGAGCUCCUAAAUUUGACCUCUAGUGAGUCACAUCCUCAAUCCUGACGUCUUUAUUUCCUCUGAAGCUGCAGACUCUCUCUCCAUGUGACAAAUUCAGACGUCAAAAUCAUGACCCCCGACCUCUCUGCUCCUCUAUAAUCAGCUGAUAGUUGUGUGUUUGUAAUCUGCAGAGCUCUGUAAGCAGUGAAACUGUGAAUCGGGCGACAGCAGAGCUCGGUAACUUGACCGCUCCAAACCUACGGCGAACAGAAGUCGUAAUUAGCCUGACAGAUCCUCUCAAACAUUCCUACAACCCGGCUGCACCGCUGUGUUUGUGUUUAUGCUGUCAGAAGCUAAGAAGAGGGCCUCUCUUCUCCCUCACACACACACACACACACACACACUCUGAGGCGGCAGAGAGGGAGAGAAAAUUAGGAUUAUAAUCUUGGUAAUCAGCAGUCAUGCCCGAGGCGGACAGCUGCAGAACUGCACAGCUCCAAUUUAGGUGUUGGACAUUAAAAAGCAUUAAACCCAAGUGAGUUUCCACUUAUUGAUUUUUCUGGGGCAACAUUUCAACAGUAGGAAAAUAAAGGCGGGUGGAUGAUGAGCAGCAGAGAGAUGUCAUUUUUAUUUUGGAGAGAGAGGGAAGAACACAAAAGCAGAGGAGCGAUGGAGUUAAAAAUAAUCCCUUUAUUAGAAAAUCUGUGAGAGAAAAUAAAAAAAUGUCAGCUCAUAAAAACACAUCCUCCCAAAAACACAAAUCCAUGUUUAUUCAAAUUCAUUCAAUCACUUCAAAUCAGGAGAAUUCAGCGAAUAUUCUCGAAUCUGUGCGUCAAGAUUUCAUCCGGAAUCAUCCGAAUCUGUGAAUCUCCUCAUUUGAAUCAAUCUAUUCAUUAAACACAAGGUCCCCCUGUAGGUCACACACCGACUGUAAUCCGUUUUCACGGGGAGUAUCGCGGCCCCACGGAGGAGUGUGUGUGUGUGCGUGCGUGUGUGUGUAUGUGUGUGUGUGCGUAAAGACAGAGGCGCGAGGUGCCACUCCAGGCGCGCACGGAUGAAUGGGACUCCGAGCUGGAGCUAUACGGUUCAAGUGUGUGUGAGAGAGUGUGGGAGAGUGUGUGUGUGUGUGUGUGUGUGUGUGUGUGUUUGAGUGAGAGACAGGGAGGGAGAGAGAGAGAGAGAGAGAGCUUCGUUUACAUGCAAGCACCGUGGCACUAAAUUACGCAUGACAAUAAUUCACCCAGGACUGGAUCCACUUUCGACCCGGGGAAAAACAGGAGGUGAAGCAGCUUCAGCUUCAGCUUCUCUCCGCCUUCCUGCUCGUUUUGUUGCUCAAUAAGAAGAAAAUGACAUCAUUUAAAAACCGAGAGAGAGAGAGAGAGAGAGAGAGAGAGAGAGAGAGAGAUUCAAAACAAGAGAGAGGAAGAAGAGACAAACUUACCAAAACAAAACACUCCGUCUGUGGGUCCGUGGGUGAAUCUUCCAGUCCGUGGGAGAAAAAAACAGAAGAAGAAAAGUUUUAGAUUUUUUAUAAAGUUGAUCAACAUUUAAAGUUUUCAUUAAUAUUUAAAAACAGACAAUUCGAACAGGAUUAAUCUGAUUAUUAGAAAAUAAGAGAAAAACAAGAUUAAAUUCACACAAGAGAAUCCAAGACUCCAUAUCCGAGCAGGAUUUCUUUAUGCUGCAUCUGAUUGCGUUUUUUUUAGGAUGGGGGGAGUAUUGGGGGGUGGGGGGUGUAUGGAGGGGUAGCAUAAACCAGUUCAGCCCCUUGAUUGAUGAUUUAAUUAGCCAUACAGUGGCGAACUGCAGGAGGACAGGACACCAAAUAAUACUUUAUUUACAUAACCAAUCAGGGCGCUGCAAAGGUGGAGCUUCCUCUCUCUCUCUCUCUCCCUCUCUCUCUCUCUCUCCCUCUCUCUCUCUCUCUCGCUCUCUCAGACAUGGCUGAGAUAGUUGACUUCUCUAAUAAACGCGACAUUCAUCCUGUUGAGUCGUGUCAAAAUCACUAAAAUGACCCUGAACACCUCCUCUCUCUCAGUCCUGCACUUUAAAUCUAAACUCCUUUUAUUUGACUCUAUUUUUAUUAUUAUUAUGAUUCUAAAUAUUAAUGUCUUUAUGCUCCAAACACUCUGUGUCCUCAGAAUAUAUCUGCAGAUAUUUGGAGGGUUUUUUUAUUUUGAUGUUUUUCUCGUGGAAAAUAAAAAUACACAGAAGCUUAAAAAUGCAGUUUUGUUUCUGUUAGAGGAGCCGGAAGCAUUUCCGUGAUGCAAACACAGGUGAGGAUGUACCUGCAGCAGACGGUGAUGCUCCUGUAGGUGCAUCCUCACCUGUCUCUGUAAUAAAACUACAAUUACGCACAGUUAGGAUGCAGAAAACCGCGUUUUCAGUGCGUCUUUACGCAUUUUUUAAAUGGCUGAAAUGUCUUUUUUAUCCUAAAACAUAAAAAAAAAUAAUUUCCUAAAUCAUCUCACUGAACUCCUUUAAUUUAAAUUAAAUUACAAUAAAGAAAUGAUCAAUCUUUACAUGGAGGAAAUGGAUCUGAGCGCGUGAAAGCUCCUUAUUUACAGAAACAGGAAGAAUCGAGCAGGUUUGAGCGUCAAAAAAAACGCCGUUUGACUCCAUGAAAAGACAUUUUUUGCAGCGUAGAUAAAAGCCCAGCAUCCCCAAACCUUUUGCAGUCGCAGCCAAUUACAAUAAUGAAGAAUAUGUGGAAUUGCCUCCCCACCCCAACUCCUGCAUCCUGCCGUAUCAAGCCUGCCAUUUCUGCAAAUUAAACGGAGUGGAAAUAGAAAUAAAGAAAAAAAUCCUUACAUGAUUGCGGCUGGUGUGGACGCGCUCCAAGUUUCUCCCCCCUUUUCUCUACUCUCUCUCUCACACACACACUCACACUCACGCACACACACACACACACACACAUGCUCGCACACAUUCACACGGAGGAAAAAAAAGCCACACUGUCGCCUGUUCUUUGCUCCGCGUCGAAGCCCGACAUAGUUGGUUUCACUCAAAAAGAGAAGAGAUGGAGAAAGAGAGAGGAGAGUGAGGGAAAGAAAAGAGGAGGAAGAGGAGGAGGAGGAGGGAGAGAGAGAGCGAGAGAGAGAGCGAGAGAGAGGAGAAAAAAAACUUCACGUUCAACCCAGAAGAUGCUCACGUUUGGCUCUCCUCAAUUAUCCCCUCCCGUGAAGAUAGGUGGCGUGCGUUUCAGGGGGCUUCUCCUCCUCUGUGUUACACGGCAAAGAAAAGGAGGUGGAAAGAAAAAAAAUGUCAUUAGAAGAGGCGUAACACGUCAGUCCCUACCCAGGUUUGUUUCCUGGAGUGGGUGUAAGACAUCAGUUGUAAACCUGCCCUAGCAGGAAUAGCGGUCCCUCCCUCCUCCCAACUAUUUCCAAGGCUUUUAUUUCUAAGGCUUUAUUAUCACCGGUGGGGAACAGGAUCCGCUCACCGACGCGCUCCGGUACCAUCCUUUCCUCGCGACUCCUCUCCACGAGAGCCCUCUUUAAGACUCUGAUCAGGUAUGUCUCUCCUCACUUUUCCUAUUUCGAGAUUUUUUUAUUCCGGGAAAAUCUGGGAUCUUAAACUUCCACGCGCUCGCCUCAGAGUUGGAGCUCAACUUCUCCUUACCUGCACAGGUGGAAAUAGGUGCGUUUGUUUUUGUUUUUUUUUUUCCUUUUUUUUUUCUCUCCUGCUCCGCGGCGCUGAGGCGCGCUGCAGGAUCCUGACAGCCGGGGAAAGUGCGCUUUUCACGGGGCGUUUGGCGCUGAACACCACCGCUGUCCUUUGGAGGAGAAAAGACGACAUCCAUCCCGAUUUUCUCUCUUUCGCUUCUUUUAUUCUCGGCUCUGUUUGUGUGUGUGUCUCCUGUCAGAGCCCGCUGCUCCUUCUAACGGGCUUUUUCUGCGCUGAUAAAUUAACAGGCGAUUUCAAUCUUAUCGCUUUUGUUUCUGCGCAAUUUGUGCCCUAAAGAUUUUCCCUUCUUUUCCGGAGCCAUUUGGCACAUUUGAACAAUUAUUCCCCAUCUGUUAUUUAUUAAGUGUUGACAGCAGGCUUUGGGUUUAGUUUAUUAAAGCUCCAAGUGUAAUUUUCUCCGUGUUUAUUGGAGUUGUAUGACUUUUAAUCAGACCACACAGAGAGGCUGAGUCCUGGCUCAGUCCUGGCUCUGCCUCGCUCUCCCUCUCGCCGUCUUUAAGGUGAAAACUCCGGAUUUGAGCUUUUCAAUUUGACAGAAAUUUGAUUUAUUAAGCUGUUUCAGCUUCUGUGCCAAAUCCGGACUAAAAGCGCAGAACAUGAACACACUGUGCCAGUUUGUAAGUCACAGAUUAAUUUCUCUUAAUCAUGAGGAAAAAUACAAACCGGAUUGGGAAAGUUUUGUGAGUGAAAAACAGUCUCCUGAUUGUUUUCUCUGGGAUCCCGAUCAGCGAAAUGAAAAGUGCUUUUCCUAAUAAGAGAAAUGAGAAUUCCCCUCUUUUCUUUCUCUCUUUCUUUCUUUCUCUCCUCCUCGUGCUGCUCUGCUCUUAAUGCCACAAAGCUGAGAGCCGAUCAGCUGCAGAUCCAAAUGAGAUGGACGCGGAUCCCCUCUCCGCUCUUUCUCUUUUUCACAAUCUCUCCCUCCAUCCAACUUGCAGUUUCUUGUCGCGCGUCCGGCGCAAGUGGAUCUCCUCGCUAAUACCCACAUUGUCUGUCCUCUGUCUGUGUGUGUGUGUCUGUGUGUGUGCGUGUGUUUCCCGUCAGAUAUCAGGCUGAAAUCAAGGAAUCGAGUCCAUGCGAGCUGCCAUCUGAUCCCACACACACUUAUCAAUGAAGCAAGAGAUCAUGGCGGAUGGCCCGAGGUGUAAGAGGCGAAAACAAGCCAACCCGAGACGGAAAAACGGUAAGAAAUCAACCUGCUGCUCGAUGAGGGGGGUAUCUGUGGAUGGAAGCCGGCUUUGGAGGCUCUCUGUGCGGGUCGGGGGUGUGUGAGGGUCCGCGGCUGGUGCGCUUUCCUGCCUUUACGCAGAGACAGAGGGACCGUGUUCCCCGGCUGGGAAACUGUGCGUAAGUGCGUGAGUGAAAUCUGAGCAAUCAGUCAAAAAUAGCGGGUGAAAAUGUGCGUGUCUGAGAGGGUUUGAUCGUGGGAAUAAUGCCGAGGAGAAGUUGGAAACUUGUGGAUGUAAAAGUUGCAGCGUAGCGGAGCCGGCUCGGGACAGACCCCGCCAUGGGGGGACUGUGUGACGGUCACUCCGAGCGUCAGAGCAGGCUGGCUGCUGCUCCGUGUGUGGAAAGUCCACUCUGGUUGUUUGAGGAGAAACCGUUUUCCCUGCCUGUACUGAUGCUUCGGUCGUGAUUCGGGCCUUUCAGCCUCAGAUUUCGGAGUCUUUUCGCUCCACAAUAAAAGCUGUAGUUUGUGAGCCUGUCUGUAAGUUUAGGAGAGUGGAAGGACCGUUUCUAAAAAGAUGACAUGUCGGAUAAAUGCUGCACAUUAAUUGGGUGUGUUGGGGGAGCGCUGGAGGUGCAGAUUUGUUGCUUUUCUUCCUCCAUUUGACUGCACACUUUCCCACAAGAGGCAAAUCUGCUCUGACAUUUCCUGGCCCCGUUAUUCCUGAUUAUUCCAUAUAGGCUCAAACACACACUCUAUGUGUGUGUGUGUGUGUGUGUGUGUGUGAAAUAUAGAGAUGAGGCUUUUAUUUGCUCUGCUCCACAACAGUUUUUAAAUCUCUGCCCCCACAGGUUAUUUAUCUAGAUCAGAUUUCAUUUAUUGAUCGCACACAAUCGAUAGCAGACAAGCAUUUUGUUCCACAUUAAACAGCAGCAGCAGCAGCAGCAGCAGAGCCAUGCUGGAGAUUUCUGCUCUGUGUUUGUUAAUUUAUAUAUUUAUUUAUUAAUGUACAUGAGCAGGAUUCAGAGGAAAAGCAGACACACACAUUUGGAGAUCUGACAGCCUGUUUAGCUGUGGCCACCUGUUUUGCAAAAGGGGGGGGAGUGUUAGAGGGAGAGAAGCAGUCCAAAUGCAGCGUUUGAUAAAAUAAUAUUAGCAAAGCAAAUAUAAUUUUCACACCCUUAAACCUGAGGAGACACGGCGAGCUUUGGCACGCUGGGAAAAAGAAUAUUUUUAUCCCUCCUGGUGCAGGAGAGUGUGCAUUAAAAAAUAGAUUUAAAUUCUCCAUGUAAGCUCGCCUUUAUUUUUCUUCUUCUUCUUCUUCUUCUUCUCUGUCUGAUGAUCCCCCUCCUCUCCUUCCUCCCCCUCCUCACCCUCUAUCCUCCCCCCUGGGAAUGCAGAGGCUUAUUGAGGCUUGGCCACUCUCCUCUCCUCUCCCUGUCUCUCUCCGCCUGUCUCUCUCCGUCCCUCUUCCUGCCUGGCUCUGAUGGCAGGGCAGGGCGAAGCGGCCGAGGGACACACUCUCAAUCCUCGGGCGAGAGAAAUGCACCAAAAAAUGCACCGUGCACACACACACACACACACACACACAGACGCAGACGGAGGGGAUUUAGCUAAAUAUUUUUGCCGAUUGAGAGCGGAUGCACUCUGAGUUCAUUUUUCUGAGAGGUUCGACGAGCAGAGAUGAAUUUUAAAUUUGUGAUUUUACUCUCAGAGUUUUUCAGACUCAUUUCCAUCCUGAUGAAAAUUCUCUCGCCUCCUAAAUUAGUGAAAAAUUUUCUAAAAUGUAGUUUCUGAUUUUUUUUAAUUCGUCCUCUCAGAUGUAAAAUUAUCUGGAUUAUUUUUGUCCAAAUAAAGGAGGGGGGGUGUGUGUGUGUGUGUAUAUGUGUGUAUAUGUGUGUGUAUAUAUGUGUGUGUGUGAGGGGGGGGGGGGUGUAUGGCAGCAUUCUUGCCAAUUAGUAUUAAUGAGGCAUUUGCUCACUAAGUUGUCUACCCAAUGACAUUCUCAUCCAGAUGACUGUUGGCCUUCAGGGCUGGAGGUGCUACAGUAGCUUUACUCACUCACUGGCCGGCCUGUCAUGUGGUAUUUAACCACAGUUAUGACUUAUAUCCCCCUCCUCAUCCUCAUCCUCCUCUUCAUCCUCAUCCUCGCCGCGCCGCUGUCGCUGCAAGUGUCCGUUUCCCUCCCUCCCAGCUGACACGCGAUAUUUAAAAAAGCGACUGAAAAAGCGUGAGAAUAUUUUCUCGACGAAAAACCUCUCCUGGUGUGAAACUUGAUCCCGGCAGCGUGAAGCGUUUGAGAGUUUGGCCUCGCCAGGUGUUGCUUGUCACAUCCAGCUGUGCGGCGCUCACACACCUGUCCAGAUCUCCCUCAAAAACACGCCUGCUGCUGCUGCUGCUGCUGCUGCUGUUGUCUUAGUGAAGCAUUGUCUCUCUUUGGUUGGAGAUUGUCUGUGUUCAGGGGUAGAAAAGGAGCACGCUCAGAUUACGCUGCUGUUUUAUUUUCCUGAUUGAUCCAGUUUGAUGACAUUUGCACGUCAGGAAACGCUGGAUUACAUAAUCUGCAGCCGCAGAAGGAGAGGAUGAGGCCGGCCUCCUCCUCUGCCUCUCUCUGCCUCUCUCUCUCUGCGUCUCUGUGUCUGCUAGAGUUUGAUAUAAUAGUCUGAAUGUGCUUAUUAUCACAGAUUUAAGGUGCAGGAGGAAUAGGGGCAAAGCUGUGUGUGUGUGUGUGUGUGUGUGUGUGUGUGUGUGUGUGUGUGUGUGUGUGUGUGUGUGUGUGUGUGUGUGUGUGUGUGAGAGAGAGAGAGAAAGGAGGAGGAGGGGGAGUUAGCCUUGCUUUCAGGCGCAGACAAUGCCACAUUUCUGCCAGUCUAAACAAUUUGUCCAUCUCUAUUCUUCCUCUAAAGUUGCAGGAGAGAAUAAGAAGGGAGGGGGGGGACAAGGUGCUGCCUUUCUUCUUCUCUUUCACCCCCUCUUCUUCCUCCUCCUCCUCCUCCUCCUCUGUUUUUCUCCCACAAUCUCUAGGUAGGGGUGGCCUUUUUUUUUUCUUUUUUUUUUUUUUGCAAUAGCACCCACUAAAAAAAAAAGGGGGGAGUAAGAGGAGGAGGAGGAGGAGGAGGGCAGGUUUCGCAGGGCUCUUGCGGACAAUUGAUUGUCAGCGGUAAUGUGUUUCAUUUACAUGUUUAUACCGUCAAUAGUGGCGGGGGGUUGUCCAGUUUAGCGUGCCAUUCACUCGCUGCCAUUCCCAGACACCUCGCUCUGCUGAGGGCUUUUAUUUUGUAGGAAUGAGCAGGAUAUGGAGGAUUAUUUAGUUUAAAGAAAAUGAAGAAUCAGAGUGUGAGAUUCACACACACACACACACUCUCUCUCUUCAUGUUAAACAGCUCGACGCCGGGCUAAUCAGGAGCCAUAUUUGUCCUGUCACAACUACACAUUGCACUUUGGCGUGCUGCGUGAGGCCUUAUUAUUCUCCGGUAGCCUUUUUUGCAUCCGUUUUUUUCCUCCCUCGGCUGCAGAGCUAAAUAUAUCCAUCUGCUCAAAGUGUGUGAGUCAAGUGUGUGUACAGCACAGCGCGUAAAAAUGAAUGGACUUCCCCUGACGAGAUGGCGGUGAUUCGGUGUUUAGGAGCAGAAGGAUGUGUGUCACAGCAGCCACAGUUUUUCACCACUUUAUUUUAUUUCACGUGUGUGUGUGUGUGUGUGUGUGUGUGUGUGUGAGUGUGUGUGUGUGUGUGUGUGUGUGUCAGUGUGUUUCUCCGAGCUGAUAUGUUAAACGACAAAUCCUCUAAUAUGAGCUUCCACCAGGAAUUAAAUCAGGAAUGUAGCUCAGCAACAGCCGCUCACAAACAUGCAGCUUUUUCUCCCCUCCUCUCUCUCUCUCUCUCUCUCUCUCUCUCUCUCUCUCUCUCUCUUUGCCGCUUUGAUAAGGCAGAUAAAAGCAAAUAGCAUGGCUUGUGGCUGCGCGCACACACACACACACACACACUUAAAAAACAAAAAGAGAGAAAAAAAAAAAACACUAAUGAUCAUUUCGACUCGGUCCUGGACACUGGGCUGAAAAGUUUCCCCCCUAAAAAAAUCAGAAAUAAUUUGACAGAUUUUUAUUUUUUUAUUCUCCUCCUCCUCUCCUCCUCUCCUCUCCUUCUCCUCCGUCGACCGCCCUGCUUGUGUGAAGAUAUUUUUUGCGCCUGGCGGCCAGAGAACACACACUCGCAGAGGCACCGCGAGCCCGGACCCCCUGACACCGCGGGUCUUUGGAAUGCCUUAGGUACGAUUUCACUUUCGCUCACAUCAAUGCUGACCUGAAUGCCUUUCAUAUCUGAUCCGCCGUGUCUCUCCUGGUAAACAUCCCCCCGGGGGGAGAACAAAGAAAAGGAGCUCCUCUUCUUCUUCUUCUCCUUCUCCCUCUUAAUCACAAUUCAGCCCCCUUUCGCCCGCCAGCAGCAGCAGGGCUACACAUUUGCAUUCAGCAUCAGAAAAAAGGGCCUGAGAUGAAAAGGGGGGCGAGAGAGGAGAGGAGAGGAGAGGAGAAAAAAAAAGGAGAGCAAGAGAAGAAGAAGAAGGAGAGGAGGAAAGGAGAAAACAGGGAGAGAAAGAGAGAGAGAGAGAGGAGGGGUGGGUGGAGAGAAAUAACUAGGGUGUUUGUGGUUGUUUGUUGGUCGUCCCCUGGUUACAAGCCUUUUAUAGCCUCCACUACUCGAGCAGGGACCCCCCCUCCCUGACAGACAGAUAGUGUUACGAGAUGGCAUGCCCACACUAUUCGUGGCGAGUCACACUUAAAGGAAGAGAAGAAGAAGAAGAAGAGAAAAAUCCUCCAGUGGAGGAGAUAAGAGUCGGAGCAGGUGUCUGCUCCUCCUCGGCCUUUUUUUCUCUCCGCUCCUUCAGACGGCGAAAACUCCAUCAGUCAGCCGACGCUUGUCGUGAUUUUAACCGAGAAUAGAGUCCACCUGUGUUAGCGUUCAUAUUUUCUUUAUAGUGAGGUUCAUUUAAAUUCUUCAUGUCUGUAUUAUCUGAACAACCUGAGCUGUAAGGAAGGCUGCACGACCCGAAUCUUCUUCGGUUUAAAUGUGGAAAAAACAGGAAAAUCUUCUCUGUGUUUUUGUCCAAUUUUACAAAAUAAACCAGAAAAGAAUUCAUCCUAAAACAGCCGUAAAAUCAGCAGAAAGAAAAAACGUAUUUCUGACAUUUCUGAUGAUGAUUCUGAGAUCGUUUUUCUGUGCAGAGAGCAGAAUCAGUUCAUCUGCAUAGAAACACUUUCUGCUCAUGCUAACCUCAUUUUUUAAACACAUAUUUAAAAUAUUUCAUAUCCUUAAAGUUUCUUCUUUAACGGUUUAGUAUUUUAUUUUAAAGAUCAUUUAGAAAAAGGAUGAUGGGAACGAUGAUUUCCCGCCGCCCGACCACAGCCGCCCCCUGCUGCCCGCGCCUUUCCUCCAUGUUUGUUUUUAUCGAACAAACAUAAUCUCAUGACGUCAUGAAAAAUCUGCAUCACGGUGGUUUUUAAAGUCUGAGGUUGUAUGAAGAUUAAAUCUCUGUUUGAUAGUUUUCAGUUUAAAUUGAUUCAAACGAGUCGAUGAAAAAGAGAAAAAAAAUCUGCUGAAAAAUGACGUAAUGCUCCUUUAAUUUAAACACAAACCGCUCUUUAUCUGUUGCUUUACCGAAAUGAUUAGCAGGAUAUCUUUAUCACCUGAUUCCCAUGCUGGAUGUAUGCAAAUCUGAGGCAAAGAUGGGGGCAUGAAAGGGAGGAAAAGGGGGAGGGUGGGGGUACACGGCUCUUUAAAUGGCAUCAUGUGAUAUGGAUUCCACUUUCUCUCUCUCCCUCUUUCUUUCUUUCUUUCUUUCUUUCGUCCCCUUCUCUUUCAGAACUUUUUUUUCUUUUUUGGUUAAGAAGAAGGAUUAUCGGUACACCUUCCCCCCUCCCUCCCUUUUCUCCUCCCCCCUCCCUGGCCAAGCUGCGCAGGAUUUAGGCAGAUUUACUUCAGCAAACACCUUUGGACACUGGGGGGGAAAGUAGGAGUCUGUUUGCAAAAGGGGUCUUUUGUUCCGAGAGGUUCUGGAUAAAGCCUUACCAGGCAGCCGUGAUAUUAACCCGUGCUUUGGAGAAGAAGAAGGGAUCUCUUUUUUUUUUUUUAGGGUGGGGGGGGGGUUAACUCUUUGUAGGAGGACCCUCUGCUCCCUCUGCAUCCCCCGCCUCCCCCCUUUAAAAAAAAUCCAAACUGCCUUUCUGGAGCUCGGUGUUGAGUUUUGUUGUGAUUUUUGUGGUUUUGGAAAAGCUGCAGAAGUUACAGUGUAUUUUGGUGGAUGCACGCUCACACACACACACACACACAUAAACACACUAACACACACACACUCACGCACAUGCAUAGAGUAACUGCCAAGAACGAUGAAAGCGAGAGCGGUGGCUGGGCUCCGCUGCCUGACUAACACCGAGGCAUGAAUCAGCCAAUAGCGAGCCAACUCUGCGCCCUGUGACUUCCCUUUAUGUUUUAAACGACAAUAAUGAUGUAUCGCACAAAACAAUGCGGCGACACGGGCAGCGACGUGGCAUUCCCCGCAUGCUUUUGGCCUGAAUCAGCCGCGCUCCGAGUAAAAAUGGAGGCCGUUUUCUGGAGAGGCAGAUUUGAGAGCGCGGCAGCUGAACUGUUGCUGAACUUGUGCUUCGGCCCCAGAAGGCACCGCUGCAGAAAAAUCCGGUUUUCUCGCCGUUUGAUACCGGAGCGGUGGGUCAAAUUAGGCGAGUUCUGCCGGGCCGUGACAGAGGAGUGAGUUUUCAUUUGUUCAGAGUGACGCAGGGGUUGUCAGGAGUCCAGGUUUGUGCAGAGAUGAGGAGUGAUGGAGCAAAGGUGACAGACUUAAAGGUGUUUCAGUGGCGGUGGCGUUCUGCCUGUCAAACCCUGACCCACCUCCUCUCUCUCUCUCUCUCUCUCCCUCUCCUCCUCUCUCUCUCUCAGGAUUUGACAGGUCGUAUCACCCCCCCCUUCACUGUUAUGCACGCCUGUUCUGCGACACGCUAGUCUAAGUAAAGUUGCUCUGCAGUCAGAUGUCUUUUCCCUGCUUCCCUGACUUUAUUUCAUGCCUUCUUGCUUGUUUUCUCCUUUUUUUUUUCCUCUCUCACUCAUCCCCUGUUUUUCUUCUUCCUUGUGAUUUUGACAAAAAAGCAAACACCCAAAUUGAAAACUUCACUGGUCCGGCAAAUAAUUGCAUGCAUUUGCUGUUUUUCAUUUACGUGUGUACACUCUUUACCCUAAGCCGGCAUGUUUUAUGCAUUGCGUAGGACGGGGAGACGCAUUCUGAAAUAUCAUGCCUCAUUUGAGUCUUUCUCAAGUGAAAAUGCAAAGUCUUUAUUUGGCCCAUCCGUUCCGUCUCGUCCUGCUGUUUGCACUUAUUCAGUUGUUGCGCCUGCGUCUCGCCGUGUGAUUUUUCGACAUUUUCCACGCGUCGACUUUCUCUCCCAUUUGCGAGGGAGUCUGGGCGCGACAGACGACAGGUUGUCGAGCAGGUGUAAACUAACUAUUCGGAUUUCAUAAUCGGAUGGCAGGGGGGCGAGAAAGGAGUUUGAAAACACCUUUUUUUUCUCCCAACAAUGGUAUAUGUCGGGAGUCUGUUCUUCCAAAUGAGAAGUGAUCCAAGAAUAACUUCCAGGUUUAGAGUUUUUGGAAGAGUAGCCUCGUCAUUUUCCGCUUUUUUUGGAAGAUUUGAUGUAAUUUUUCUGUGUGUUUGAGUGUCUCAGUGUCACGUGAGCUCAGAUCUGCACUUAGAGAGUUAGUUUUAUGGAGAAACAAAGAAGGAGACCAAACACACAUCACAGCUUCUUCAAGUGUGUGUGUGUGUGACUUUUCUCUCCCGUCACCCGUAAAAGCGGCGCUCAGCUCUGUGAUGUUCCUGCAGAAAAAAGCAAUCACCUCCAUCGCCCAUUAAAAUGAUUUUUCUGCCUGUUUUUUCUGCAGCAGCUGCUUCAGAGACGACACCUUUGUGCAAACAAGUGUUGAAAGCAGCCUCCAGUUUUCUCCCCGCUCUGAUGUCGGCACCGCUGAUCUGCAAGCGCCGCUCGCUGCCACAUGUGCACACACACACAUUUAAAGGAAGCGCACGCAUGCGCACGUGAACGCGCGCAGACGCACACUCUUUGAUGUGUGUUUGAUUGUCGGGUGGAAGAGCUCUUCUGGCAAGGUCACGGCCGCGUGGAACAAUCAAUAACAGAUCAGCAGAUUAAGGCGCGGUGACAUCUGGAAAUCUGGGCCGGUUUUUAAAGAGGACUCCACACGCCGGCUCUUACCUUUCAUUCAGGAUAAUAGAACAUGCUUUUUGAUCAGGACUCGCUUUCGGACUCUUCUUCAUUAUUCACAAGGUGUCCCGCUUCCUCACCACCUAAGUGCGCCCCUCUCGUUACCUCCUUUUCUUCUCCGUCUUUUUUUCAUUUAACGAGGACUUGUCUGCUUCCGUUUGAGCUCCGGUUUCCUCCUCUCCUGGAAGUAAAUUCAGAUGUGUUAUCUCGCUUUAAUUGCAGCCGAUUGCCGAGCGAGAUUAGGACAAAAUUAGGUCAUUUUGCGGUUGCACAAAUUCCACUCACUUCCACGCUUUCAUCUUCGCCGUUGAUCAAGCACCUUCUUAAGCGGAGGUUGCAGCGGAAAAGAGGAAAUGGUCAGAAAUUGCUCGGGCUUCGUUGUUAUUCAAACAUACAUUUAACCUUUGGCAAGAGUGAGUCAAGGAGAGGAGAAACACGGAGCGAGGAGGGAGGGGAGGGAGGGGGCGCCGCCGCCGUUUAAAUGUCAUCUGUGCUGCUGCAGUCAGUGGACAUGUGUAGCCGAGUCGUCCCCGUUCAGAACCCAGAGAGGUGGAUUCACGUGUUAAUGAGUUGUGACGGGAGAGGGAGCCCCCGCUCCUGAACGCCUCGUGUCCCGCCGCUGUCAAACGCGGAUGUCAAACAAACACCUCCUCAGGUAGCGGGGGGAUAAUCACACCGACAGGCCUGUCCUCAGCCUUUCUGACGUGCAGGACAAACAUGAUCUGAGGCUGCAGAUAGAGAGAGAGGAGAGGAGAGGAGAGGAGAGGAGAGGAGGUCUGCGGGGUUUCAGGGACCGAGUUUUGGGCAAGGUGGAGGAUCUGGAGGUCAGAGACUCCGGGAAAGUUCAGAAACAUCAACAUUUUUACAUCCUCGUCUUCACAGUGACCUCAGAUAAAAAGUCAAGCAGACGGAGACGUGAUGAUUUCUGCAUCUUUGAUAACCUGCAUGUUGAAAAGGAGGAGAGAGAAACCUGGUUCUGUUUUUAUCAAAGGUUCAUGUUUUCUUGAUUUGCAUUAUUUCUCGUUCGGCUCCUUCAGACUCAAACAAACUACAAAUGCUUUCACAUGCAGACUUUAGGUUCACAUCAAAGAGGCCUGAAGGUUUUGGGUCUUUGUAGUUGUGGUCAUAAUUUUGGUCUGGGUGACAAAGUAAGUCUCCAGGAUCUGGUUUUGGGUUUUGAAACACUCUCUUUCAGGGAACAGAUACCGUGUGAUUAUUAUCAUUAUGCCCUUAUUUGAAGUCACGAUGAAGUGAUAAAUCUGCGGUCUGUCCCUGUGGUUGUGGCUGCAGUUUCGCUCUCGACGCCUGAGCGCUCUGGCCUGAAGCGGGCUGAUGUGAGUUUUGGCUGAGUUUUGGUCACAGAUCCUGUUAAAGCCCGGCUGCUGAGGGCUGAACGGGUAUUUCCUGACCCAGAAACCUGAUGGGGGACGGCAGAGAUUGGGUCACAGAUGGAGGCCGGGUGCUUGAUUGGGCCCUGUGACUCAGCCCGGCCUCUGGAGGAUGUUGUGAGUUUGAGCUGAAGGAGAAAGUUCGUACACUGAGACUUGGUUCGGUUCUGCCUGCUCCAAAACUUGGUCCUGGAGUCCCCCACCUCCAUCUCUCCCUCCUCCAUCCAGUCAGUCAGUCAUCUAAGCAGUCAGCCCGCUCUAAUUACUUCUCCCCCACCCAGGGGAAGCUACUUCCUUAUCGCUCGGCCGUCUUGCUCCGGCAUUCCUGAGAUAAAUUCCCCUCCACUUUGUUAUUCUUACUACUUAGGGGUAUUGGAAUUAGCAUGUCCAUCAAAGCAGACCUUGUACUCUUGUGCUUCUUUUCCCACCCCCCCUCCUCCCUUAUGACCUUAUCAGUGGUCAUACAUUACAGGCGGGCAUGGGGGACGUGCCCACGGGCAGCAGAGGUGAGUAACGGACAAAAGGUAUGGCGCCCGGUGUGUCUGAGGGAUGAUGAAGCGAUGCUAAUGUGCAGCCCGUGGCGUUUUACCGCGGUCUGGCCUUUUUGGAAGCGCAGGUACUUCAGGGCGGCGUGGAAAAGGAUUCGUCAGGUAGCGCGUGUAAAGAAGCGGCGACCUUUGAGGCUCUUCAUACCUGCUCAAACCGCCACGGAGUCAAUAAUCAGAGCUCAUUCAGACCCGUUUUUGAUCAGAACCGAGCCCCCUCACUUCCUUCCUUCCUUCCUUCCGCUCCUCGCCGUAUGUUUCCCAACAUGGUUUUAUACCUCAACAAGCAAAGCAGACGCCGCCUUCUAAACUGGCAAUCACAGUAUCCCUAAUGUUAUUACUUUUCAUAAUUAGUUACAGCAACACUCAUUCCACGACUGGCGGAAAGGAGUAUUCCUUAGUAAUUAAGGUAAUGAAAUAUUCAUUUAUGCUACCUUUUCAGCAGUCGCACAAAUGAGCCAGCCGUGCUUAAUGUCCGCCCUGCCUCUGAUUUUAUUAUGAUGGCAGACUGGCACAUCUGCAAUUAGCGCCUGCGUUGACAGUUAGCGUUUUUUGCGCGGGGCGGUAAGCAGAGGGAGGUGAGGUGAAGCGGCGGAGGGGAGGGGGGCGCCCUGCUGUGACUACACCCCCCUCUGAACCCCACCUUCCUCUCCUCUUUUUUGUGCUACCUUUAUCCCCUCCUCCCCCCGCCGUCUCCUCCCCGACGGAGAGGUUACCUUUUCCCAACGGUGCAAAAUCGACUUGACAUAACUGUUCAUCAGUUUCAGCCCCCCCGCCCGCCUCUCCCUGCGACUCCCCCCCUCCUCACCCCGAGGUAGUUUGCAUCAAAUCAGGCCCAGUCAAGCUUCAAGUGGAAAUUGGCAGGCCAGAACCUGACAGAGGAGAGAGAGGGAGAGAGAGGGAGGGAGGGAGGGAGAAGUGAAGCAGGAGAGUCUGAGGGAUGGGAAACUGAACUACAUCCAAGAUGGUGGCCGUGGGGUCAAGCUCUGGGGUCAAGUCCCAAAUCAGAUCAUGAUGCAGGUAAACCUGAUUUACCGCUCGCUGUCGUUUUUGGAUUCCUCGUCCGUGUUUUCGAGUUUCCAAAAAUUCAUACAGUUUAUUUAAAAUAACCGUCAUCAUCUUCACAUUUAGGCUGAGCAGAUAUCCGUGAUUCACCUCGGAGAAGGUGUGAAUAAAAUCCACGCAGCAUUAGAGAGAGAGAGAGGGCACGCCGGAGCGCCACUUUUCCUCUCAACUGAAAUAACUUUUCAAGACUGGAGGUGAAGAAAGAUGCUAUUUCUGCAGCGACUGAACGUGUUAGAGAUGUACAGAGUGAUCGUCAACGCGGGGACGAGGCGCCGCAGGAAUAAGACACGCUCUAACAACCAUCCAUGAACUCCACGUGGAUGUAGAUCUGAUUCUGUUGGUCCUGGAGUAUCGGUCCAGGAGACUUUUUUGUAGAUCUAGUCAUGAUCCAUCAGAAUACCGAAUUUCAUCCUUCUAGGUUGAAAUUUUGAAGAAUUAUAGGGGGCGCCACUGAGCCGUCAAGCACUGAGAAACUAAACCUGUUUUAAACAUCCUCUUCCUUCACGAGGCUUGUCGCUACCCGAUCCGUCCUGGAAACCCGGAUCAGGUAGUGUACCAUGUGUACCACUUUUGAUGACUCAAGUAUCUCAAACGCCUCAUUAACCUACUUCCUGUUUGAUGCUAGUGCGCGGUACGACUUGUCUAAAUAAGGUUAAUUCAUGAAAGAUGAUUGAAAUAAUAAAAUUACUUGAACUUAUUUGGACAAAAAGCACAACAACAGUACCAAGAACAGCUUUAGUAAGACUGUAAACAAGCCUGUAUUAUGAGGCUAAGCGCUAAUGCUAACGCUAAUGCUAAUGCUAGCUAGCUAGCUAAACAUUCCAGCGUGCGAAUAAUUUGUCAUUUUUAAUUUGACGUUUUUGGAUCGGUAAUGAGAGGGUUCGGUGCUGGACCUGCGAGGACGUGUUUAUGUGCCAUCGAUUUGAAAAUGGCUGACACUCGCAAAGAGUCACACAUGUUCGCCAGGCGACAGCACAUCUGCACACACACACACAGACACACAACGUCACCCACAAACACACUCCAGAUCUGCAUAUUUGGCCACACAUGCACACAUUAUACACACAUUGGCACACUCUUAGGCCUAUAUAUAUCACACACACACUCACGCACACUUCACACACGCUCACACGCAUGCUAAUUGGCGUGCAGACAGGUCACAGCAGACGCAGAUGUGCCGUUUUCUUCUUCUUCUUCUUCUUCUGUUUCUUUCUCGCUGCUGAAGCUCGCCGCGGCCUCGGAGGGGAACAGAGAGGGACUUUGUGAUGAAACUUUUAGUGAAUCUCGCUGCUCCAGUUCUGUCGCCGCCACGUCACGGAGCUCAGAAACGCUGCGUCCUCCCCCCUCCUCACCCACACCUGCUCCCCCCACAGCUGUUAUAUAUUCUUAUUAAAGCCGAGUUGGAGAGGUGCAGAUGAUCGUGUUUUUGAUCACUUUCUCCCUUUACUUUCUCCUCUUCUCCACCUCCUUCUGUCUUCAUCUUCCCCUCACUCAUAUUUCUCUCCCCCUACCUCCCUCCCUCCCCCGUUUGCAUGUGCUCUGACGGGGCUGAUGGCCGUUUCGACAGGGGCAGCAUUGAGGUAAAACGGUGUGACGGCAGAGUUUUGUUAAGCCGAGAACAAAGGCUCAGAGAUGCCGGGCCGAGGCCAUUGUCCCGCCGCCCGUAUUGGCCUUGCCACAGUUUUGCAGGAUUUAAUGCUCUGUUUACCUCCAGCCAAUCGCGGCUAAUAUUCAAAGAGGAGCUUCUUCCUUUUUAGACGCACCUCAGGAUGAUUUCAGAUAGACCCGUAAAAACCGGAUUCAGAGAGAGCUGCAGAAAAAAACGAGUUUGUAACUCGGUAUCUUUGGAUUAAACGUCAGAGGAGAAACCUUCAUCUGCUUUAGAAAGACUCUCCACCCUCUCCUGUAAAGAUGACCACACCGGUUUCAGACCUCCACCCCCCCACAGAAAGUGUCUGUCACUGUGACUGGGAGAGAGAUAUGAGGCAAGUGUGUGUCUGUGUGUGUGAGAGUGUGUGUCUGGUCCGUUGGAGUUCCCCUGCAUGGUCUUUGGGCAAACUGAAAGCAGCGCUCAGUGGGAUUAGGGAAUGAGUGUUGCUGGGGGUUGGCUGUGGGUGGAGGACACAGAGCACAGGAGGAUUCUGGGAGUUUUUUUCUGCCCUGUGGCUGCAGGGAUCUCCAUAGGUUUUCUAUAGGAGCGGUCCGGUCCAAGUAAAACCUGUGAAAGGGUGCAAACACAAGUCCUACAUCCAGGAACGCACGACAACAAACGGUGUGUUUUCAUUUUUACUGCGACUGUCACUCUGACACCGACAUAAAAGCAAACUUUCGGAGAACAAGGGGCAAUAAACGCGGCGGAAAGCGCCGUCAUCGAACCCAAUGAUAAUUUCACGAGGGCAUAAAGAUUAUGAGUCCAUUCCAGUAGCACCCAUCUGUGCUUUCAUUCGCCGCUAUAUACGCGGCGUGUAGUUAAAGAGGAGGCUGAGGAAGGAGAGGGGUGACUUUCAUUUGGUGAAAUAGUUUGUUAAGGUCAGGAAGACGAGGGUGUAAUCCUCCUCCUCUUCGGCGUGAUGGACAGGCGAGGAGGCCGUCUGCGGUUUGAUUUUUGGGGGGAGAAGAAAACAAAUGAGACACCUCCUCACAAAUCCUCCUGGAGCUGCUCCGGCGAUUAACGGGUUAACCAAAUGAAACAAUUUGUCAACACACAAACUCGCUCUUUCCAAACCUCUUUCUGCAGAAGCGUUUUUUUUUUUUUUUUUUUUUUUGCAAAACAAUUACAAAAUUACAGUAGAUAAAAACUGAACGGCGCCAGUAUUUAUGCAAUCAACAUAACGAAGAAACAAAACAAUUUAAUGUGGAAAAAUCAUCAUUCAUCUGCAUUAUAAUUGCUUCUCUUUCACAUCUACGGGGAUGGUUAAUUAAAAUUGUGAUUAAAUGCGCCUGCACUGCCUAAGAUGUCUUCCCCCUAAACAGGUGCUACAGAAUUUAAAAGUAAAGAGAAAAAGCUAAUUAGCAUUGGAAAUUGAGAAAUUGCCUGCAAGAAUCAGUGUUAAUUUCACUCACUGAUGAGGUAAUUUAUAAAGGGGGAGCGCCGCCGCCGCCGAGGAGGAGGAGGAGAGUCUGUGCAACACCAGAGAUUGCUGCAACACCGACUCCUCCACCACCCCCCACCUCCUCCUCCUCCUCAUCAUCCCAGCUUUCCCAGUGUGCAGGUGAAGCUGUUUGGAAAACAUUGAAGCUGUUUGGUAUUCUGUCUUCGUUAGAGUUCAUCUGUGCCCCCCCGCAACAGCCGGAGUAAACACCAAAGACUAAAUAAUGAUAUGUUAGGGCACACACACACACACACACACACACACACACACACACACACACACACACACAGAUGAAACGAGGGAUGGGGAAACGCACGUGAGUCAUUAGGAAGUCGAGGUUUAUCCAGGUGUGAAAACACAGAGUUCACUCUUCUUCUCCAAAAGCUCAGAUCCGAGUUUUAAACUUUUCACUUCGACUUAGGAAAAACACGACAUCAAGACGGGGAUGGCGUGGUUUUUUCCUACUCAGCUCCGAUCAGAGGAGUUUGGACGCCGUCCUCUGCCCCGCUCAGAGUUUCCAGAAACAUCUCAGAUACUGCUGAUCUCCGGCGCUCGUGUACUCCACCUCCCCUCCGCCCCCCUCGUAAUUACCUGUCAUUGUCCAUCAUUAUAGUUGGCCUUGGAGAAAUGUCAGGCCUGGAACGAGCCGGAGCCAAACUGUUCCAUCAUGUUCAGAACUUGGCCACCGCCGCCGCGUCGCAACCCUCUCUCUGAAUUCCCCCAAAGUCCGAUCGAUCUCAGCGAGUCUGUUUAUCUGCGGUCUGGGAAAGAUGGCGGCGGAGUGGAGGUUAGUUUGGGAUUCCAGCUCAGAGGGGUGCCCUCCCUUCAUGGGUGGGUUUCCAAACUUUUCUGCAUUUAAAGAGUUUUUUCAGUUUGCACGUUUAAACCUUCUUAGUUUGACUUUUGAAGGAUAAACGAACAGAGAGAGAAGACUCCAGGUCAGGUUUCUAACAGACGCUCAUGUGUUUGUGAUCGUUUCAAAUAAAAACCUCAAAAUUAAGAAUUCCUCGCUCCUCCGUAAAUAUGAAAAUGCAGAUUUUAAUCUGCGGCAACAACUUAAAAACGUAAAAAAGUAAUAAGUUACUGUCCUGUCCACUCAAACUGGAGCCAAUAAAAGGUCACUUAACUAACCAACAGACCUCUACAGGGAUCGACAUGGACUUUUUUAUAAGUUUAAAAAGUAAGGAGCACACAAAAGGGCUUUAGGGGCAGAAUGAAAAUUGAUCGAAUAAUGUUUGUCUUAUUGAUUGACUUAAAUACAAUUAUUUGAAAUCAAUUUUAGAUCGAUUGAUCACAUGACAUUGAAGCUAUUGUAGGAAAUGUUCAAAAUUUCCCUCUAAAUUUAACACAAAAAUAUUAAGAGGACAAAUUAGGGAAAUAAAGAGGUGUGUCUCAUUGUCCGAUCUUAGUACUAUUAUUUGAAAUCAAUUUUAAGUCUUUUGGUCACAUGACAGUGAAACUAUUGAAGGAAAACAGCCUUUUCUGAGAACAUCAACCAGUAAUUUAUUGAGGGUCCCUUAUUCAACACCGACGUUGACAUCCUCGCUAAUACCGAUAUAUCCUCAGUGAACGUCCAUCAAAUUUUCAAAUUAAAACUAACUUCACCGUGAUUUUCUUUACGCGCUCAUGUGUCUCUAAAUACAUUUUACAAUUCGCACACAUUUAUUUUUAGUCGAGUUAAACGGUCCCACCAUCGAGCCCCGCUCUAUCCAAACCCCAGUUGGGUUCCCCGUCUUCUUGGCUGUGUGUCUGAAGUCCCCAAACUCCGUCAUGUCCCUCUGCUCUGGUCUGUAAAAACUCGAACAGACGUGACACCAGCAGCUGAAGUUCUCAGAGAAAUUGGCGUUGGACAGGUGGGAGAGCGGGUUGAGCUAGCAGGCCGUAGGUCAUUAGGCUUCCACGGCGGUGGAGCUGAAGCAUCACGCCGGCGUCCACGAGGUGAAGAAAAAAAAAAAAGGAAAAGCCAAUUUGCUGAGACAUACUCUGUCGACCUUUCAUCAUAACUGGAGCUUUUUUCUUUUAGAUUAAGUCCAGUGAGCAGAACUCAGCCGCCUGUCAGACCCUUAAGCCCCACACCCCACACCCUCCACCCCUUCACUUUUUAACAAUCGUCUCUCUCACUCAGCCUCAAAGCUCCCCCAACUUUCUCCGGCUGCUAUGUGACAAAUCAUGUACUUUACACCCCGCCCGUCUGCGCCCCCCCACCGCCGCUCCUGACAUCCAAGCUGCUCUGUUGCGAGGCCGCAUUCCUCCCGGUCCUCUCAUCACAAAACCUGAAGGUGUUUGAGGGAUUUCACACCCAGUCCAGAACGUUCCCCGUGAUCCACUGUAGCAUCUCUAAGGUUGGAGAAGACCUGCAGAUCUGUGCUCCACUUUAUUAUGAAGCAGAAGUUGCACCAAACUCUCAGAUUGUAGAUUUCGGAUCUGUCAUCUGAGCGUCUCUGAAAAAGGUUUUUAGAGCAGCUGCUGCAGAUUCAAGAAGAACACGGAGGAACCGGUCCAAACUCUCUCAACCUCAGCCCCGCUCCUCCAUGAUUAUUUUAUUUCAGGAUUUCUCCCCCUCUCCUCCUCCUCCUCCCCCUCUUCUUCUUCUUCUCUUUUUUCCUACUCCGAGUCACUCCGCUGAACAGGUCAGGCAGUAAGUGACAAGGUAUUUCGUCGUUUUGUGAACCUUUGCCAGACUGAUUGUUCGGUGCAAGUGUAGUGUAACUGAGCCGCUUGUAGCUCGCCGGAGUGUGGAAAAUAAGAUCGAGGACUGAUUUUUUUUCCCUCCCUCCCUCCCUCUCUCUCCCUCCCUCUCUCUCUCUCUCUGUCUCUCACUUGCUUUUACAACAAUGUGAGAUAGUAAAAUAGAUAUCCAGUGGCCGGGCGAGAGCUCCCGUGCGCCGGCGUUGCUGUCGCUCUUCAUACAUAUCCGUUCCACCUGACAGCCCGCUGCAUCGCUCCAACAUUUACACUCGCACCAGUUUGACCCGUGACCACUUGUGCGCUAUUACCGCCGCUCUCGCUCCUCUGUUUGCACCCAGGUUAUGAGCGUGAGCCGUCCGCGUACCGCCAGCGCCGCUCAGAAGCUCUUUAAGUUGUCGACGCAUUUCUGCCCCAGUGAAAGUACGACCAAGUCUAGUCCUGUUUCUGGUUAGAAGUGGAGUGGUGACGGUCGGUUUACGGGCUGGAAUAAUAAAUCAUGAGUGUUUGCACCAGAGCUGACUCACAGUGAAAGGCAAAAUAAAGAAAGAGAGAAAGAAAGAAAGAAAGAGGGAAAGAAAGAGGGAGUAUUUUCAUUUUUCAGUUUCAGCUCAGUAAGAGAACAAAAAGAGUCAUUUCUUCAGAGUUUCAGGACUUCUUUAAGGAGUAAAUAUGUUUUUUUUUCCAGUUUUACUUUAUUAAAACUCCUUAAACAAAAACUCAAAACACACUAAAGUUGAAUCGAAAUGAUAAAAAGUGAUUGAUCCACUUCUUUAAGACGAUUUCCUUCAGUCUUCUCAUGUCCCCUUUUUUCUGUUUUCCCGCUGUAAACCAGAGUUUGUUCUCAUGACUAGAAAAGUGCGAGUUUUUGCUCACAGAUUCAUUCAGAUAUUUACUCCAAAAGUUUCUGUGAUUCUUAGAAGAAAAGCUGAUUUUUCUGCAGGAUUGACUCUGUCGUACGCUGGUUUAUAUUCUGCGUCAGGUGAGAGUUGGACGUGGACCGUCUUCUCAGGUUCAUGCAGCAGAGUAAACCACCUUGUUCUGGUGUGAUGGAUGGUUUCUCUCCCGCUGUGCUUCUUGUGUUUUCUAACAGCGUUGUGAUGUGAUGUUUGUGUGGAUGUCGUGCUGUCGGAGGAGUGGCACUUUAUCGGGUAAAAAAAAAGGGUUUCCACGACUUCAAAAACAAGACAGAGAGAAAGAAAGAAAGAGAGGAAAGACCUCCCUGAAACCCUGAGGGAGAGAGAGUCGUACGACGACACCAGGGGGGAGAAAACAAUCGCUAAUAUUAGGAGGAGAGGAGAGGAUGGGGGAGGAGGGGGAGGAAGACUCACUCACACACACACAAACAAAAGAAAAAAAAAACCUCGAGUUUGUUUAUGUGCACAUAAUGCGAGUGUGUGCGCCCGGUGAAGCGCCGCAAAUGGGAGAAGUAUGCGUGGGUUUCUCAGGUAACAGGAUUACGUGGGCACAUAAUUGAUCCAUUUGGGGGAAAAAUGACAGGGCUCUAAAGAGGCCCCGGCUUUGGAAAUGGAGUUUAUGAAACAGGCAUUCGUAAAUUCAAAGGAAUCAAUAUGUCAAUUUUAUUACAUCUCCGGGCCAGAUGGGCUUUAAAGGCACAGCAUCAUCCCUUUCUCCUCUCACCCUCGCUCGCUCUCUCGCUCUCUCACCCUCACUCACUCUCUCUCUCUCGCUCUCUGCUCUGUCGUCUGCUGCUCAGGGUCUCUCCAUCAACCUCUCUGAUUUCCACCAUCCUUCUUCUUCUUAUUUAAAGGAUGUUUUUAUCUCUGGUUGACUUCACGUAUGUGCAGCUUUAUUUUCUGUGUUGUUGUAUUUUUAAUUAAAACUCAGUUAUUUUACUUUAUGAGUUUUCCUGCAACAAAAUUUGAGAUUUUCUAAAUAUUUCAGGACUUUUAGCAGGAGGCUGAUUCAGGUUACAUCUCCAGUUUCAAAUAUUGAAAAUAAAUCUAUAAAUCUCUCUGCAAAUAUUCAGAUUCAGAUCUGAGAUUAAACGCCCCCUUGCUCACCCCUCCUGAAGCUCUCAAACACACGUAUAUGAGAAGUUUGUCCGCUCUGUGCUGCCGUAGAAACAUGGCUGUGAAGAUGGCGGCCUCUGUGAAGGAGGACUCGCUCCUUUGUCGAUAUAACAGACUCAGUUUCUGUGUUUUCAGGUGAUUUAAACAUAAUUUACUUUAUUCUGUUUCUACUUAAAGUUUAAAUAAAUUCUACAGACUGAACCUUUAACUCCAGUUUAGUGGGUUUUAUCUCCUUUUUUCUGUCAUAUUGAGCUGAAACAGAAGAAAACAUCUCAUGUUUGAUGUCCUCAGAUGAGUUUUUAUAUCCUUGUUGAACUAAAGAGAUAAACAAGUUUAGUGUUUUGAUUUUAUUUUAACCCCAAACUUUCUGUUCCUUUUAUUUCAGCGACUAAAACUUCAAUCUGAGACUUUAGUGGUUAAAAUCUUACAGCAAAUGAAAGUCUAAACUACACCAGUGUUAAGAUUAAAUAAAAUAAUCCACAUUUUAAAGUAUUUCCUCAAAUAUAAACUCUGAUCUUUUUAGUUUUUUGUGUUUUGACGUGUUUACAGAUAAUAUCUGACCAUCAUGUCAGGAAACUUCCUCUCUGGGUUUCAGUUCGUCCGUUCUUCUCUCUGUUUGUCUUUAAUUUUCAUGCCACUGUCUCGUCUUAUCUCUCCGUCUCUUCCUCUCUAAUUCCUCGUCUGUCCUCCUCUCCUCUCUCUCUCUCUCUCUCUCUCUCUCUGUUUGUGAGGCAAAGGUCCUCAGUGGCCAUUUUGUCGGGGACAUUUUGCAUCCAUACAUGAGCACAGUUAUGUCUCUGUUUGUGUGCAGAGGAGGAAGAAGAAGCUGCGUGUGUGUGCAUGUGUGUGUGUGUAUGUGUGUGUGUGUGUGUGGGGCCUCAGCGGUAUCAAAUAUCCCCGUCCAAGCAAAUGCAUCAGCUGAAAUAUGUUUGUCAAUGCAGCUGUUGACUCAACACUAUUAUUCUUUAGAAGAAGCCGGCGAGCACAAUAAACGCUUUCGGAUCUCGGCCAAUCGUCUCCAAAAGAGAGAAAGAGGGAGAGAGAGGGAGAGAGAGAGAGAGUGUGGGUGGGUGGGGGGCAGAUUAAGCACUCUGCAUUUCCCUUCGCUAAAAUAUUCACAUUUCAUUUUAAUACAACGGCAUCCCAGGCAAGAUUUAAUUACCAUCCAGCACUAUAAUGCAAAUGAAUAAUGCAGCAAAGACUGAUGCAAACGGAUAGAAAUCAUAUAAGACUCAGUCAGUGUGAGGUACCUACCUACGAAUGAACGAACCAACAUACAGUCAGAGAGAGAGAGAGAGAGAGAGGGGGGAAAGGUUAAAACAUCCACCCUGAGAUGCUCCCUCUUCUUCCUCUUCCUCUUCCUCUUCCUCUUCUUCCUGAAAAAGAGGAAGAGGAGCAGCAGCGGUACAAUUACCCGGCCCAUGCAGCGUCCCCGGCGUUUGCCAGGAUUUUCCGUCUCCCAUUCCAGUAGUUCAUUUUUGGAGUAAGUAAAUAAUAAGAAGUUGGUGAUGCUUGCAUUUUUAAUUCCACCCCCUCCCCUCGCCGCACUUUUCUCCCCUUGUUCAGUUCACUGACUGACAUCUGCUAUCAAUGCUAAGCAGGUGUUCCCGUGCAAACAGACGUGCCCCUGUUUGUGUUUCGCCGUCCCCGCCACCGUGCACCCAAAUGAGCAACGUGAUUAAGAAUCCUGUAAAUUUUUGAAAGGAAACGGAUGGCUGCCCGGCUAGAACGUAAUUACACCGCCGCCGACAUCCUCCUGCAGCAGCAGCAGCAGCAGCAGCAGCAGCAGCAGCCAGAGCCAAAGCAACAGCAGAGAAUUAAUAAUAUAUAAUGGCAUCUUUCCUUGUAAUUCAUAAAUGAAAUAAAAUGAAGGAGGAGUAACCGCUGAUAAGUUUUUUUCUCUUUCUUUCUCUCUCUCUCUCUCGGGGGGAGCGGGGGCAAUUUUCAGAAAUUGAGUCGAGACGAUCAUCUUCCACGAUGCGUUAACUCGACUCAGUGUGUGUGUGUGUGUGUGUGUGUGUGUGUGUGUGUGUGAGGAAGAGCCAUUUCUCAGGCUUUUCCUUUGACUUUCUUCUGCUUCUCUUUAGCUCAUUUAUUUACUAAAUGAGGCCUCGGCGUUCCUCCGUUCGCUCCCUCGCUCUUCCUCCACUCUCUGUUUUUGUCAUUAUCCGCUUUCACUUCUGCUCUACGAUCACACGAGACGCCGCAAUGGACAAUUAGCUACGACACCUCAAGUGGCGGCUGACUUGGACUUCAGUGGAAGUUCAAAGUCUGUCGGCACAUUAAGUUUUUACCUCGAAUGAUGUUUUGGGACGUGAACCUGGAGGAGAAAAGGUGCACGACGAUCCAAAAACACCAUCAGACGUGAGAGUCUGUGCAGUGAGAUCUCAAAUGAGGCUGAAAUGUGCCAAAGAGGAGUACAAGGAGGAGGAGGAGGAGGAGGGGAGCAGACGGAAACCUCUGGGGAGGUGUAGGGAGGAAGGUAGCGUGACACACAGGCCAACUAAAACGGCGUGAUGAAGAGCGGUUCUGACAGAAGCUGUCCCCCCUCCCCUCCUCUCAAAGAACGAUGAUUAUUUCUCUGUUCCAUCCGUCCAAAGAUAACAAUCAGAGCAGCUGCCAGGUACAACAGCCUCCACCUUUACACGGCCUCAAACAUGAUGGAAACCUGCUGUUGGCGCUGAGGGACGUUGUUCGACACGUUCUGGGACGAUGGCUGCCACGCUCCGCCUCCGUUCGGGGGCUUUGUGGAGUUAGAGAGCCUUGUAAUGCACUUUUCACCUAAUUUAUAUCCAUUUUCUCGGCGCAGGCACCUUGGCUACCGUUCCCUCCCGCGGCAGCUAUUGAUAGCGGCUGACAGACGCUGUUUGGACAGUGAAAGGUGCGCCUCCCCGUAAACGCCGGCUUGCAGAAGGGGGAGGCGACGCUCCUCUCCUGUCCCCUCUAAUCAGAGCCAGAGAUGGUCACAUCCUCCCUUUCGGAUACGCGAUAAUUACCCUUCUCUGUGAACGCCGGGGCUUCACUCCGAGCAAGGAGGGACAGACCCUGACAAUUAUAUUAGGGAUGUGUGUGUUUGUUUCUCCCUGUAAAUCCCCGCACGCCGCCUUGUAGCCAUCUUUCCCCUCGCCACAGCUGAAAGAGUUAGUCCGCAGCUCAUGAUAUGAAAUAAUAAGGUGUAGUUGUGUGUGCGGCUCCCGACUGUAGCGGGACAAACAUUGUUUUUGUCUGUUUGCGAUCUCUAUAAAGGGCUGCUGUGGCAGAGAUCAGUGGGUUUGCUGUGUGUGUUGCUCUGUGGGAAGAACAAGGCUCUGACACAGCCGGGGUGAGAGGGUUCGGCCCGAUUUGGGAGAGCAAUGCUAAAGAUGUGAACAUUUCUACAUAAAUUUACGGCAGAAAGUGACGAUAUCUGACCUUUAAACGCCGCUUAUCCAGACGCAGUAAAGCCAGAGUCUGCUGUGAGGAGCUUUGUGUGAACGGUGACCCAAGCACAGACGCAGAGUCAGUUUUUCAGUUUCACCGAAUCAUAAGUGAUCAUCACGCUCUGACCGAGUCUGUCGUAAUCUGCUUUCUCUUUAAAUAUAGCAGCAGCAGCAGAGAGUGUGGCACAAUGCAAUCGGACCCAAAAUAGACCAACAUAAGAGAGUAUGGUACAUUACAACACCGCCUCAUGUUACAUAACCGCGGGCUGGAUCUGCGAAAUAGAGCGGUGCUGCAACGCAAAAGAGAUCAGAGUGCAUUAAAGGAUGAGAUCAUGACGGAGCAGGAUGGAGUCUCAGCCUACAGAUCCAAGACCAGCGAAUGGAGGUGUCAGCUGAUCGGGCUUGCAGGAAGACAAGGCCGUGACCACCUGCGUGUAACUUUGGGGAGUUGAGAAUCGAUUGCAAUAAAAUACGUCUUUUUGCAUGAUGGCGAAACACAUUAGAAUCAGAAAUUUAGCAGCUUUAUGUAGCUUAGCAUGAACUAAAAUACCUUAAAACAGCUCCAACAUAGCCCAGUAUAAAGUGCAUAUAUUAGAGGAUGGUUGCAUAGUGGUUUGUCACAGUUGUGCCAAGUGGAGCUGAGUGCAGGUGUACGCACAGAAGCAGCCCAGUUAUGAAGCUUUCUUAAUCCAGCAUUGUAGUGGGAGUAUACUAGUUUAUUAUGCAUGAAUGGUAAGACUUGUAAUGUUAAAACAAGCUGGCUCUAUUGAUGAAGAGGAGCUGAGAGUGACCUUUCAGGAGGUCUGGCACUGACCCUGGACGCCGAGUCUCCAGCUCGCAGCCUGAAAGAGUUAAUGUGUAACAGUGGACGGGUGAUUGUGGCGAACAUGUGUGACAGCAGUGUGAGGAGGAGAACAGGGCCGCUUCUCUCUCUCUCUCUCUGUGCUGAGCUGAUACAGAUGCACACAGAGUUCUGUUGUAACCUUUAGAAAGCCGCUAUAAUAGUACUGACAGUGUGUGUGUGUGUGUGUGUGUGUGUGUGUGUGUGUGUGUGUGUGUGUGUGUGUGUGUGUGUGUGUGUGUGUGUGUGUGUGUGUGUGCAGCACAGAGAGAGAGAGACACAGAAAAACUCUGUCUCUGCUAUCUCCUUCUGUGGUCGUCAGCCCGUGUGUGUGUGUGUGUGUGUGUGUGUGUGUGUGUGUGUGUGUGUGUGUGGACGAUGUUUUCCUCCUCCAGCUGCUGGGAGAUGAUUCGGGUCACCGCGGGCUGCCUGGGCGGAGGGGGGGGCCAACUGACGAAUCAAGGGGGCAAUUGUGUCUGGUGCCAGUCAGUCGUAAUUAAGAGCAGGAUCAGGGGGUGGACGCACACCGAAGCAUGCACAGGGAUAGACCUCAGGACAUAAAACCACGCGCACGUAGACAUAUACAGGGACGCUCACACACAUACUUAAUCCAGGCUUCUAUACAGAGCAGCUCACCUGAAAAUAAUCGCUCCGAGGGGCAGCAGGGGAUGCAAAUGAGGCCGGAGGUUAGCGUGGGAAAAGUGGAGCAGCGUAGCCUGGGACUAGGUGAUCCUCCGGGCAGGGGGCCGGCCUCAGGAGGGGCCUUUGUUUCCAGCCUCCGUUUAAAAAUGCCCACCACAACCUCCUCCUCCUCCUCCUCUUCGUCCUCCUCCUUCUUCUCUUCCUCAUCCCCCCACCGCCGCUCCUCUAUCACCUCCCAGCCCGGGCCAAGCAGAUAGAGAAAAGCAGUGAUAUAUGGUUUGUUUAACAAAGGGAGAGGUGUGUGAGGGGGGAGUGUGUGUGUGUGUGUGAGUGUGUGUGUGUGGGGGUCGGACUCAACAUUCAUUCAGGUUAGUUUCAUGUGAAGUGACAGGUUUGUUUUAUCAGUCAGAGGUGGAAUUAUGGAGACAGAUACUCCCAGUUUGACUCUCAGACUAGAUUCUGCAGAGAUGAAGCAUCUAGAUUCAGAAAGACGUUUAUUUCCUGCUCUGUGAGCCUAAAAAGAAGCUGAAUAUGACCUCUGGACUGGAGGGUUGGCUUGUUCAGGACUCAACGCUCCAAAGUUGUUCAUGAGAAGUCUGCAGCAGAAUCACAAGGGUGUGCAGAGUUUCAGGUUUGGGUUCAUAAACGGGGAUGAGUGUGAGUUCAGUUCAGGUGUUUCUCGGUCAAAAACGCUCCUCCGUCAGCUGUGAGGAUUGUGAGGAGCUGUUUGUCUGAAGUCGUGUCGUAAAGUCAUCAAACUCUUCAAUCAUUAACUCUUUUCUUCUCUUCUCUCUCUUUCCGGUGCUGAUCCUCCUCCUCUUCGCUCCUCCUCUUCGCUCCUCCUCACUCCAAAGCAGGUAAGCUCUUGUUCUUGUCUUUUGUUUUCGUGCUUCAUUGUGUCAACAGCACCUGUAAAACCUCCUCACACACACCCAUCAUCAUGCAAACACACCGUUUCACACACACACACAUUCGAACCUGCACCCGGAUGAAUUCCUGAGCUGUAGCGAGGAGGGAAAUAUUGCUUUGUGAACAACACUUGUUCAUAAAUAUUCAAAGACUUGCAGCUGUAAAACGUGUGUACGAGGAGGAAAAAACCUCCAAACAAGAUGCUUGGCGGUGGCGUAAAUGGAAGAGCGCGGUUGCAACCUGUUUGCCGCAGUGGCUGCUGCUCAGAGCGGCCUCCAGACGCCCGGCCGCUGUAAUACCUCUCUCUCUUAAUUAUUAUUUAUUGGCACUACCUCUGGCUCCCUGCGCCUCUCCUCUCGCCUCCUCUGUCCCCUUUAUCGCCUUUCUAAAUAAUUUCUACAAAUGAGGAGGUUUUCUCCGCUGCACGCAUGUACGCGGCGCUCAGCUUUCACUCAUCAAAGUUUAAUCGAAGCCCACGUUUUAGUUUUUUCGAAUAAAGCACACUUAAAAAAUUUAGAUGCAAAUUAUUUUGCAUUAUUCAUGCAUUCUCCCAGUCCUUGUAGAUUUAAACAUUUCCGAGGCCACCUUGAUUCGAGUAAUUACCUAUGCCUCGGCAGGCUCCGUCAUGAAUAAGGUAUUUCCUACAAGCAGAGUAUGUGCCUGAUGAGCUUUUAAAGUGGCUCUACACCCAACUUGUGUAUUGCUUCUCCUGCAUGAGUGACUAGAACAUGCAUCGCAAUCGCUCUCAGGUGGGGCGGGCGGGCAGGGAGAGGUGGGGGCGGGGCUGGCGGGGCAGCCGAGAGUGACAGCACUCUCACUUUCAUGCACCGGGGGCCUUCAAGUCUCUAUCUGUCGUCUCCUUUGUCUCCUCCGUCCCCUCCCUCCUUCCCUCCCUCCCUCUGCUGCUCCUCGUGUCACUGCCCUCAUGGUCUCUGCUUCACGCUUUGCAAAAUAUCUCCAUCUCUGCCAGACGUUUAUUUCUCCGAAUCGGCCUCAGUUUGAGAGAGACGGAUGUGCUGUAGAGAGAAAACAGAAACAGAGGAAUAGAUGGACUCACGGGUGAAACAGGUGGAUUUAUUUCUGUCAUGUAACCCGAAAUAAUCUGAGUGAAAUAAACUCGGUCUGAGACGUCGGUGUAAAAAGAUAAAGCUUCAGUUUCUCUCUUUGCCCUUUCCUCCCUCCUCACCCCCUCCUCACCCGCCUCCCUCCCUCUCCCUCUUUGUAUCUUUAUCCAUUUCAGUCUGAAGGAUCCCAAAGUGUCUCAGAUCUGAGCAGCCUAAUACCCACCUUUAAGCCGCGCGGCUUUGAAAUCUCUUUUCGACAUAACAAGGGGAACUUAGCUUUUCCUCCACUUUACCUGAGUGCCGCUGAAGAUCCUCCCAAAUCACACCUGGCUUUGUUGGGCAAACACUCGCCCUCCUCCUCCUCCUCCUCCUCCUCCUUUCCUCCUCCUCCUCACUAACACCUUGUAAGCACUUCUUGAUGUCUGAGGAGUUUCAUUUCAAAAUUAAAUCGCUUUUAUUGCAAAUUGCUGCGCGAAAGUCGAUGUUAUCUGCAAUCUGGAGCCAUUUACAUGAGACAUAAUGUCAUUCUACAGUUUUUUCUCUCCUUCCCGUCAGGUGAUAAUUACCUCCUGAAAUUUAUUCAUAGUGUUUUUGGAGUGAGUCACCUUGACAAAAAGCAGUUUUUAACCGCCUCUCAAUAGGAGGCUUUUACAUCAAGUGCAUGUUGUUCCACCUUUAACUUUGCGGCUGCUUGAAAUCUGCCCUCACCUUCACUGAAGACACAGAACUAUUGACUCAGACGACACAUCAUCAUCAUCAUCAUCAAACCCUCCAGACUCUCCUGUAAUCUCACCUACAUUUACUUUAAAGACAGAUUAACAUGUUAAACGGCAGACGGAGGAAACCUGCGUGUUGUUUCUUAUUCUGCAGAAGAGGGAACAAAGCGAGGUUAGAUGGAGAAGAAAUAAAGCAGCUGCGGCCGACAAGCAGGGGGAGGAAAAACAAAGUAGUUGACUCGGCGACUCCAUCAUCUUUACUACCCAGCAGAAGAAUUAAUAUUUAAACAUUCUAAUAAUGUAGCUCGCCUUGCAUGCACUUUUAAGCAAAGCAACAAUAUUUUUCACCUGGGGUAACACAAUGAUUUUUCUUCCCCGCUGUGCACAAUUUCCCUUUCUGAUGAUCUCCUCCAAGCCUCGCACCCCCCGCCUCCCCCGAACCCCCGUUUUGUGAUUUUCACCCCACUAAAGAAAAAAAGAAAAAAGGAGAAAAAUAUUCAUGGAGAUAAAUAUUGAAAUGAAUUUUUCCCUGUAUAUGAGCAGAGACGGUCGAGGUUGUGGCUCGAGGAAUGCACAAUGCGCUCCCCGGAGAAGCGAGCAGUGAUUCAUAAAAUCGAACCUGUUUGAAGGAGGAGAAAAUACAGCGGCAUAAUGGAGGACAAACUUCGGCUUUUUCCAACGGUUUCUUCAUUUUUCACACCUGCUGUUGACUUCAGCCUUUAAUACCAGGAGGCCGGACGCUUUGGGCCGUAAAUGUUGAUUUUGAUGCUUUUAAAAGAGGAAGUUCAGCAGAAUUCGUAGAUUCAGAUAUCGAAGAUUAUCAGUCAGAAUCGACACGUACGCUGAUGACGCCGUCGUAGCUGCAUCAACCUCAGUCUGCACAAAAACAAGAGUUAAAGCUCCGAUAUUGAAAUUAGCAAACAGAGAAAAUCAGAUUUGAAUAAAAAACGGAUUCUUCCUGCAGCUGCUUCAGGAGGUGAAAGUCUAUCCGAUAUUUUAGACUCUAUAAAUUCAAUAAGACGUCAGCGUCGGCCUCGUAUAUCAGCUCUAGUGCCACAUCAAACAAAAAGGGGUCAGAGUAAGGUCGAGGGGUGAAAGGUCAGGAUUUGGAGAAGCCAUUAAAAGCGACACCAGCAGAGACAAACAUUUACUUUUUUAGCGGCUGUAAUUUUCCGUCCAUCAGGUCUGAACAUAAUGAGAUUUUUUCUGUUUCAUAUCUUUGAGUCUCAGAAAUCUCAGGAAGGAGAAAGUCGUGCAGAGACUCACUGAUCAUUAUGAUGUAACAGCAAAGCCUUUUCUCAGCGUCUCUCCAGCACACAAAUUACCUCUCUGCAGCAGCGGCGGCGGCGGCGUGUUUAACAUCAGCCGCAGACGCACCUCACACAGGCGUGCAUGUUCAACAUAACACAAAGGCUGUUAUUAGCAUCAAAGGUGUAGGUAACUGUGGACUCCCGGGGGAUAAAUACAAACAAAUACUCUCUGAAAGGAGGAAAAUUAGCCGUUUAGGUAUUCUCCGAGGCGCUGGGCUGGAAUAUUUCACAGCAGCGAGCGUCUGUGAGCGCGCCCUGUCAAGACAGAUGCAUUACAGAUGCCUUAAGGUUUCAUAAUUGAUCAUGAAAAUGAAUUGCCGGGCGUUGGGGGCUAAAUUGAAUGACAUAAAUAAGAGUUAUGCAUGGAGCUGCACUCCCUGGAUGUGUUUAUGUGACGGCUGGUGAUCAGGAUGUUCAUCUUUUAUACCUCACAAUGGCGUUUCUCUCCUCUCCUCCUGCUCACACAGGUUAGUCUGAAAAAAGAGCCGCGCUCUUAAAAGAUCACCUCCUAAGCUGAUUUCGACAUCUUAUGCAAGGUGCCUCGCCGAGGGGAAAGAAUAGUUUGUCUGGCGCCUCGGGGCGCAGAUUAAAGUCAGCGCUAAGGUGUAGAAGCACCUUUAUGUCGGUAAAGACCCGUUUCCUUUGAUUCAUGCUGUAACCGAGUGAAAUCCAACAAGCUCGCCGCUAAACGCCGCAGAGAACGGCUUUAAAGCGCUCCCGCCCUUUCCCACAGGUUUGGGAGUUUGGUGGCCGGUGAUGGAGCGAUAUCAGAUGUUUUAAUUAACGCGGUUGGACAGGACCCCAGAGUGAGUUUUGGAAGCAGCCAGUGGUUUUAAAUGGAGGGUGACAGGGUGAGGCAGAGUUCAGCAGGAAUCAGGGUGGAAGGAGGGAAACGAAGAUCGGAGCUCCAGCCAAACACCUCAGCUGGUUUGAGUUUUAAUUUAAGACCUGCCGCUAUUUUUACUUCUUCUUCUGAUGUCAUUUCAUCAAAAACCUCCAAAUGUUUUAUAUUUUAGAAAGGAGUCAAACUCUGGAUCUGAGAAAACCAAAAUAAUUCACGUUAAAGUGCAGGAACCAACGCCGCACUGAAGACGUCAGGAGUUCAGGAUCAGCAGUCAUGUUUUUACAGCAGCGAUUAUUCUCACGUACAGAGAGAGGGAGAGGAGAAAGACGAGAUGAAGGUGGGAAAGAGAGGAGGAAGAGGAGGAGGAGGAGGAGGAGGAUGGAGAGAAAUUAUCCUUUCAACAGGUUUCCAGGGUCCAAGAGUCAAUCAGCACUAAAACAAGCAUGUAAACUUUCAAAUCAGCCACAGAGAGAGAGCGCCGAACUCAGCCGCACCACAAUGGUGCCAUUGAGGUGUGUGAUUAUGUGUGUGUGUGUGUGUGUGUGUGUGGUUUCUAUUAAACCCCCACGGGACCUCCCCUCCCUCCACAUUCAGCCUCCCUCUGCCCUCCCAGGAAUAAAGCCAGACACUGCGUUCAGGAAUCACCUUUUUAAACCUUAAUUGAUUCCCUCAAAAAGAGGCCCUCGCUGCCACCCCGCAUUAAAGCCCCGGAGAAGGGCCUCAUGUCAGAUUGGCCUGCCGCUCGGCAUUUGUCCCACCGCCACCGCCACCGGCCCGGGACAUUAGAGCAAGAGCGUCAAGAAUUUAGUCUAGACUGGAGAGCAUGGGGGGGAUUUAGCACGGUGAAGGUUGGAGCAGAUGACUUUCAACCAAUUAGAUUAAAUCCCCGGCUAAUUUAAGGUACCUCUCCGGCCGUCUCAGCUCCCACCGUGUUAAGUAAUUUGUUAUUUUGGUGCACACGCUCAGUGGACGCUCGGCGCUGAAGUUGCAGAAAAGUUUGAAAUGAGUGAAUGAGGGUCGAACUUUAGAGGGAUGAAGACAUGAAUCUGAUCAGCAGGUGUUUGGGUGAAAAAACUCUGAUUUCAAAGGUGGCCUUUAAGGUCCUCUUCGAUCCUCCGUCUCUGCCGUGAAGUGCACAAUGUGCUCCUGAGGAAUGCAGCGAGAUGGCGUGGAGCUAUUUCGGUCGCAGUUGCAGCAACGUGUUGGGACGCCCAUCUGGUCUGAAUCAAUCAGACUCGUCCCCGCGCAGGCCAGAGUCUCCCCGGGUCUCCCAGCUGUACAAAUAUGUCCCAGCUUCAUGAAGAGCCCGACUCGGACAGGGGUCAGUCCUGCGCCGAUGACCCGGCACCUGAAGAGAGGGACGCCGGACUUUGUUCCCUGAUAGUUUCACGCAGAUCCACCUGGUCCCUCGGAGAAAGUGAUCCGGUCUGAGCUGAAUACUGUACCCAUGACUUCACAGUCCGUCAAAAUAGCAAAGCGUGACAGUGAUUUGAGAAUGAAAUGAGAGCGUCCCGUCUCACCCAGUUUACCAACAAGCUAAAAAUAAACGCUGUUUGAUGUUGAAACUAGACCAACGCCUCGGCUGGCCUUACUCGGCCUUAAGGAGCUCCGAUCCGCUCUGCUGGGUUAGUUUUCUCAACCUGGAAACACCAAAAACUUUAUUUAUUUUUCAGUCUUUAAUGUUGAUCUUAUAAAAUCCACGAGCGGUUUUAGGUGUGUGAGAGUUUAGGAGUUUAAUCUGAGAUUCAGUUUUUGUCUCUCAGUCAAACCCACAGAGUCGACCUGUUCUCUGACCGUCACGGACGUCUCCCAGUUUCAGCGCCGGCGACUGGAGGGCGGUGACUUGUUUGCCUUUUUUUGCGAGGCAGAGGCAGAGGGGCAGGUUGUUUUCUCUUCUCCUCUCUGACUGAAGGAGGAGGAGGAGGAGGGUGAGGGAGGAGGGUGAGGAGGGAGGGGGGGACACUCUGCAUGACAAUACCUACAUCUGUCUGCCGUUUUGUUCUUUGUCAUAUCAGGGGCCGUCUUUGUGGCAGAGCGCUGUCGUGGUAACAGGAGGUUAGAGGUACGGGGUGGCGGGCGGCGGCGGCGGUGGGGGGGUGUCGAAGGAGAGACUUGUGACUCAAACGCCCCUGUGACACAGCUUUUGUUGUGCUUCAAUAUUUGAUCCUCUUAGCAGUUUGCCAUGCCUCCGCCCCCUUCCUCCCCUCCACCAGCACCAUUACUACUACCAUUAACACACACACACUCACACACACACACACACACACACACUCUCAUUUACUGUGGUCCACCUCUGUAAUCUCUUUUGUCCAGCUCCUUCUCACUUUCUCUCUCUCUGUCACCUGUUUGACUGUAAGCAAAGGAUUUAAGGACGUUUGUUUUAGGUUUCCUUGACCCCCAGGAGGGUGGAGCUUUUCCAAAUCGAGGCAAAAUGUGAUCGGGAGUUCUCUCCGAUUGCCAAAACAAGUUUAGGAAACGUUCUGUUACCCUGAAAAACGCGGUGUCGGGUGUCGGCGAGCGUGCCAGUGAUUGCACAAACUGUCAGAGCUCAAGCCUGAGAUUAGGGAAAGUGCUGGAGAGGAAGAAACCGAGCUGGAACAUCUCUAAUGACAUGAAAUAGGUUGUAUGUUUUGAGAGAAAACCUCGAGUCUCUUAUCACCUUUGAGGACAAGAUAAGCUCCUUCCUCUGCUCUCGUUUAUCCCGUCUAUCUGAGCCGCUCGCCCUCAAAGGUGUCAGGAAAAGUUUAUAACCUGAGCUCCAUUUUCCUGCUUUUCCUCCCCUCUUCUCACACAUCGAGGAGGACCAAAGUUGAGGCGGCGGGCCUCUGGAGAGACCAUUACAGGCCCUUUAUUGUUUCAAAGCUGAGGUCAUCCUUCUGCUCGCCGCAGUCGAAACAAAGGCCAGGGGUUUAUUGCAGGCUCAACUGUGUGAAAGGAAACGCACUCCAACAUUGUUUGAUUGUGGGAGAUAGUGCGCAGACAUCCCCGCUGUUUCCUUUCUGAUGGUAUGUAAGCAUACUAUCACUAUCUUCUUGUUGCUUUUGUACAUAUUUUGCUGGAAUUUUGUUCAUGCCCGCCGGCGCCCCAGCCGAGGUGUCGAGCGUGACAGUUUGCUCGUGUUGGGAUGUCAGCCCUGCUUUCCCUGACAUGUUGACGGGCGUCAGAGGCAGGGAAAAAAAGGGAGUGUGAAGGGCAGAGUGGAAAGCGUACAGGAGGAGGUGUCAUGUGGUCUGUUUUUGUACUUUUACUCUGGAUCUGAUUCCAGUCUUGAAGUUUGCACAGAGAUGAUAAAAGCCGCCCUCUUCUUCGUCUUUAUCACUCUCAUAUGAAACAUCAUCACAGCCAAUAAAAAGAGCUCAUCAGGGUCCGUUUCUGCGGCCACAAAGUCGUCCCCUUUUGUUUUUGACGCGGUGACCUUGAUAAUUGUGAUGGUAAUUACAAUAAGUGGCCAUUAUAUUUCAAGGUGCAGCGACCUUCAUUAUCCGAAUCAAUUUGAGUCACUAUCAAUUUGAUAAUACCCUAAAUGCGUGGCUGCAUGGAAGAUGCUCACUCGGCACGGCUGUCGUCUGCCGUAUAAUGGAAUGCUGUUAUUGAGAUUGAGCCGCCCCUCUCUCUUCAGCCGCGCUGGCAAUCAAUAUUAACAGCUUGUAAAAAAGUAUGGCGAAGGAUUAGCCGCUGCAACAAAUGGAGAGAGAUACUUAAACAAAGUGCAGCCGAUCCCAGAGUCAGAUAGGAGGUCCAGACUGAGAGGUCUGAGUCCUGCUGCUGAUUUGUGGGUCUAAGAACAGGAUUCCCCCGCUUUAAUGAAACCCUCCCGUAUUUAAAACUGCGUGGACUCUAAUGUGAUCCGGGAAAUCCUCGCAGACUUUAUUUGAGUCUAAAAACUUCACAUCUGCGUGUUUUCUCACAUGAACUGAAGUCUCAAACUCUUGUGAUCGAUCAAAAACUCGGUUUAUUUUAGAUGUUAACUCUUAAAAAAUAUCAUACAGUCAAAAAGAGUUUAAAAAACCGGACCCUUUUGGUCUUUUUCAGGCUUAAUUACGAGUACAUGUAUUUUCUCAGUCAACCUUUUCGUCGAUGACGCCCUUCUGUGAAGCCACACACAAAAACUUGGGGGUCGUUUUAGAGUUUGAAGCGUUUGAAGUUACUCAAUAAAUCAGUAAAAAUAAAGAGUAAGAUUUUCUUAAGGAGCUCGGACUAAGUUUGCAGAGUUCCUACAUAGUUGGAAUUUCCCUAUUUUUCCAUACUCUACUUUUUAGAAAUACUUUUGGAAAUACCUGCUUUUCUAUUUUUAAAAACAGUAUUUUUUUAACUGUGGUAAUAGUCUGUAAACAGAUAUUUUUCAUACUUUUUAAGACCUGGAAAUUGAUCAGACUCCUUCCAUACUUGCGCAGGAACCCUGACUUUGGUUUCACCACCAAACACUCCAACUGGAGCAGAAGACAGACUCUAAACUCUCUCUUUAAAGGAGAAAACCUGCUCUGAAUAUCUGGUUCCUUUGGUUUUUCUCCCUCCAGGACAAACCCCCAUCAGUUUUCUCUUUAAGGCCUCAUUUCCAGACCUCUCUGACCCUCUUCGCUGGAGAUCUUGGCGACACUCCUUCCCUCUUGUCUCUGCAGAUCGGCGCCCCAGCGCCGCCUGAUAGAUUAGGACGUUUUACAAGCCUCUUCGCUACAGGAAAAUCCCCCCCGCCGCGUCCGGGGCCGUUAAAUUCUGCACCUGUAUUGUGUUGCAGAAAAAAGUGCUUGCCCGGCACUUCUCCUGGCCUUGUCCAGCAGCAAUAUUCAGAGCUUAUUAAUAAAAAACAGACAAUUGUUUGGCAGUUCUUUUGAUGUAUGUGCCUAUUCGCUGGGUAAACCCCCCCCUCAUCUGACAAUGCAGGAGAGAGAUUGUUUUCCUGAAACAGACCCCCACCUCCACACCCCCACCAUCCUCCAGCUGAAGCUGCUCGGCCGGCCCAAGGCGUGAUUUGUGAGGUACCUGACAUAAUUUACCGUCCAGGCGAGUCAUAUUUCAAAAAAUGAGGACAAACAGUAUUGAAUGAAGUGCCAAUAUAAUUAAUGGGGAUCAUGAUCAUGCGGAAAUUGUUUGCCCCCUUUACCCCAUUCAUACAUUAAACAGAUGUAGAGUAGAGAUCUGCUUUAGUGAGCGAGGGUUACAAAGGUGUGUUCAAAAUAAGACGUCAAAACUCAAAAAGCAGCUCCUGCAGCUGGACGAUCUUAUUCUUCGUAGAAAUCAGCUGAAUUUGGACUUAAUUUGAAGCUGAAACGACAUGCAAGGGAUCAGGCAUGAUCAAAAUGUACCACCAGGAUGAAGGACUCCUGCUAAUCCUCAAUAACAGCUGAGAAAAACGAGAGUUUUUAGAGUUUGGAGGAUAAAACGGGUCAGAAAUGUGGAUUUCUGCACAUUUAUGAACAGAGGCAGGAGAAUAAGGAGGUGUUAAAGUUAAAUUUAGAGGUUGCAGCAGGUAAAACACGUCGUUGUUUGACAGUGAAUCUUUGUUAAGUUGCAGAUGCCAAAUAAUUCCAGAUAAACCUCCCAAACAGCAGCAGCAGCAGAGCGGCGUCCGUAAUCCCGCCACCGCCACCGCCACUCUCACUUCGACGACAGGAGGAAAAAAAAAAAAAAAACAGCAAUUAUUUCAGUGACCUCAUUGUCAUCCGCUGGAAAAUGUGUAAUUAGCGCGUGUUUACAAGUCUGGCACACCUGCAGCUCAUCUUUCGCUGUAAUGUUUGCCUUCAAGAAGCCAGGCGGCUGCCAGCCACUGUCACUGGCUGUCACCGAGAAAGAGGAGAGAAAAAGAGAGAAAAGAAAGAGAGAGAGAGAGAGAGAGGGAGAGGGGUGAAGUAGAAAAAAGAGCGCCUCUGUCUGUGUGUGCCAUUCUUCCAGAAAAUCUCUGACUGGCUUAAUGCCGUCGUUGCUGUGCAUGUGAAGAAAUGGGCAUUUACAUGGGUAUACAAUAGAGACUACAUUACUUACACAGUAGCCUCAUUAUAUCCCCGACGCCUACCUUCUGCCCCGCACUGGUUUACUCACUCCUAGCUCUUAUUGUUGGGGUAUAAUGGCGCUUGGGCAUUUCUGAAAUUCCCUCAUUAUUCAGCUUAUUAAGGCUGCACCAACUCGAUAAUCGCGCCGCAUUUCGUGUCAAAGGGGGCGACUGUGCUGAUUUGCCACAUUUGAAGGCUAGACAAGGCUGCGAGCUCAAUCCUCCACGCAUGCAGGCGGGAUGAAAUUGCUCUGUAAAUACAGGCGGCGGCGACGUGUAAUGCCUGUUUUUUUUUUUUUUUUUUUUAGCAGCUCACUCUUCCCCGGAGUCGAACCCGAGGCGAAGUGCACCUGACAGAUAACCUCGCCGAUUUGGAUGUCGAACGCACGGUGCGAAAACACGACAGACAGCUGUUAGGGGGAUGCAACAGGAAGGAAGGAGUGAGGGGCGGUUUGUGACGACGGAUGAACGAGAGGUUCAUCUGCAAACAUGGUUACAGAUGUUAGGAAUCAGCCGUUUGACGUCGCUAAUGGCGCCCAGAAUUACGGCCUCAUGUCCAUCUACAGCGUUUUUCAGCUUCAUGUCAAACUAGAAGAAGCGAUUCACAAAUUCACACACCUUAGACAGCUUUAAAAUCCCCUACCUGAGAUUUUUUACUCGAGGUGGUUUUAAUUUGAGCGAUUUUAGGAGACUCUCUUUUGAGGCUAGUCUUCUGCUCGUGGCACGGAGCGAUAUUUCCAGAAGAAAAGAGUCAUCUGGGUGGAGAAAGUGCACAUUUUAGCGGAGGAGGAGAAACCACCCUGACUUGAUGCUAUGUACAUUAAAAGGAAGCGAACACUCUGGGAGCUUUGUGGCCUCUGAAACAGAAAAUGGGUCACAAAGAAACAAUUGCCAGUCGUCACACAAAGCCUGUUUUUCUUCUCCUCUCUUCUUUUCUGUCUUCACAUGCAUUGAGUUUAAUUAUUGUGUGAGGCGCUUAAGCUCUCUUUGGGCUGAAGCAUCCUGUCUCUUUUUGAAGAAUAUUCAGCUCUGGUUGCCAAGAAUCGGCGGCCGCCUAGGGCUGGUCGAGGCUGCCGCAUUUUGCCAUGUGACAUGUUGUCAUAUACAGGGGGGAGAAAAAUCAAUUGGCAAUUAAAUGAUACACCUUGUGAGGAUGACAGGAGGCAUUUGGUUGCACAGGAAGAAGUGGGUAGUGAGGGGCUUUGUAAUGAAGGCCUAAUGACUAUUCAUAAGCGAUUUUCAGUCCGCUGAUCCACUCGACUGGGAAGCUCUGCCCUGGAGAGUCGGCGCUGUCACUUUCCCUCACCUCAAAAAGGCGCCGCGAUCGACGGUGUAGGAUGUGAGCGAGAAAUUACCCAGAAUUCUGCCCCGGGCCUGUCUCAGGUCACAUGCAGGAGGAUGGGGAGGGGAACACACAUCUGGCACACUAUAGGUGCCACCGGGGGACAAAAAACUCCGAAUCAGGAGGCUGCGAGUACGGCGGAUUGACAGCGGCGGAUACCUUUUCACACGACAGUGGGUUCAGGGGCUUUGUUCUCCUCCUCCUGCUCGUGUUAUCGAGCUGACGGAGCUCUGAGGUGGCCAUCUGCGUGGGCGCCGACCUGGAUUUAUGACCUUGUCGUGAACUUUGGUCAAUAGGUGAUAAAUUUGAGAGGCCCUCUUUGGGAUCUCUGUGAGGAGGACCUGAAAAGGACUUCCUGCUCCAUCCGUCACCGCCCUCAUCUUCAGGGUCUACCUCCUCCUGGUUUCAUUAGGGGGUCUGACUGAAGCAGAGGUAGACAACCAACUCCAGUCCCAAAACUACCAGAGGAAGAAUGAAGGUUGUUUCAAAAUAAAAGCAUGUUUUUAGGAGAGAGUAAAUAAAGAAACCUUCUCGUCUUCUGUGGGUGUUUAAAAACAGCAGAACGUCCCUUUAAUCCUCACGUUAAGACUCGACACCCUGACAUUUCCAAAGAAGUCACCCCCGAUUCGUGGAAAGCCACGCCUCUCCAGCAGGCCAGCUGAGGUAAAAGGACUGACUGAUGACCUUUUACCCUCAGUGUCAGAUCAUGAGGUCAUGGAUGCCUCGUAGCGGCCCCGCCCCCCCCUCUCCUCGCUCACUGCGAUGGAAAUAUCAUUUGGCAAUUAGGCCUUUAAAAAACCCACUGACCCUUUUCUCUGAUUACUGACGCUUCGGUUUUCCACCGUUUCUCGCCGUCCUAUCAGACAUUCCUCCUGGAAGCAGCUGGCGUGUUUUCACAGAGCUGACAAAUAGCGGCAGAGCCUCGGCGUGUAUACGUCCUCUGUUCAAACAGACACUUAUCGGCCUCUUAUCGCCUGGUGCCGCUCACCUUAUCUAAGGUAAAUACAAUAAUGUGCUCAUUAGGCUCUGCUUCAUGGCUACUUGGCAGGCGUGUUUGCUCAGUAAUAAGAGCUUGUCAGAAGCAGGCCAGGUCAGGGAGUGUGUGUGUGUGAGUGAGAGUGUGUGUGUGUGUGUAAACGGAGGAGGCUAAAACCCAGAAAUUAUGCCUCCAGAGCAGCUCUGCGCCGCAGUAAUUGAAUAAGUCCCGAGUACCUGAGCGGGUCGGCCGCCCUCGUGGCUUUCCCCCCGUCUCCACGCCAAGAGUCUAUUGCUCCUUUCUUUCUCUAUAUCCUCGGCUGCACAUGGCGCCCGGCCAGAACGACUAUUACAUAAUUAAUCUGCAUUGAUCAUCUGGUUAGCACAUGAAUCAAAUGGCGGAAUAAUUGAGUCAUGAAGUUUUUGAGGUCCCGGCUCGCUCUGGGUGGUUAAAUGUGGAGCCGGAGCUCGGCGGACAAUAGUUUUAACAUUUUGAACUCGAGGUGAGAAGUCAGUCUCGGGCCUUAACGAGGUUAUAAGUCGACUUUUUAAAUUAAGGGAAGCUUGGAAGAAUCAGCUUUUAUUUCAGAUUAAAUUGCUCCCAGGAGCGUCGUAAAAAUCCCGCUUUUCUGCGUCUAUUUUCUCGUCUCAAGACCCCGUGCGAACCGCGGGCCAGGUUUCCUCCCUUUAUUUUGAUUGUUGGGAGCUUUCAGCACACACGUUAUAAAAGUCUGGGUUUAAAAAUGGCAGCAUAUAUUGUCUCAUUACCCUUUAUAACCACUUUUAUUAGAAUAAAUUACUGCCGGGUCAGAAAUUUCCUCAUUGUGUCACCGGGGUUGAAACAGGGACCUGUACAGCGUGUUACUGAGUGAAUCACAGCUCAAAUAGUGCUUGGCAAAGCAACUCCGGCGAGGUGAAUGGACCUCAUCAGCAGAAACACCAGAGCUGCGUUCACUGCUGCAAAAUUUAGCAGGAAAUUCACAGAAAGGUGGAGCGGACAGGAGGCCGGAGAGGAGAAGGUAGACGGGAGUGAUCGAAGAGAGGGAGUGAAAGUGAGACGUGUAAAUCAAUGCCUGCUCUAUCUCAGACAGAAGAGAGGGCCUGUGUGUGUGUGUGUGUGUCUGUGUGUGUGUGUGUGUGAGAGAGUGUGUGGGUGAGGCGGUGAGCGAGAACAGCAAACAAAGUGUUUCUAAUCAAGAGAGUGUGGCUUGUUUUGGGGCGUAACUUCCAGCUGAGUUGAUGUUAGUUUGUAGUUUUGAAGGAGCUGAUGAUCUUAUUUAACCCCGACUCUAACCACUUUUAUUCUUAGAUAAAUAUCAUCUUAAAAAAUAUCAUUUAAAAGUUUAUUUCAAACACUUUUAAGACCUUUCUGAAAGUUACAAACAGUUUAAACUCUUUCGCUUAAGCUUAACCAAACCCCAUUCACAAAAUGAGUGAUUUUACCUCUGUGCAGGCAGGAGAUGCUGGUUUUCUUCUUCCAUGAUUUAUUAGUUUGUUUGCCUCCAUUGUGCGACUUUUACCUUUCCAAACUCCUCAUUAAGAUCCUGAAACACCCACAUACUUCAGGACAGAGGCAGCAGCGCACCAAUAACUUCAGUUUAAAGCAAAGUAAAAUUCAGUUUUUUGUUAAUGGGGUUUGGUGGCUUUUAAAAGUGAGAUGUAUCAGUUCAUUUCAGUUUGCACUAAGGUCUGUCUCUGCUAAAGUACUUUCUCUACUGUUGAGGGAAACUUUGCUCUGCAGUGUUCUUCUGUCGGUGGCAGAAAUAGCCCCAUAAUUGCAGGUGUUGCGUGCCAAAUCAAAGCUCUGCAUGACUUACGUCUGUUUCGGGCUCUGAAAUAUGCACAAAAACCUCUACCUUGGUUUAAAUCCCCAUUGAAACCUUAUCCCAGAUCUACUAAUGCAACUUUUGAACUCGUCUUUCCAACGCUGACUCUAAUUUUAGGGAAUUACCGUCACUCCGACCCCCGGGAUGUAAGAUCCUGAGAGCAGAGCGAGCCUCAUGUUCACCAAAAUCAUGAUAAAUGUCUCCUAAUUAAAGAAAACUCUUGAAACAAUUAGAUUCAUGCAGGCAGGAGGAAGAUGUUCUCACGUUUUUAAGGAGAAAUUACAGGACUCUGUAAUUGACGGAGCAGACCUGAUAAAGGGAGGGGGGGGUUUUAUGGCGAGGAGCAGCUUACCUCUCUGUUCUCACCGGCGGAGUCGGGGUCAGCGCGGCGGCAGCAGCUGUAGCGGCUAAGUACUUUUAAUUGAAGUAGCAGUGCCAUCAUUAACAUUGCUAUCAUUAUUACAAAGCGAGCCGUUCGGAUGAUACUUCUGUCCCCAGUCGCCGCCGCCGCCGCUGCCACCGCCGCCGCCGCUCCUGCCUCCAUCCCCACCCCCAGACACCCGCACAUCAUUAUGCAGUGGCAUCUAUCAGAUACUGGCUUAAUUAGGGCCUGUACAGCACAUUAAGCAAGGGGAGUAGCCAAGCUCAAAUAUUUAUAAGGUUGAGUAUAUUUAUGAUCUGUGUCAUAAUCCCUUAUUGGAGGUUUCAGAGGAGGUUUAACAAAGCAGACCCGCGCUCCUCAGCCUCCUCCUCCUCCUCCUUUUUACUCCUUUUUCUCCUUUUUUCUGCAGCAGCUCAAGCAGAAGAAACGUGUCCCUCCUUUUAAAUACAUAAAUAAUAUUAAAAUCAUAUUUGGAGCAGUCACAGGAGCUUGGACGCCCCGUGUCACCAAGUCCUCUGAGCUGAUAGAUUUGCGACAAAUGUUCCUGCAAACAAGAUUAGGACGUCCUCUAUCUGCGGCACAGAGAUGGAAAGUUUUGGAUUUCUGGAGUCUGACCUUUCACCUGUUGAACCUUGAUUGUUAUUUUGUCUCCUGGCGUCUGUUAUCUGGAGGGACGCUGUGUACUUGACAGCGUGUGCAGAUCCAGCGUUUGAGGCUUUUAUUUUCUUAAUUUCUCAUCCGCCGAGCGUCACGAGGUGAACGUCCUGCUAUUUUUGGCCCACUUAGCGAGUGCAGGUUUAAGUGAAUGGCACUUCUGCUUCAACGAGAGCCCCUCCACCCUCCUCCACCCUCCUCCUGCGAUAACUCCUCUUGUCUCUUUUUGUUCGGGCGAAGGUAUCGUCGCCGUUAAGAGCCCUUCCCUUUCUCCCUCUCUCAGGCAUCUUGUUUUCUCCUUUUGUGUGUGUGUGUGCUUCGCCUUGGGAGAAACCACAAGGGUCAUGUUUAUUUAAAACACAAAAACACACGUCUGUCCUUGUCCUCUCUCCCCCACCCCUCACUUUCUCCUCUCCACCGAGGGGGGAGGCAGGUAAGAGGAGAGAGGGAGCUGCAGUUAGGCUGUCCCUCUUCUCUGCAGAGGAUGCAGAUUCACAAAAAUGAGUAAAUAUUAAACUUUGUAACACAUUGUUGUUUUGACACGAGAAAACAAAGAUAAGGAUGUUUUUCUGUUCCUGCAGAAAGGUGAGAGAUUUGGAAAAGCAGCUUCAUUUUUGGUCGAAAUGUUCCAGUUUAGAGUUGAUGGACAUCGAUCAGUAAGGAAAAGUAAGGUUCUGGUUUUAUUGAGUUUAAACGUGUAAAAAUGUCGGAGCUUCUCCUCGAGUCGAUAUCCAACGACAACAUCCGGUGGUGAGAUUUCUAAACCCGCACCGCUCCGUCGUUGUAUCACAGAGAGGUCUCCAGCGUAACCUCCACCUACAUCUUUACAGCAUGGUCGAGGUCAGCGGCGUUGACCCCUAUACCAGCCAGUCGUGAUGAGGUCUCGACGUGGGCGGGCCUGGAACUGCAGCGGAGGGAUUCUCUCAUCGCCGGCGUAGCUUAUCCCGGGGAAAAUACUGGCGGUCACUAAAACCCCCGUCCUCUAAGACGCUCUAAUACAGAUUGGGAGGCGAGGGGGUUUCUGCUGACCUCAGCGAGCGAGUGGAGAGCAGAAUAACGGCGCUCUUAAAGAUUGGGCUCAAUCACUCAGGUAGUGGAAGUGAGUCGGUGUUCACCUCUGGGUGUAAUUGAGAUUAAGUCGCCCUCGUAUUGUGUGGGAGUGAACGAGCGCUCCCUCUGUACGGGGGGGGGCAGCAGCUUUAAAGGUUUGAUGGAGUUUGGCGUGAAGAGUGUGUCAGAGAGGAAAAAAAACAGGCGAGCGUUGAAUCAUAUUUUGAUUCUCAGCUGAUGUGGACCUCAGAAAUGAUGUCAUCUGGCUGGUGGGAGUGGAUUUCUGACGUGUGAGACAUGCAUGAGUGAAGGAGCCGGAGGUAAAAACGUGCAGAAGCAGAAGCGACGGCACAAAAGAAGCAGGAGACGUGCAAAAACAUCAGAGCGUUAAAGUUUGGAAAGUUCAUUUUUGAUUUGUAAGUUUGAAACUGAUCUGAGGUCAGUCUGUGUUCGUCUAUUCUUAUCCGAGUUUCCUACAGGGGCCCACCAAAGUUUGUUAGCGCAGUGAUCAAAUAAAAGAGCAGAUAAAUCUGUGAGUAAACCCACCCAAACUCUCGUUUUCCUCACCCACCUUUCAUUAGCAGAGUUCACGCUGCACCACCCACACCAUCAGGACGAUGCCAAGUGAUCUCAGGGAAACGUGGAUCUGUGAGCAGGAACGUUUAAAACACUCGUACUCUCACUACCUUUGGAUUGAACCGCUCUGUGGCCUCUGCGCCCUCCUGAUCCGACACCUGCAGCCGGCCCACAGCUCGCCCUGUGGGAGGAGCCCAGCUGCUCCUCAGGCCUCCCGUGUAACCCCCCCCACCCGCCUCCUCCUCGCCGCUCAGCCUCGCGUAGGAAGGAAAAACCUAGGAGCUGCUCUGGAAUCGGCGUGCAUGAAAAAGCGUGAGCCUUUGGCCAGGUGGUUGGUGGUGGGGUCUGGCUUUUAUUGAUUUUCGUUACUUUUUUCUGACAAACAUCCUCCUCUUUGUUUGGCCACCGAGGGCAGCCAGAGGAGCGAGCAGCGUGGGGUGUUUGGAGUUGAAGAGCAAAGACGAGAAACCGACAGCGUUUGCCUGGCCUGGGAAACCUUUUGCCUCUUUCUCCUGCUCUCUCGGUUUGCUGCGUUCCCGGCGGAGAGCUAACACAUUAUUAUGCAUUUUGCUUUAUUUUACUGCAUCGAUUUAAAGUAAUUUGAAGGUUCUGCAGGGACUAGUACCUGGGUUUUUCUCCGAUCGCUCAGCGCGCUCUCGUGUGUUAAAACAGCGGGGCCUCUGCGAGAUACAGGGUCUAUUUAUCCCAGAGGGAAAUUUAAGUGUCAGCAAGAAGCAGCGAGAAGGUGGGACACAAUAAAUACAUGUUGUAUCAGUGAAAUGCACAACAAGCAGGCACUUCAGCUGUGUCUAAAUACCUUAUUCUCCUGCUUUAAAUCAUCGGCAGCUCCGUUAUUUUACUUUUAUUUGCACGCAGGCAGCUCUUCUUCUUCUCUCUGCACAUCUUCUGCCGUAUCGUACGUUCGUAUGCCUGCGAGUCGGCGCUUCAGGAGACUCACCAAGGUGUCCGUUCGCUCACAGUUCCAGCCCUUCAACCUGUCAGACACACUUUUGUGACGCCAAAUCCCUCUAUUCAUUUCUCUCCUCUUCGGCACAAAUAUAUUUUCCUUUUUUUCCUCCCCUCUUUUAUCAAGGGCAAACCUGAACUCCAUGGAAAACGCGCGCACACAUCCAGGGCGGGCAGAUCUCCAGGGCCUGUCAUUUUACAUUUACAUUUUCGCCAUUUAGCUGACACUUUCAUCCAGAGUGACUCUGUGCAGAGAGUGCAGCGGCGGCGGCGGCGGCAGACUGAGCCUAAAUGUUGAGCUGUAGGUGAAAACAUGCGAGGAGGAGAAAAGGUCAGGCUUGUCCUGUAUUUAUUAUGAUGGAGGGCGUUUUAUUUGUGACCUUUUGAUCCCUGAAAUCUUCAUCCACAUUUGACUUUCAUAAGGAUGCAUCAUCUCAGACAACCUACGAUUUGUUUUUGCUGCUCAACAUCUCCCCUGCCAUAUGGCCCCCUAUCUUAACACCUAUUUUAAUCUUUCAUGAAGCCAUUUUGAACGAGCGCUCGGCUCUCUUACUUUCAGAGAAAAAAGACAGCAAGUAUUCUGAGACCCUCCACCUGGCCGUCUGAAUAAUUCAAACGUGCAGGAAGUGAAGCCCACCCCUGCUCUCGCGCAGGUUGUAAAGGCCAAAAUUGCUUCAUCAUGCCCAAGUGAAGGUAUGCAUACAUUAUUCAGGAAACCUGCGAAGACUCAGAGUUUAAAAAAAGCUGCUCCUGAGUUUCUCCUCCUCUCUCCGUUUAUUGACGGAGCGUCUCCCAAAUAAGUUUAAACGUUGAAAAGAUCGAUUCUCCUCAUUUCUCCUUAAAGUCGGAUCAUUUUCUGCUCGUCUCUCUGAUUUCACCUGUAAAUUUGUUUUACGGCCGACACUUUUACGGCUGUUUUCCUUCCUUACACACCUCAAACUGCACCUCGCCACUAAUCUAUACGCCGCUUUUCUCUAAUUGUUUCUCUCUUCUAUCGACCGCCGUAUUCAUCCCCAUAAUGAGAGAUAAGUCGCUUCACACCGUCGAGCACCUUCCUCAUUUGUCUUGCACGCUAACACACAUGCGCUCAUAUAUAUCUGUGUACAAACACACACACACAAACACACACACCCUCCCCCACCUCUCUGACACAUGCAAACACACUCUCUGCAGCGGGCCUCGGGCCGACUCGAUGGCGCUCUUAUCUUCAACGCGCAGACUUAGCAUUAUACCAUCGAGCAGCUACUGUCUCCCAGUCACACUGAUCUCCUCUCAGGUUGGACUUCUUCCUCCUCCUCCUCUUCUUCCUCUUCUUCUUCUUCUGCUCUCGCUAAUUUAGCAUCGCUAAUCUAAUAGGACGCCGCCUUUUCUGAAAACAUCACCGGAUUCGUUCGGUGUCAGAGGUCCUGUUCCGCCCUGGCAGCAGCGCCUCUCUUUGCUUUUAAUUUGCUCUUCAUGUAUGUUAUGAAUAUCCCCGCGCCGUGCAUAAUGUCAUUAAGUAUGGCCAAUGCAGAGUGGGCAGCUGUCCCAGAGACACUCAGUUCACCAACUCAUGAAGCGCCAUCUCGCCGUUUUUUAAGCGUCUGCAGCGGCGCCAGCAAACGUGGGAGCCUUAAAUAUCGAUAUUAUUCUCUUUUAAUAACAUCCAAGAGUUUUAUCUGCGAUUGCUCAAACUUAAACCGUCUUUCAUGAGUUUAAUACUUUUAAUUCGGAUGUGUUUGCUGAUUUUUGCACAUGAGCAGGGAGUGAAAGUUCAGCAGGACCUGGCAGACGGCCCGGUAAAAGACAGAGAUCAACACUUUAGCUGCUGCUGCAUCUCUCCUUGCACAAGAAACAGACAAUGGGUAGAAAUUUCAAAACGGAGCUAAAGUUCACCAGGAAACAGUCUGCAGCUUCUUUCCAGUAAAAACCGAAGCUGAGACGAGUUCAAGCGCAAAAACAGAAAGUGAGUUUUUCUGCUCCCGUGGUUCUUUCAGGAAUAUUUUACACGACACAUCCGCGGAUCUUCCCCGCUAUCAUCAGGGGAGCGUAACGGCCCUCACAGAAGUUGUAAGUGUCCAGCGUUGGCCCUGGCUGGUGGGACAGAGUCCAAGAGAGAGUGUCACAGCGUAGCAACUCAAGGAAUCCCAAAAGGAAACAGCUGCAUGGGCAGGCCGCGCUGUUUUUCUCAGCGAGCUUCAUGCGUGUACCGGCCAGCAUGUGUUUUCCCAGAGUUUCCCAGAGCUCCUGUGUGAUCACAUAUUGGAGUAUUUCUGGACCACAUGUUCUCACAGCGGCGCUCAGAAAUAGAGAUUUUCCACUUUCAGGUUUUCUCUCUCUCCGAGGGUCGGGGUUAAAACCGCUCAGAGGUGCUCAGAGUUACAGCGGAGGGAGGAAGUCAAUCUUUCCCGCGCUCACAGGUGUAGUAAUAGAAACCUCUGUGUGUUUGUGUGUGUGUGUGUGUGUGUGUGUUAGCGCUCAGAGAGACAGUCAUUUCCAAUCCUGUCAGCUGUUGUUCUGUGCUUCCAAACAGGGCUCAGGAGAGAUUUGGGGGGUGGGGGAGAAAAAGCACGGCCCGAUGUAAUUUCUUGCCAUCCUGACAGCGCCGCAGAAUAAAGUGGCGCUCUCUUCCCGGGUGAUUGGAGGGAAUUGCUUCUCGGGGUGACAAAUGAUUAGCUGUUAUCUCGGACAGGAUUUGAUUCCCACAAGCAGACGGCAAGUCAGGCUGCCGACCGACCGACCGACCGAGCGGCCAGUCAGCCACCCGGCCGACUGAGACCGACGGCGCUGAGUCAGGUAACUCCGCGGGAGGAUACGAGGGCCUAUUCGCAGGAAAUUAAGUCGCCAGCCGCGGUUAAGCACCUCCUUCCUCCUGUGUCCCUACGAGGCGCCCACCAGGACAAAGCCUAAUCCGCUCUGUCAGGACCAGAUUACGACUUUGUUUAAUUGGAGAUGGGCUUCGCUGACAAUCAGGGCCUGUUGUCGCGCAGCGGUGCAGGUGUUUUGUUGACGCUUUUCAUCUUUAAGAAAGCGUCCGCCGAUAAAUGGGACGGCUUUUCUGAGUAUGAGGGCCGGCUUAGACGCUCAGAACGCCAAAUUAAAGUCCAGGACCACAUGUACGGACCGUAAAUGGACCUUUAGAGCAAAGAAAACAUCUCGUCCUCAUUUGACACAAAUUGAUCAGAAUAUAUUUUUAGUUUCGUCCAUAAAACCUGAACUUAUAAAGUCUAAAUGAGUGAUUUUUUUACUCCCAGUGAAGCCUUCAGUCUGCGUUAAAAGCCCCCGUAAAUGAUCCUCAUAUUUAUGGGGCGCCAAGUGAAGCUGCUCACACUCUCUAAAAGGAUCAGGUAAAUUCGAAGCCCUGCCGUCAAAAGGUUCAAUUUCUCUUUACAAGAAGAAGAAGAAGAGCAGAGUGCACACUGAGACGGGGAUGAAGAGGGAAGUCUCAUUUCCCAGCGCGCCCUAAUGAAGAGGGUUGAGUCCUGUGUAUCACACGAGGAUUUUGACACAUUAAUCCCUGGGUAGACUUCAAGCCUUUGUCCGUCUAAUGGCUCUUUGGCACCUUGGAUUCCUGUUGGAAGCCAAUUUGUGGCGCUGACAUUGAGGCGGUGAAGAAGCUCAGCGGCGGCAGAGGCCACAUUUGGAGAGACGAGUCAAGGUGUUAAAGCCUGAUUGGUUCCUCUCUGCGACUGGUUGUCACCCCGUGAACACAUGCUCCUCAAACGGAGAAAGGAGUAGACGGCGGUCUCCUCUGCACCUCGCCGUGGACUCUUCAGAUAAGAGGAGGUAGAGUCACAUCAGAGGAGCGCUGGAAUGUUCCUCUGUCACAAAUCAGAGAAACCUCCCGGGAUCAAUUAGCCGCCCAUUACCAAAGAUUCAGAGAGUUUCUUACGCAACUACAUUUAAGUGCAAGGAGGGAAGGAAGGAAGGAAGGACGGAGGGAGGAAAGAGGAGAAGGGGAGACUGUUUAAGGAUCUUGUCAAACUUCACCUCUGGCUUGAACAAGCAUGGCGGGAGGCUCUGGCGUGUCGUUCAGGUCAUGAAAACAACAUGAAAACGUCCCUGUCAGCCGCUCUGUUUUCAUUACCUGAAACAACAAACAGUGAGGAAAAAAGAGGAGAGGAGGAAGGAAAGAGCGAGUGCUCCCCCGGGACGCCGUUUACUUCCUGAGCAGAUGAGACGAUAGGUGAAAGAGGAGCCCACGAGCUCUCCCUCCUCUGUCCUUGUGACUCGCUUUCAUGGCGGCGUUGAGAGGUGUCGUGCAUCGCGGCUAAAGAGCUACCUCUGCCGGGGUGAAGGGUUCAAUUCCCGGUUCUGCCCGGCUCAGAGUCCAAACUCCCAGAGGAGUCCCCCCCCACGGUUAAAAAUGUCUGCAGCGAGACUGCUUUGGAUAAAAAUGUCCACCAACCAGCUCGGGCGGCGUUAACUACACUGGAGGGAAUUGUCCUGCAAUAACAACCACCCAGCAGAGGUUGUGCAUGACUCGGUCUCCUCUCCUACCGCAGGGACGAGCCCAUUGUUUGGCCUGAGGUUGAUGAUAUUUUAACCAAGGUGAUGAUAGCCUGGGUUGUUUUCCUCCGAGGGGAGUCCGCCCCCCUCCUGUCUGCUACCUCUCCCUUCGUGGGAGCUCGACUUUUUCAACUUCUUCUUUGUGAUUUAUGACCCCUCCAUCAGAUCCAUCCCCCGGGUCCUCCCCUGGCGCUCUCACAGCCAGUCCUGACUAAAAUGGAUUAGGUGCAGUUAUCCACAAAUGGAUCCUGGAAUACCUCCGUCCUGUAAAGUUAAGACACGCUCGGUUUGAUUGCAGAGGUGGAGUAGGCCCGAGCGCCCGCUCUGAUCUGUGAGUGUCUCCUGUUUGCCCGCUGUAAUUACCUGUUUUGAAAGAGUUAAUAGCCAUAGGAAACCCGCUUAACGGGGAUAAAAGGGACAGUAUCUGGCGUUCAAAGCGAUGAGAGGGUUUUAACUGCGCUGGGAUGUGUGCAUAUGUGUGUGUGGGAGGGGGAUACUUUCCUUUAUGCACUCUGGAAAGGGGAGAAGAAAAAAAAGUUCCUUAUCAGGUAUGUACUUAAAAGGAUCCCUCUGCUGGAAGCGCACUGUCUUGAGGGAAAGCGCGGAGAAAAGAUGAAAGCCUUUUGUUAAAAGUGACGCUCGGCCCAGGUUUCCUGUGCCUUGCCUCGACUCCCCUGUCCCUCCCCGCCUGAGUGCUCAGCUCUCUUCCUCCCACUUCUGCCUUCUCCGCCUCGCAGAGCUGUCUUUGAGGGGGGGAAAAGUAAACCCUUCUUGCCGCCUGCCGGUGUUAGAUUAAAUACCGAGAUGGCGACAGGAAAAAGGCAGGGAGGAAAAACAAAAAAAAAAAAAAAAAAAAAAAAAGCACGCCGCCCGGCCUGCCUGCCUGCCUGCCUCUCUGGCUGGCUGGCUGACUGGCUGAGCCGGGGUGAGGGAUGUUGGAGGAGAGUUAUCAGGUUGGCGACGGAAACUGCCAGUUAGUCAGCAAGACUCCCAAUCUGGCGUAGUCCAAACAUGCCGCCCCGGGUUUUCGAUGACACGGUAAUCUGUCCCAGGGAGUUCAGGGUUGAUCUAAAGAAGACGGCUCAUCUUUUCUCUCCCUUAUCAUACCGACAUAGCAAACUGGAGGUGCCUAAGGCCACUAACACAAUAACAGGAGAAUAAAAGCCUCUUCUUCUUCAGGGAGGAGGUAUUGAGAGCAUUUUUCAUGGCUGAAGUAUGUCCAGCGUAGUGGGCUUUAAUUCACAGGGAUACGCGGAGUUAACAGCCGCCGCCGACAUCUUGCAGAACACAUUUCCUUUCAUUUACACUGUGCAAAUCACUUGACCCUUACACGGGAAAAUAGCAAUGAUAUGACUUCCGGGAGCUGUGAAAAUUGGAGACCUGUGAAGUCAUUCAGAGAUUUGUUGAGCCGCUGAGACGAGGUUUCUGAGGGAUCUGAAGGAAGUAUCAAGAAACAAUGAGUGUAAGACUUUAUGUCUUGGCUUAGCUCCUCUAUCUCUCUCUUUUUUCCCCUCUCUCUCUCUCUCUCUCUCUCCGCCCCGCCUGACUAAUCAGGACUGCUUAGAAAAAUGGUAAUAGCCUGCGUGCAGUGACAGUGCCCUGGCAGGUUUGUGAGCGCCCCACCAGGGAGGGAAAAAAGCAGCCGGCGCUAUGCAUCCUAGAAAUGAGACUCAAUAAGCACAAUAAUGUGUUUAACUUGUAAACUAGUGCGGGUGACAGAUUACGGGCGGUCCAGCAGUGUGGCGAGGAGCCGCCGUCUCAGCCGUUCACCUUUUGCCUCUACAUCUGUCCUGCUAAUGGGCUCCACUUCCACUUCUCUGCCAGCGCGUUAGAAACCUAAAAUCCUCAGGCGAAGCUCUCAUUCCUCCCCUCAUUCUAUUUCCCAAUUAGACGAGAGGGCAUGAUUAGUUUAUUAGCAGUAGCAAAAGCUCCGGCGAAUGUGUUUGCGGAUUCUUAGCUGUUAAUGAGCAAAUUCAAACCCUAUUGAACGGACGCGGGUGGGAGGGGGAGGUUAUUCGCGUGUGCUCGGCUAAUAAUAGCGUCCCAAAGACAAAAGAUGGAGGAAAUAGCAUUAUAGGAGGGGGGGGCAGAACAAUGGGAGCCUACCGGCGCUCUUAAUGGCAUGCUCUUUCAUUUUUUAAAUUGUUUCCCUUUUGGAAUUAUGUAUGCUCGCCAUCCUCUCCUUCAGGGUUUGGCAAAGCGUAUACACACACUCUUCUUCCUCAGCCAGCCCCGCUAACACCGGGGAAUAGAGGCAGGUCUUGAAGCACAGGAGACAGGAGUUCCACCUGUGGGAAAUGAACUCCAGCGCAACCCGCUCUUUGUUUUCCCGCCGCCUUGGCAGGCUUAACCACCUCCUUUACAAGCCAGGUAAAUUGUUCAUUAGGGCCGAGGUAAAGGGGGGGUGGGAGGUGCUGCUGCUGCGAGGAGGAGGAGGAGGAGGAGGAGGAGGAUUUUUUUUCCUGAGAAGUGCGAAGAACAAACAAGUCAGAGCAUUUGUUCAACGGUGUAAUCUACACAUCAAUUAUCCUGCCGAGCUAAUUAGCACCUCGGCAUACCCCAGGUACCUGAGCACUCACACAUGCUCGACUCUUUCAAGCCACUGAUCAAAAAAAGGAGAGGAUUGACAGAAACACGGGGAGGCAGAACCCAAGGGUAGGAGGGGGGAGAAGCCUUAGAUCAAAAUUUCCUUUUUACUUACAGUAUACCGAGACUACGCUCUGUGUGUGUGUGUGUGUACGAGUGUGUGUGUGUUGCAGCAGGUCUCGUCAUACCAAUGGAGAUACUCAAUUAUGUAAGACAUACAUACAUGCACAUAUACGAUUGAGUAUCAGCCAUUGAAGAUGAUUGUAAGAUAUGGAAAUUUCCACCUAGAAGUCACCUUUCCUGACAUCUGUCUGUACGGGAUCUUAUUAGAAAGGCACUGAUGCAAAAUUUCCCAUUAAUGUGCAAAAUCUGAACAUUUUUUUAGUCCUGAAAAACAACAAGUGUGCAGAACGACUCCAAACUGAGAAGUCAAUCAAAUCUGACCUCUACAUUUUUAAUUGCAGAUCAUCUCUACAGUCUCUUUUACACCUUUGGACCUCUAUUAUCAGGGUCAUGAUAGAUUCUCAGUGAUAUUUCAUGGUUUCAAAGGGAGCGUGAGGUUUGAGGACAGUAUGAAUCAGGUAAAUUAGAGCAUCACCUGUAGAAGUGGACGUGGCCCAUGUCUCGAACUCUCCAGUUAAGGUCUUGGCUCUCUUAUUAAGGUGCAGCUAGCUCAGUAUGUGAAAGAAGAGCCCUAGGUAUCCACAUCCCCCAGCUGCUCCCCCCUCCUCUGCUUCCAUCCUUAACUCCCACCAUGUAAUUAAAAGUGUAGUUUUCGCCCUCCUGCGGCUACAUAAGAAAGACAGGUACAACAUGAAAAAACUGCAACUGGCAAGAGAGAAAAAAAAGGAAACAAAAAGCCUCGGUCUGCUCCUGUUUACUCCCACCCACGUCAUGUAUAAGUCAUGGGCUCUGGGGCCUCCGACUGCAGCGCUGCCUGUUUGUGCCGUUUACCGAGAUCGAGGGAAAGGUUAAGUUGUGUCAUCUCGCCGCUGUCUUACACCUGGCGUACCUUGCCGCUAGCGCUGUCUAACACUCACACAAACACACACGCAGAUGUGCUGCUAAAUAGGAAGGUGUGCAAAAUCUCGCAAGCAGUUGGCGAUCACAAUAAAGGCGAAGAAACCAUCGGCUAAUCGAUCCGGAAAUGGAUUUAUAUAUGUUACCGUCUCUAAAUAGCUCACAGCUCUGUUAUGCAGAAACUCAAACUGCAGCAUUAUUAUUAUUUUUAUUAUUAUUAUUAUCAUCACCUUAACAGACUCAGAAAUCAGUUUACUGACCAGAUAUCACUGCAUAGACACAAAACCUACUGUCUGAAUUUGAUAGAGUAUUAAACUCGAAAUUAAGGUUUGUAGAAAAAAGGGCAUCAUAAUCUCAGCAAGAGCUAAAUUAGGCUACAAAUGUAAAAAAAUAUGAACAAUUAUCAACAGUAAUGUUACAAUAAUGUUGGAUUUUAGCUUUAAAAAAUUCCCAAUUGUGCCAAAAAUGAUUAAAUUAUCUUGAUUGAAUGUUUUUUAAAUGAGGAUAUCCUGAUUAUAUUGUGUGUUGACCAAACUAUCGUGAUAAAUUAUGUCAUUCCCAUUAUAGUAAUGCUGUGAUAUAUCCACAGAACCACAAUAAUACUGUAUGAUAAUAUUGUACCAUGACAUAAGUAUCAUCUUAAUGAUGUAUCAUGACUUAAAUGAUAAUAUUGUAAAAAGUAUCGUGAUAUAUUGCAACAUUGUUCAACAUCGUCUUAAGUACUAGGAUGAUACUUUUCAACAAUAUCACAUAUUUACAACAAUAUCAUGAUGAUCUUCUAUCAUGACUGAAAUAUCAUGAUAGAUUUGUUUUGUGGCUAAAGUAUCACAGUAAUAUCAUAUAUUUAUAUAUCGUGAUAAAAUGGUAUCAUGACUGAAAUAUCGUGAUAUUAUUGGACGAUAAUAGAAAAAGACAAACAGAUCAUGAUUUGAGUUUUAAUUUGAGUUUAGGGUUUUAAACUGACUCCUGUCUUUAACAGUUAGACAGUAUAGGCUGAAGCUUGAAUUGUCGUCAUUGGAAACAUGGGUCAUGUGACUACAGCGCUGUAACAGAUUUGACUGAAUAAUCACGUCAGAUGCUUCCAGGAGAUGGUUUAAGACACUCAGGUCGUUGCUGUGACACUAAGCUAUGCCCCCUGUCUGUCCAGACUCUCACCCACCACCUCCUCCUCCUCCCCACUUUUUCAUGCCCCCCCCCAACACACACACACACACACACAUACUCCCCCCUCCCUCUGGCUGGCUGGUAGCUAAUUGGGAACUUGGUAACAGUGUCAGAGAGAGUCGCCUUUCUCCAGAGGGCUUUCCCAUCUCUGUGAGGGCCCAGGCCACCUCUCCAGCAUGUGUAAGGCUGUGUGUGUGUGUGUGUGUGCGUGUUUAUGUGUGUGCACGUGUGUGUGUGUGUGUGUUUAUGUGUGUGUGUGAUUCACUGAUUGGAGGGCCCGGUUUGCCGGUCGCCUGCUGGGGAUGAGGCACACACACGCACAUGAGCACACACCAUUUCCUGGUGCUUGUUUGAUACCUGGUGGGGAUGCUAUUCAGGUGACAAAGAUCUCUUGUGAGUGUGUGUCUGUGUGUGAGUGUGUGUGUGUGUAUCUGUGUGUGUGAGUUGGUUGGGGUAACAGAUGUGAUUUUACACUCUCAUUACCAUGUGAAUGAGGCCCUGGGCCCCCAGAUUGGCUCGGACCAGAGAGGAAGAAGAGGUCUUCUCCUCGGCCCCCCUCCCUCGAACUCACCCUCCUGUGGCCCCUCACCUGGACCCCCCCUUUCUCCCCCUCCCCUCUGGUUCAUCCUGUCUGAUCUCUUCAGUCCAUCUGAGGUCCCUGCUUGACUCCCCCCUCUUCAUUACCCCCUCACACACACACACACUGAUCGACCUUUAAACAGCUGGUGACUGGCAGAGUUUUACGACGGUGAGAGGUCUCACUCCCUCUUGUUUUUCUUGUCAUUUUUACAAAAUACGAGCGGUCAGACACAAACACACAAACUCCGAUUUCACUCAGGCAGACCUCACUCUCUCUCUCUCUCGUGUUGCUUUUUGGGACCGGUGAGAAAUGGUUGUUUUAGCUCUCAGGUGCUGUUUUUCUGCGAUAACUGCGACCAUGGCCUCUGUUGCAUCGGACAAGAAUGCAAAACAACCUUGGCCAGAUCAAACCGGUUGUUUUCGCGUCUAUCUGGCGGCCUCCUCAACAGUUUUUGUCUGAGUAAAAAGGUGAAAGCGUUUCAGAGAGCUGCAUAUAACCUCUCUGAUGGCUCUGAAACAGACGACUCUAUUUACUCGGUUCACCUCUAAGACCAAACGAAGAUACUUUAAAAUCACGUCCUCGGCUCCACUCAGCAUGAAAGAUGAUCUCCGAGCUCUGAUUAAUUCUUCUUUUUUUCUUCAUCCCAAAAAGAUGCAAAGCAUUUGAGCAGAGAAGCCCUCAUUUGUUUCCUUUUCUUCUCCCUCCCCUCAGUGAAGGAAAUCAGCAUCAAAAGCUUCUGUUAGCCGGUAAUUACAGCUCAGGUUCUGCUUAACUGUUAUUAACAAAAAAGUACAGUAAUCUGGCCUGGCAGUGCAAUAUGUUACCGUAGCUUUCUAAUUAAUCUUACAGGGAGCGUAAUAAAUUUACAAUAUCAGAUUGGCGCAAUACUGUAUAUAGAUUUAUUAAAGCUUUUAAUCAGUUCUGGCAAAAUUAAUUUUGCAAUGAUUGCUUACAUUUGAAUUUGCAUAUACUUAGUGCAAGUAAUUUAUUUUUAUAGAUUCUUUUUUAUUAAAACGAGGCACGUGGGGGCCGUCAGGGAUGAAGAAUUGCUGGAUUUUACUUCUCUUGUGCUGCGAGGAAAGAGUUUUUCUCCGAGGUGUGAGGGAACGUGAUGCACCGUCUCACUGUCACUGAACUUUUUAUCCCCAAAAAUCACAUCUUAUGACUUUUUAACACUUUAUUUCUGUGAGUGAAGUUGUGUGUCUGAGUUGUUAGAGCUUCUAGGAUGCAGAGUAUGAUCUUCAUGGAUCCUCAAAAUGAGCUGGAAGGUUGUGGCAAACUUUUGCAGGUUAUUAUUUGGAGUGUGUGUCAUUUUUUAAUGGAGGUUAUUGAAGAAAAAUGCAGAAAAUGUCCAUUUGAGCUGCAGUUUAGCCCCUCACACCAAACAAAGUCUGAUUUCUGAUCACUUUAAAGCAUACCUGAAUCAAACUGCAGAUGAUAUUGACUCUAUAUAGUAGGUAUUAGAGCUAGCUGUUGCACCUUUAGCAUGUGUUGUUGCUACUUUCUUAAAAACAGCAAAAAUCUAAAUGGAGUUUGGUUUGUGUUGCGAUCGGUCUCCGAGUAGAUCUUCUCUUCUUCCUCCUCCUUGUCUUUCUCUCUUGUAAAUACUCACAAUGACACAAUCCUACAGAGAAAACACACACCGAGGAGCACAGGAACACAGAUGUACACUCCCACACACUCACACUUACACACAUAAACACACACAAACACACACACACACACUCUUAGGAGCGGUGUAGCACUUCCAGGGCAGAUAAGAGUGAUUCAUAAACAGAUGAACCCAAAGCAGAUGUGUUAUCACGGUGGUGCACAAAGUAGUGCGAGGCCACACCGGCUCUCGUGGGUCCAUCAUACACACACACACACACACAUACACACAUACACAAUAUUAAGCAGAGCUGAUAACAAAACGCUGUGACAUAAAUUCAGAGCCACCUCCUCCUCACAAUCUAACCUGAUAUGAGUCCAUGUCAGCAGAUUCCACCACCUGUGUGUGUGUGUGUGUGUGUGUGUGUGAGGUGUGUGUUUGUUUGUGUGUGUUUUCCCCUUGUGUGAAAGCGUGUGUUUCUAUUUAUAAAAAUGUUCCGCAUGCCGCUUCGUCAUGUGUGUUUGCGCGUCUAUUUUUGUGAAUGCAUGUUGCUGCUUUGCCCACAUGUAGGUGUGUAUGAGAGUGUGUUUGAAUGUGAGUGUGUGUGUGUGUGUUUAUGUGUGUGUAGGCUGGGGCGUGGACUGGUGGCAUUGAGCCACGGUGUCCCUUUGAGACUGGGCAGGAGGAGGAGGAGACGGAGGAGGAGUGGAAACGAAGAGAGAGAGAAAGAGAGAGAGACUCAUGGCCGAAGAGAAAGAGGAACGAUUUAGAUAACAGUCUCAGCUUUUGGCACACACACACACACAGACACACACUUACACACACACACUCACUGCUAUCGGAAACACAUUAUUAUUGGAGAGAGCUGACCACAGGAGAACCCUGGCAAGAGCCCUGAGAUGGGCUCUUAUAUUUUUCUCCCUCCCCAGGGAAGAAUUCAUGAAUUAAAUCUUUCUAUUAAAGGUAACCCACCCCUCCUCCCCCAAGAAUACAAAACUGGAGAGUGAGGAAAACUACAAUUUACAGACGAGAGCUGACAUUAUUUCCAAUAUCCAAGCGUGUUUAAGAGCAGCUUCUCAAUAAUGAAUCUGUUUUUUAGUCAGUAGGAGCUCAAAGAAAAGGAGAAAACUGAUUUUUUAACUCCAAUAAUUUAACCUGGCCUUUAAACUCUUUACAUAACAAUAAAAAACAGAAAAACAAUCUGCUUUUCUCAUAUUUUUUACAUAGAAAAAUGUCAAAAUUAUUAAUAUUUUUACAUUUUGGAUCAAUAACCGAUUAAAAAAAACUGUUUAUAUUAUAAUUUGUUUAUUUCAUAUUGCUGAGGUCUAAAAUUACUAAAACAGCACGGUAUAAAUCAUUCAGUCUCACCAUAUUUUUGUUAAACUCUCAUCAUCUCACCAAUCAGACUGAAAAAUAAAAUACAAAACCAAGAAAUUCACGACUUAUAUUAAAUUAAACUUUGUUUUUGUCAUUUUAACUCUUUUUUUACCACCAUCACUAUAUAAAUAGUAGUUUCUUUUAUUUUUUAAUGACAUUUUUCUCUUUAUUCAAUUUAAUAUGAAAAUACAGCAGUAGUGUUCAUGUUUCAGAUGCAUAUAUGUUGAUUUUUUUGUUUCAAAUUUGCUGAAAAAUGACUAAAAAAGCAUAAAUUUGAUUAUAACCGCCUGAUAUGAUAUUGAUUAGUCAGAGAAGUGUUUAUAUUAUUAUAAUUAAUGAUGAUUUUUCUUCUUUAUUUGAAAUUUAGCUUCAUGUUGUUUAAUAGAAUCUCUGCAUGUUUGAUGGAAAUCAGCUGCACAUGUAAACACAUGUCCAGUCUUUUAUUUUGGCGGGGCAUCUGCGUCAUUAGCUGUGUUUUCUUCUCCAUGUUAACAUGCAGGUGCUCGUGUCACAGUCUUAGCUGCAACAUCAGUGCUCACACACACACACACACACACACAUACACACACACACACAAAGCGCAGCAGAUUUCAAAUAGUUGAAACUCCUGGCUGCAUUCAUUCAGCUGGGAGCUUAAAAAGAGCUUUUAUAGUGGAGGGGAAAUUAGCGAUGGUCUCUCUUAUGUGUGUGAGAAGCGACGACUCCAAAACUGGAAGCGGUUCACCCAGUUUUCUUUUUUUUUCUUCUCUCUCUCUCUCUCUUUUCUCGGUGUGUGUGUGUGUGUGUGUGUGUGUGUUUGGUUAGUUACAGUAAUUACGGCCCAAUAACUGACAGCCAAAACCAGGCAGGAGAAAGUAGAAGGGGGCUGUUUUUUUCCUCCUCAGCCGCGCGCUGCCUUGCUGCCGAACAUCUGCUGAGAGAUUUGCAUAUUAAUUAACCCAUAUUAACUCUAAUUAUUCUGGGAAAUUAUCAAAUAAAUUAAAUUUUCUAAUUUUAACCGUUUUUUCCCCCUUUCCCCGCUGCUUGACGUGUGUCAGAGGAACAUCAGGAGGCGGAAAGGAAGCUCACCUGGGCUGGAAUAAAAAAAUAUACUCUCUCUGAGCUCUCCCCCCUCCUCCCUCUGCAUGCACUCUUCCUCCCCCCUCCUCCCUCCUCUGUUCUUCCUCUCUGAAUCCUCCCUCCCACUCCCCUGGCCUGGGAGUCCUGAGGGCAGCCAGGGGAAGCUUUUGUGUGUCUUUUUUAUUCUUCUUCUUUGGCUUGUGUGACGAGGAGGAGGAGGAGGAGGACGGGGGAGGAGGGGGGAGGUUUACUUCGAACAUUUGUUGGAGGCAGGAACAUGUGUGAGGAGGGGGAGGAUGGAGGGGGGGCACAGAUGGUGAAUCCAUGCAGGACCCGGCAAAGGUGGGACCUCUGAGCUGUUGAGCAAACCUUGCAGCUUUCUCCCCCUCUCUCUCUCUCUCUCUCUCUCUCUCUCCCUCCCUCCUCUCUGUCUCCCCCCUCCCCAGCCUGUUGCUCCGGCCUCCUCGGCAAAUAAAUGGGACUUUAAUUGAAUUAGAGUCCGAGCUGCUGCGAGGGUCUCCUCCUGGACAGAACCAGCCCUGGUUUUAGAGAUGUGCAGCGAGACUCAGUAUGAAGUCGAAGGAGUCGCUGAAAUCAGCUGUUUGAUUCAGCCGAGAGUUAACGAGAGUUAUGAAAUGAUUCUGAGAGAUUUAGACUCAAAGUUUGUUUGGAAUUUUUCAUCUUCUGAAUUUCUCCAGUGUUGUUUUGUUUAGCAGUCGUGGCUUCAUUGUCGUUUAUGACCUAAUUUAAGUCGUAAACGUUGAAUUUCCUGCCUUUUGGCUUUGUGUUUAGAGCUCUAAAGGUCAUAAACUUUCAUUUUCCUGGUGAGGUUUGGAGUUUUUGCACCCUCCUGUGCAGAAAUGUUAUUUUUUAGUAAAUAUUUAUCCUGAAAAAGGUCCAGAUUUUAUCCCCCUCUUGUUGGUUUCUUCUAUCGGACUGUAAAUUUUCGUGCACAGAGACGUUUUUCACCGUUUAACUUCCGGAGAGCUUCUUAAAGUCAUCUCUAAAAUCCUCCUCCUAUCAGUCAAACACACUCUCAGCCUCUCACUCGUCAUCCACACCCCUCCCCCUCCACACACACACACACACACACACACUCUUGCAGACAGACACACACUCUCCCAGGUUGCGUUUACACUUCACUGAGUUUUCACCAUUCAUCGUCCCCCCCUCCUCUCCUCUCUCGCCCUCACCCCUCACUCUCUCUCUCUCCUUUCAGAGCUUUUGUUUGCCCUCUGCCACCGUCCUUUCACCGACUUGGCCCUGAUUUGGCCCUUGUGCUCGAUCUCACCAUUAUACUGAGACAAGAUAGCACAAAAUAUCCAAACAUGUCGGCGUUUCUUUUGUCCGCUGUGACUUCGCUUCGCUCCGGAGCGGCUCUGCCGUGUCCCCUCUGACGGAAAAUCAUCAGCAGAUGGAUUAUUUACGAGUUUAAAGACUUUCUGCUUAUAAAAGUUUGUUCAAAUUUAAGAGGAAGGCUUUAAAAUGAAGUUUAGACGAUUAUAACAAAGGAUACCCAACUAUCAGACCACGUCAUUUAGUCUUUUCUGAAUAACUUUGAUUCUUGAUGUUCGUUUUUCAAACUUCCUGCUUUGUCUGAGCUCAGAUCUGACUUUAAACAGGAAGAUCAAAGUUUAAAAAAAGCUUUAAAACAUGUAAAAGAAUACACUUUUACUAUAAAUAAGGAAUUUGUACAAGAAAACUUCAAUAAAAGAGCACUCAAAUCAGGAGAACGAGCUUUAGAGUCAUCAAAUUAGAGCAAAUGGAUUAUUUUUAAAGAGAAAUGUCAGAAUAGAGUUAGAAAAGCUCCUUUUAAUUUUACUAAUUUAGUUAAAAACCACACAGGAAAAGUCUCAGGACUGAUUAUAGUUCAGGAUCAUUCUAGACAAAAGUGGAAAUGUGCAAAUUUAAUAUAGAAAAGAGAUUUAGAAGAAUAAAAAAGAAGCAAACAUGACAACAUGCAGAAAAGAAAGUCUAUGAAUUAGUCACUCAUCUUAAUGUGCAGAAUAAACCAAGAAAAAUAACUUAAAUUUUCACAAAACUGUCCAAGAAGGAGGAUUUAAAUCGGAUUUAUACUAAAACAGAGAAAUAAACGCUGCAGAGAUGUAAAUAAACAGCAAAAGAAAGUCUUUUAAACGUGUAAAAGAAGAAGUUUGUGAUGUGAGAGAGAGAGAGAGAGAGAGCGAGCGAGCCUCCUGUAGGUGUGAGAGAGAGAGAGAGAGACUCAGACCCGGAGAAAACCUUAAACUGCUGCAGACAGGAACAAUGGCAGACAAAAGGUCAGGACGAGAAUCCGCUACCGCUGGCCGUAGCCACAAGGCAGCGACCUCGCUUCCACCUUAAUGCCCUCCCACACACACACACACACACACACACACACCGAGUUAUACACUCCACUCCUGCUUCCCCAUCUCCCUCGCAGCCAUCCAGGUGAUCGGCUUGGCUCACAUUCAUGAGACAGGGAGCGAGCGUGAGCAGUUAUCGUCCAAUAGGGAGAAUGUCCUGGCUCAUUAUCGGCGUAGGAGGCCGAGCGUGUCACCUGGAGCUAAGCCUCGACACUCCACUAAAAAAAAGUCAGCCGGGGUUAGAGUGAGACCGUGAAUGUGGGUGUUAGUCAUUCCCCCCACAGCGAUCACCUCCACCGCUGGCCUGCCGAACACACACACACGUACACUCACACACACACACACAGCUCUCUCUCUUUCUCUCUCUGGCUCCCAGACCCGAGCAGGAAGGGCUUUUAGUGCAGCCUCCUCCUCCGGGGCACUGGACGACUACUCAGGGAGCGUUAAAUAAAUGUGAUUAUACUUGUUAGCAUUGUGAAAUGGUUUCUCCUCGGCAGUGCAGGUGUAACACGGAGGAGCUGUGAUUCAGAGGAGGAGAGGAGAAGUUGGAAAGGUGAAAACGGAGGAGAAAACUUUCCCCGUCUGUCAAUUUUAGUCUUCUGGCUCUGAUCGAUGAAGCUAUCGGAACAAAAACUACCACAGUCCUCUCUACCUUCACCGCCGGCUGCCAAUUAUUAAACAUUAAAUUCACUUUUCUGGAGACUUUUGAAGACUUUCUCUCAAAUUUAGAGACUGUUUCUCCAAAUUUAUCGGACAGGAAACCUCUGAAGUCUUCCUUCCUCUCCCCUCUGACUGAUUAAAACUGAACUUUGAGGAACUGUUACGAGAAAUUAGAACUCAAAUUAGCCGUCUUUACCGAGGGUUAGUUUAGUUUGAGCCCAUUAAAGUUACAGUAGAGGUUUUUCUGUUUUCUGUUGAGAGAGUUCUUUCUAGUUCUUGUCCAUAAAAUCCAAGAUCAUGCAAACAAAAACCUGCAAAAAUCAGAUUUGAAAGGAAAGGAAGUGUAGAUCAUUCGAGGUAUCUUUUGAUGAAUCACUUUGAGUCACCUUGUAACUUCUUCAGCUUCGUCAGGAUACUUGCACGCAACACGACCCCAAACAAUAAAAACAGCAGAAAGAAACGACCACGACCUUAAAAACAGCUCCAGUAAAUCAAAGAGUUUCUGCAAACACGAGCCGGAGCCGGCUUUAUUUGGUGGCCCGCACUUCCAGCUUGAAAGGAAUUCCAUGCAUACAUAAAGUUUUUGACCAACACUCGCGCCCGCCGCCAUCAUCAAAGGGACGAGUUGAUGGCGGCGUUUUCCUCUGAGUGACUUUAGAUUGUCUUUGAAUGCGGCGUGCGGUCAGACGACCGUUGUCAGAGUGACUUCUCCUUGUUUUUUCGCAGGAGUCGAUGAUGACUCCGAGUUUAAAGGCGUUGUUUUUUUUGAUCACUGCAGCCAUUUGUUCACUGUCAAACCUGACGCCUUGUAAAUAUAAUCAUUUUAGAUUUGGAGUUUGCUUCCCGGCACUAAAUUAAUCCGCCGUAUCUGCAGAAUACAACUGUCACAGCUGAAGUAUUGUUUUUUUUUUCUUAUCUUCAUCAAAGAAAUGAUUAGAUUUUAAUAAGACUUGCUCUCUCGGGCUGUCACCGCUGAUGCUCCUCGCCAUCCUAAUCAAUAUACAAUAUUCCCCUCGGCUCUGUACUUUUUGGCUGAGUGACAGAAUAAUGCCAGGCCUGUGAAAGGGUUAUGUCAGAUAGUUUAAAACCUGGUAUUAAACAAGAAUUGCGCUCUUACAUGUUGUCAUUUUAAUUAUCUGAGCGAGUCAAGUCAAAGAGGCUCCUUUUAUUUACCUUAAAUGGAGAGACAGCAAACAGGUAAAGCGGGAGUUUGUGAAACGUCAGGCGUAAUUGCUUUUGUCGUGGAUGACACUUAAGGUAAGAAAAGGAGCGGGAUUUGAGGAGUAAACAUUCUCUUCUCUUUGUCUUUCUCUCUCCUCAGCUGCACAAAAGGCUGAUUAAGAGUGAGGUUGGGAGAAGGGGGGCGAAAUAACUGCCUGCAAAAUAUUAGUAGGUUAGAAUUACUUUGUUGCGUGACACAAUACCAAUAGAUGCUUCAUGCUCGGAGAGGGAGAGGCACUUGUCAGCGGUGGCACCUAAACAAUGGCAGCUUUCUUGACGCUAAUGCUAAGCGUUUGUUCUUGACGAGCACCCCACUGUCAUUUUGCCUUCUUGGAGGUAUACGUUGAAUGUGGAGGAGACAGCUGAUUGCGUCUACUGUAGCUUUCAGAGACAACUUCAACGCCCCCGUGCUCGAAUCUGUUCAGAAACUUGGGAACAAGACGUCAGGAAACGGUGACAAAAAUAAAAAAUGUAAGCUCUCACUUCUCUUCCUCGAGGAUUUUCUCUCAAUCACGGCCCUCAAACUUUGCUGCAGUCCGACACAAUGCCGCAUUCCCUACGUGGGAGUCAGACCGGUGUGCGUUGCCGUGCAUUGGAUGUGUUGCCAAACAAAAAGAAGCUCCCUCGCUCCUUUUAUUGGGGAAGAAUGGGCCCUUUAAAACCUGUCCAGCCUUAGAUAAUUUCAUUCAGCCGGCCCCUGCUCCGCCGUCAUUGAAUCUGCAUCCAGAGAUCAGGUUCACAGCGACGGGUUGAUAGCUUCCCAAGCCUCUUGGCCUUUUGUUCUUGGCUGCCUCCCCCUCCUCUGGAAGUUGGGGGACACAGAGCUGAUGGGACACGGCUGAGAAAAGUUCAGAACCUCGGGGGCGACGGGGCACGGAGAGGUGAAUACCAAAACCGCGGUUUUGUUCUUUUGAAGGCUCGUCUGGUCCGGUCUGACGUUUGACAAACGUUUCAAUAAAUGUGGGGAGAAGGUAACGGAUCGGCCCCUUCAAAAUAAGAUUCAAAGGAGGUGGAUGAUUUAGUGAUAGGACUCUUAUUUUGAAUUGUCUUUGUUGAAGUUUUUAUUCAGUGAAAAGAUUGGGAGCAGCUUUAGGACUAACUGUGCCAAGUUGACUCUUAUUUUGAAGGGUUGAUGGAUUUCUUUAUUUUGAAAACCUAUGAGUGUUUUUUUUUUUUUUUUUUUUUUUUUCAGUCCAAAAAAUACAAUACAGAGGGUUACAAGGUUUACUGGAGCUAAAUUCUCACGUUUGACAAACUUUCCCCUUCAAAAUAAAACAGAACCUCAGAAUAACACAAAGAGAGGGUCGCCUUAAUGAAAGAUUUGUACCAUUUAGGAAUUUAUGUUUGACUUAUUUUGAAGGGUUGAAACCUUUGAGUAAUCUCAGAAUUUUUUUUCCAGUCCAAAAAAAUAAAUUAAGCAACCUUUACUUCAUUAUGUAGGAUGUUAGCGAUGUUUACUUGAGAUAAAUUCUCACUUUUGACAAACUUUCCCCUUCAAAGUAAGAUUCAAACAGAACCUCAAAUCAACACAAAGAAACGGUCGCCUUGUUGAAAGAUUUCUAUGAUCAAAAGGACUCUUAUUUUGAAGAGUCUUUUUAUUUAUAUUGAAAAGCUUUGCCUUGAACAGAAUUUAUUUACCAAAGUGUCAGAAUAAAUUGUGUUUUUUAAGAUUCUGGUCGACUCUUAUUUUGAAGGGCCACUUGGUUUGGCAAACUUUAAAGUUGGGUUUAGCAGGUUCGAGUGUUUUUUUUCCUCCUUUGAAGUAACCAUACAGACUUUGUCGCCCCUGUAGAUUAAUCCGAGGCGUUUGGAUGUUUUUCAGGUGGAAGCUCUCUCCCUUCAAAAUAAGAGCAGAAACCUUCAAAUAAAGACACAAAAUUAAUCCCACCAAGGUAUAUAUAUGUGCGGACCACCCAGCCUGCGCCCCUAACGUCUCUCUCAGGCCUCGGUUGCCUUUUUUGUCAUCUCCAAGGAGCAUUACUGAGUCUGAACUUGCCUAAACCCUUGUGAUCACACCUCUUGAAAAGGUUUUGUUUCCUCCGUCGAUUUGUAUUCGAGGCAGGUCACCGCACUCCCACCCUCCUCCUCCUCCUCCUCCUCCUGCCUGCCUGCCUGCCUCCCCCUCCUCCCCCUUUGAAAGCCCUGUUUUCAUUUUAAUUUGCACCUGUUGUGCAGUUGUUCGCUGAAGGCAAGUGCAGACCAGUCAAUCGUAGGGAGACGUGUUAGGAGGAGAUGUGGGGAGCUUAUCUUUUGAUAUGUAUAAUGUCCUCAGAAAUGUCAUGCAUGGACUUCAUCUGUUGAUUCUGGGAAAGUUCAGCCGCUAUAGAGACUCGGCCGGGGCAUAAAUCGCCAUAAUGGAGGUUGUUGUUUCUUACAGGGGGUCACAUUGUAAGGCGUUUAUGCAGGAAACAUUAAAAACGCCAUCUCCAAACCAUUAGGUUGGUUUUCACUAAAGACUUAUGAGCUCGCUGACGUUGUUUUUAUGACUCAGAAACAUAAAUCCAGUUAAAGCGCAUAAAAAAGCCUCCACCUCUUCCCUAUGGUGGCUCAAACUCCGGGGCCCUCCCAUGAUUGGCUCCCACCGCAGAACAUUCUUGAACGAGCUGCCAAUGAGGUGUGUCCCCGUGUGAUGCCAUGCGUCUGGCUUCGCCUGGCGCUCCAUCUGCGCCCCACCAAAGCGUCUUCUGAUGCCCCUUUCUGCCGCGAUUGACGUGGCGGUGGCGGCGGCGCGAACCUGAGGAUGGCGGUGACUAAUUUGCAGACGAGUCACCUUUGAUUGAGUUCACAGCCCGUAUUUACAGGGCGGCUAUUUUAAGAGAGGAGGCAUAUGUCUGGGACCUGAGUGUUGUGGAGACGGGCGGGCCCUGCUGAUGUUUCUGUGUGUGUGUGUGAGAGACAGUGUGUGUGUGUGUGUGUGUGCGCGCGCUCCAGGCCCUGUCAUGUCUCUAUAUGUUUGCGAACAUUUACAUUUACGUUCAUGGUUCAGCAGCGAUGUAAAUGGGAAGACAUCGGAGGGGUGAUGAAUAAUCUAAAUGACUAUAGGUUAAGCCUUUUGUAUGCACAGCAGCCACAUUUGUAAUAUCCUCCUCGCUGCUAUGCCGAGCAUCUCAAACGUGACGGCUAUGCUCCGAGCAGAGCCGUCCUGAAAGGUGCAGCUCGUUGGCAUCCCAGGCAUGUGUGCAGGACUGAAAAUUAGUGGCUAUUUUGGCUCGCAUCUCCUCGACAGCUGUCUGCCCACCGCUGCGGUGCAGUCACAGAUUCCAGGCUCGGAUGCUGUAAUUGGGGUGUAACCCACAAAAAAAAAAAGAAACGCCUACGCCUUGGAGCGAGCGCUGAUGUGGGGUGACCUUUUUAAUCUGGGAACAAACCUCCAUUUCCAAAAAAUCCCUUUUCAGCUUCAUUUCUCAUUCAUGUUUCGUCAGCGCGCUGACACUCUCACAGAGGUGGACGCCCACAUUCCUUCAUCACCAACCUUAGCGGCUGCCAGCGGCGUUGGCACCGAGCGAGCGCUGAAACAUGGAAAAGAUGAGGGAGAAUCGGGGAGAAUGUUUCACUCAAUACCUGAGUUUAAGGGUCGUUUCUGAUGAACUGACUCCGCCCCUUCCUGCCGUCUUAGGGCGUCUCGUACUGACCAGAUUUUUUCUCUUUGUGUCGCAGCUCUGAACUACGAGAAUGUGGUGGAGACGGGAUCAGAGACGGAGGAGGAGGACAAGCUGCCGGUGUCUGAGGAAGACCCCCUGAUCAACGGCACGGGAAGCCCCGCCAGCCUCACCAACCCGGAGGCCUCGCCGCGCGCCGAGAGCCACGGCCUGCUGACGAAGGAGGAGGAGGACGACGAGAUGCGGGACAGCGGCGUGGAGCACAUCUGGCCCGACAACGACAUGCUGAGUGCCUCGGUCGACGGUACUGGUGAGUGUCACGAAAUGGGGCGGGGCUUAAUCUCAGUGGUGGGCGGGGUUAAAAGAUCUGUGUUUGAUAUGAACCGUGAAAAAAAUGAGAGAAAGUUGGAGAGACGCUCUCAAAGAAAACGCCGCUUUAAUCUCCGUCAGCAGAUGUUCAGGGUUCAGGUGAGCUGUCAAUCAAAGUCUACAACCCCUAAGCUCACUUUGGUUACUCUAUAGCGAAUGUGUGCACAUCCUGCCACUCGCGGCGUCGUCUUACGCCCUAAACCCCACCCAUCUGGUGCCCGAGCAGACUUAAACAAACGCCGCCGAGCGUUUUGCAAACAGUGCUUGAGCCAGGUCUGACGCUGGAGCCCCGGCGCUGCUCCCUCGGCAGACAGACGCGAUAAACAGUUUCUUUGUGAGCGACAGAGACCAUUUGGUUCACGCUUAGAGAAAAGACCCGCUCUGAGCCAAACAACGAAAAAUAUUUACAGUAAUGUAUAACCUCGCAAAACACGGCGGCGAGCUGCAGGAAAUGAAAAGCAAAGGGAGGCGAGGCGUUCUCCAGAGUCUGCAGGAUGUGACUCUUUUACUCGGAGCGUAUCGACGCGCUCGUGAAAACCUCCAGCGGCGCCUGAUGCCGUGUACGACCUCCUCCCUAACAAGCUGCUUAAUCCGGAGCAGGUGACGCCCCAAACUUGACUGACUGAUGGCCUUUUUUGUGCGGGAGCGAGCGGGAUCGCAGGGGCCCACAGUCACGGAUGCUUGAAAGAUAAAUACUUUUAAUUAGGGGGCAGGGGUAUAAUCAUUAAAGGAAGCCAGACUGCUGCAAAAAAGUCAUUAACAAUCUUAAAUGAAAUUUUUAUUUUUAUGAUAGCCAUUUACAUGUAUAAUAAGAGUCAAUGAUUCUUGGAAGCAUGUGACAGGAACAGAGUAUGGCGAGAAGUCAUGUAAGACAGCCAAUUUAAAUGAGCCGGGCUUCGCUAUUCAUUUCUGCUAAUGAACUAGCUGUGCACGGCGCCGAAAAACGGGGAACAUUCAGCAGUCUUAAAUUUUAAUACAGGGGAAAAUUGCACAUUUAUUAGAGGAGGGGAAAAAAAGUUUGAGGGGAUCAACAUUUGCCUAAAUAACGGCUCCUGAAGAGGGGGGGGGGGAGAAAGAGGCUUUGGUAAAUAAAUCAAGAUAAAGGAUAAACAAGCUGUCGUUGCAUACGGUAAUUGUUUAUUUGAUAAAGACCUGCGGUGCCAUAAUGUCUGUAAUUCAACUAUGUUGCAAUCCCCAGAUAAUAUGCUUCUGGUGUGAUAAAGCGGCUGACAUAUUUCGGAGAGCAAGUCAAGUUCAUUAGAGCGUUUGGGAGUCUCUUUCCCAAUCUUGCGGGUGCUGUGUUUCCCAGCCUGUUUUUUUUUUUCUUCCUCUCGGUGCCUAAGUGUCUGCAGUGAUACCUCAGCACAUAACUGAGGCCUGAGAUAAGUUCGCACCCCUCCUGCCCCUCCCCUCCUUCCUCCUCCUCGGACUGAUCCGAGUCGUCACUCCCCUAUCAGGAGUUUUUACACACAUUGAAGAAGUGUUGGAGGGUUUUUAAUCGUCUCAAACUCGAGUUGAAGUUUAUCAGCGAGCGUCUUCUGAUUUCAGGGCACAAUCAGAGUCUUGUGUCUGGCGUUGUCCUUGACAUUCCCUCGUCCCACGUCGAGGCUGGACGCGAUGUGCUGGAAAGCAUGACAUCAUUAUCACUGACAGACAUUUUCAAAUAAAUCACCUGCGCUCUCCCUUCGCCCUCCUCCUCCAAAAAAAAGAGAAAAUCCCCGUUUUAUUUCCGUGUUUCUGAGACACAUGAUUCUCCAAUAAACCGUCCUCUUUUAGGACACUUCCUGCCAAAUCUGGCUGCUUCUCAUCAAACAGUGGUUCUUGUUUUCUUCACACAUUUAUCAAGUUUUGGAGUUGCUCGUUUAAACACCUACUGCAUCCAGGAGUUUCCCAUGUUUUUCACUCGGUGCAGAUGUUUCCAGCCCUGCCAAGAAUCAAAUCCAGAGGAAAACAGUGUAGUCUUUGGCUGCGAGGGGCUCGAAUUUGAGGGAACAUUGACACUAAAUAUCAGCUAUUUACCACAACAGAGGAAAAUAUCAGAUUUGACAUCAAAACGGCUUUUAAUCAAACGUCUUACAGCUGAGAUUGAGGAUAAAGGAGCAGAAACGGACACAAAGGCAGGACUUUAAAGCGAGUGCGGUGAGCGGCCGUAAAAAUAGGAAUGUUUUCAAAAUAAACAGCAUCAGAGCCGCUAUGAAAAUACGAGGAAUUCUGGUCCAGACCGAGGUAUUCUGGACUCAGGAGGAGUCCAGACCGGGCUCUGAAAACCUCAACGCACCGUCUCUCUCUCUCUUUUUUUGUCGGAGGAGGUGUGUACCUUACCGCCUCAGGUCCUCUGAGAUUUACUGCAGACAAAACACAUUUAUGGACACGUUCAGCCUGAAAUAGGUGAGACAGAGGGAGUAUUUCUUUUUGUUAAAUUUGAGCUCCUCAAACCCUCAAAGUGUUAAAAUCUGAACACAAACCAACUCAGCGUCCGUUUCACCUCCUCAGGUUUGGUUCAUUUAACUCAAAAUUAACCCCAAUAUUGAUCUAAAAUUCAGUUUUUAUGUUUCAGACAUGUAGAUUAUUACGUCUGUGUGCUUUCGUCGCAGUAAAUAUGUUGAUAUUUGUGGCGCAGUGACAGCAGAGGAAAUAAAAACCUCAGUUUGUCUUUUUCGUCUGUGGUUAAGAUCUUUCCAAGGACUCGUGCACGUGAAGGAAGGCCUCAGCUGUUUUGCAGAGAAAACACACUUUUGCAGAAAUCUGUGCACAAAUAAAUCACUUUUUUUUUUUUUGCAUUUUCCAUUUUCUUUAAAUAUCAAAUCUGUGCAGAGAGGACGCUCUGCAGGAACACUCGGGAUGGUUUUCAGCCACAGGACCUCAGCACAGAGGUGUUCGUGGUAUUAGCCUACCUCCUACUGGAGGCCGGCGUCCCUCCCUCCCUCCCCUCCUCCCUCCCUCCCUCCCUCACUCCCUCCCCUCAGACCACAGAUAACAAAAGUUCUCCAAGGUAAAUAGGGGAGAGUGGAGGGCCAGUAAAUCCCACCGGUCAUCCCCCUUUGCGUCAGACCAAAAGUAUGCAGCCAAAUUUGAUUACCCAAAGCAAACACGGUGCCUACGAGGACACGGAAAUGUGAGUCAGUUCUGCUGAUAUCUGAUACUUGUGGGUAUAUUUUAAUCUGCGGCUCGACUUUUCUGAAUCUGUUUUGUUUUGUCGUAAUUUAUGUCGUUUCAAACCCGAUUCUCAUGCUGCGACUGCGGUUCUGAUGCUGUUUGGCAGACGUGCAAUCAAAUGUACAGUUAGGGUAAGAAAAAAAUCCAAGCCAGGGGAAAGUUAAACUAGGACAGAGGAGUCUGUCAUUAUUCUCUGAACCAUCGACAGCGGUAUUUAUCAUUUCACCACAGAAGAGGAAUCUUUAAUUUCGUGAAAACCCUGAAUUACGAGCCCUGGAAAAGCAUUCCUCGCCUAUUAAAGCCAUUGUGUUGGAGUAAAAAUAAAGAAGUGUUUGUCUUCUGGCUUUUGUGCAGCCGAAUGUAAGCAGGAUAGCUUUAUUAUCAACAGUACACCCACCACCUUUCCUGUAGUAUCACAGCCAGGUCUCUAAUGCAUCCUGGUCGCACAGUCAUCGCAGAAACAGAUACGUCAGAAAAAAAAGGAAAAUCUUCACAAUGAAACACUUGUAGUGGAGGCGCAGUGAUGCAAACAACGCGGCUCUUUCGAGUAAAAACGCCUCGUCUUCUCGGAAACACCUUGAUUUAAUUUUUACCGUCGACGCAGGAAGGAGGGCCGGGCCGCGGCGCUCCUUAAGCAGAUUGUCCGGUCGGUGUCCUCCUGUCGACCGUGGAGGGAUUAAUUUGUCAGGAGAGGGUUUGUUUAUGAGCCUGUCACUCCAGCAGCUUGUUUACAGCCUCCUCACCUGUGCCAGGACUAUAUCUGCCCGUCUGCACAGACCCGGGGCCAUUAUCCUGAUGGGCAGCUCCAGGCCGCUCUGUUUGAACCACAGAGUUAAAUAUUUCCACAGACAGACUUUCUCUCAACAAACAGGACAAGAUUUUUUCAACUUAAUCCUGAAAUUUUGAUUUCUUGACGUUCAAAUUGGUGAUUCCAACAACAAUCGUGUCUGAAUAAGCUCUGUAUUCAAAGACUCGAUUAUUAGAUGUGACUAAAAAUGAUCAGAUCCUGUCUGAGAUCGUCAACAUGAUGUUUCUGCAGAGCUGGAAGCUGCAGAAUCAGGACUGCAAACCUAGGACUGCACCUGUCAGGCUCCUUGGUGAUCCUUCAAACACAAAGAUGUAAAAACCUCAGAGGAUUCCUGCUUUUACCUUCAACUUUCUUUGACGUAUUCUGCAGGAAAACAAAAACUCUGCGUCUCCACCUUCCCGGGGUCAAACCGAAUCAGCGCCUCUUCGUUCGUGAUGGAGGAUCGGUGUUUUUAAAGCGAGCGGCGAGGCGCCGACUCUCUGCGGUGAAUAAAAAAAGUGUGCACACAAUACUCCUCGGAUAAAAAGCAUCCACCAAAUGACAUAUGAUAAAAACAAGCGUGAUGCUGCAUGCAGAGGAUUGCAGCGGCGUCACAGCCGGGGAGUAAUAAGCUCAGGCGGCGUGUUGGCUGGAGCUCUAUGAUUGCUCAGGUGGAUGUGCUCCGUGUUGUAUUUAAUCACUCUGUUUGGCGAUUGAAGCUUUCUCCGCCUCCCCCGCCGCUUGUUGUCAUGUUAAAGGUAAAUAAGUCACUGUCUGGCCCGGAUGAUAGCAUUCAUUACGCGUGCCGAACAAAGCGGCGGCGCGCUGCGAUGCACAGCGGUGCCUUUAUUGCUUUCUCCGUACCUGCUUCUUAAAGGCCUCAUUGUCAGCGUUUGUUGGUUUGGAUUGUACGCUGAGGUACUCACCCCUCCUUUUUCUCCCCCGUCCCCUCUCUUUUCUCUCCCUCUCCCCCUCUGCAGAUGAAAUAAAAGAUGAUUUCGACACCCUGGGGCCUGAUGCCACGAUGCAGGCAGUUGGAAACGGUACAGGUGAGUCGACUGAGUGUGUUUUUGUUCUUCCUCGCCGUUUAUUCGACGUUCAUCCGUUCAAACCUCACGCUGUUAAGAAAUCUUCACCGUUUAUUUGAGUUUGUUGACCCUAAAUGAGAAGGUUUACCCUCAUGAUUUAACCUCCUGAAGUCGUUUUUUUUAAAGGUGAUGAAAUUUUUUAGUGUUUUUAAAUUUAAGAAUGAUUUUACGUAGACUGAUUUUAUUUUACUGCGAGUCUUUAAAGUGAUUUAUUUAUUGUAGAUGCACUUGAAUCCAGGAUGAAUCUAUCGUAUCAUAUCGGGCUCAAAAUUGGCGCUCAGCUCCUGAAGACUCCCAUCAUGAAAAUAACCUCUGAUCAGGCGUUAACGGGAACAUUAUGGCGCUGACUCAGUGACCAGCAAAGACAGAUCUCUCUAAGUUCACACUGAAGCUGAAGCUGAAGUGACUCUCCGGACUCUCCGUCUGUGUUUGGGUCCAGUUCUCCACUCCUGGUGGAGUUCAACCCUACCUGCCAUUUUCCAUUAGGCCACCAGAGCUUUACGCAGCCACACACACACUCACACACACACUCACACACCCCUCCCCGCCAUGACAUCAUCCUGGCCACCCUGACAACUGGCCCUGGUAAACCAAACGCACCCCACAGAACGCCACGCACUCCGAAACCCUCCUUCAGAUUUCAUUUCACUCCGUUUGUCGCCCUGUUUUCUUCUUCUUCUUCUUCUUCUUCUUCUUCUUCUUCUUCUUCUUCUGUUGUACUUCCAGCUUCUUCUUUCUCCAUUUUCGGAGUGCGGAGCGCUCAAAGGAGUUUUGGAAACAAUACCGUGGCACCGCUGUCGAAGCUCCCCGCCACCAGAUCACAUGUGAUUUCGUUUAGAGACAUGAGCAGUUUGAUCACGUCCCCGGUGCCAAAGCACACUUUGAUCCAGGUGAUUUCCUCCUGCACUGGAACCAAAGUCUCUGUCGUUUUUCUCUUAAAGAAACAUUUUGAUUCUCAUGCAGAACGACUCCAACAUUUUCUGCAGCUAAGAGACGAAGAAGACGAGGAGGACUGUAACGGAGAAUAAGACUCUUAAAGCAUGAAGAGUCAGACUGAUAAAAUAACAGUGUUUAUGCAGGUUAAAACAUGAACUCCUGCGUCUUCGUCAAUCAUCAGUCAGACUUUAAUAGCUGCUUAAAAACGCCAUCAUUCAGCGGCUAACAAUUAGCUUAGCAUGUUUUCAAAACGCCACAAAGACUCACCUAAUGAGAGCGCCGGAUAUUAUCAAAAGACAUCCAUUGGCACCCAUGACAUUUGGGUGCCAUUUUUGACAACCGAAUAUCUACUACCUUGACCUUUCGCAAAUUGGACCGCAAAGUCAUCACGGGCGAACAAAUCGCUCUUUAAACCUCACCUUGGCUCGCCGUCUAAAAGCCUAAUUAACAGGGGAAGGAGUCAGAGGAGACGUCACCGUGUUUUUGGUUUUUUUUUUGCAGAGUUUCUGCAGGUUGCAAACAGUGUGAGUGUGUUUUUGUGUUAAUAUGUGUGUGUUGUGUAAGUCGGCCAUCCCCUUGACUAAUGAAGCCUGCUGAUUUCUUUUAGCUCCGGUUUGUUUUUGGAGGCAGCUAUCUCCACGCUGCAGCUUAAAGAGUUUCCCCCGAAGAGAAGGGACUGGGAAAUAAUUUGAGAAAACGCAUUGUGUGGCCUCAGCACUUUGGCUGGCUUAAGAUCCAUUCUGCUCCCCGUUUUCUCUCUUUUUCUGCGCCCGUUUGUGGUUUGGCCUCGGUAAUCUGUUCAACACAGAAUCAACAAAAGCCACAGUCUCUUGAUUGACCUUAUAUGUGAAAGUCGAUCCGCAGAAACGUGGCUCUGCUGCUGAUUAACCCCGGCUCGCGUAUGUACGCUCCUAAAUGUUUCCUUUUUUAUUUCACAGCCUUAAAGCCAAAAUCUGAUUUUAUGUCAUGACUCAAUUGGGUCAGCGAAGUUUCUCUGCAGCUCGUGGUAGCGCCUUUAUCUCUGACUUUUGGCCGGAUUAAGUUACGAUUCUUAUUUUAGGCGGCAUGGCGUGACAAGCAAACCCGGUAAUUUAGAUGUAUCCUCCCUAAAGCACGGCUGUAAUGUUUUAGGGUGGCUGUCCUCAUCGCAUUUCCACCAAUAUCCUCCUGUAAGACAUUUCUCAGGGGGAAACAAGAAUCCAAUUUCUCCCUCCUCCUCCUCCUCUUCCUCCUUCUUCACCGCCGUCCUCUCUCUGCCUCUCUUCCUCAGUCAAGAGCGUCGAUUGCACUUCAGAGUUCGAGGAUUUCUUCGCCAAACGGAAGCUGGAUGACGCCGACAGUCACGUGGUGAGCAUCGCCGAGUACCUGCAGAGGGGAGACACCGCCAUCAUUUACCCAGAAGCCCCGGAGGAGCUGUCCCGCCUGGGCACGCCGGAGGCAACCGGCCCGGAGGAGAACGGUGAGGACUCGGUCUGGGGUUCGUGUCUGGGGUCAAAGGUGACAGGUUUUAUGUGAGAGUAAAAAAAGAGGAAUUACAGACGAACUUUAAAAGCUUUUAGCUCAAUUCAACUAAAAUUAUUCCAACUGUAAACUUAAUUAGAUUAAUUUAUCCUCCCAAAUUUCCUCUCAUACGUCUGCUUGUCUCAAAGGAGAGUCGAGUUAAAUUAAAACUGUGUCGAAUUAAAAGCUUUUAAAAUAAGCAGAUUAAGUUUAUUUUAAUAAAACAAAAAAGAGUAAAAAGUUAGACUUCUGUACUUUUUAAAUACAGACCUUAAAUAACUUAAGAAAACAGCCCCAGGGUUUUUCCAAAGAGUUAGCUUAUUUUAGCUAGCAUGAAUGAGAAGUCAUGAGUUAGCGUGUUUUAGGUCUUAAAGCAGUAGAAGCUUUUAAAAUAAACCAAUGAAGUUAUUAUUAAUAACACAAAGAAGGCCAAAGAUUAGACUUCAGUACUUUUUAAACACAGACCUAAAAUAACUCCAGAACACAGCCCCUGGGUUUUUCCUAAAGAGUUUACUUAUUUUAGCUAGCAUGAAUCAGAGGGUACGAGUCAGCUGUUUUUAGGUCCUAAAGCAGUAAAAGCUUUUAAAUAAAGUUAUUUUCAAUAACCCAAAUAGGUGUAAAAAGUCAACUUGAGUACUUUUUAAAUACUGACCUGAAUGAGCGAACAAACCUUCAAGAAAACAACCCCAGCGUUUUUUGAAACAGUUAGCUUAUUUAAGCUAGCAUGAAUCAGAAGUUACGAGUCAGCAUGUUUUAGGUCUUAACGCAGUAAAAUCUUUUUCAGUCCACAUUUGUUCCUUUUGGCUGAAUCUUUUAUUCCAGACUCACUAAAGUGUAAAGACAGUCUGUGAUUUGAUGCUAGAAUGCUUUAAAACACUUAUACUCCUAAAAUUACGUACUAUUGCUUUAAUUUUGAGGUUUAAACCGGACGUUUUCUCGGCCUCAUGUCGGAGCCUCGUCGCUCAGCUCAGCUUAGACAAAAAAAAAAAGGAGUCUGGACAGAGCAGCAGCUCUUCCCGCUGACACGGCCAGGCAGCUGUUGGUCCCACAGAUUCACCGGAUGCCUUGGUGUUUACCUACAGUCUUAAGCAACAGCUGGGCAGGGGCUUGAAAUCAGAUAGUGCACCUCUAGAGCUCCCAGGAGGGGGAGAAACGGGGCUGAGGGGGCUGAAAAAAGGGACGGGGUUUACGAGACCAGGACUGUGUGGUGGUAGAGAGUCCGUUUAGGUGGUUCUGAUCCGGUUUUUAAAUCGUGUGUGACUCUGUCAAGAAAAGAGAGCAGCCCAGUGUGUGUGUGUGUGUGAGUGUGUGUGUGAGUGUGUGUGAGUGAGAGGGGGGAGAACAUGUGUGUGUCAGAGGAGUCGGGAGGAGGUCGGAGAGCAGUGGAUGCCAGGCUGACACUGCUGCUCUCAUGUGGAGCAGAUUGCAGAGAUAACUCCCAUACCACUCCUGGGCAGCCCGCCCGUUAGCUGCCAUUGAUUCGCUGACCUUUUGGCCCGCUUUCCCUUCCCCUUCCCCUUCCCCUCUUCCUCCUCCUUCCUCCCCCCUCCUCCUCCUCCUCCUCCCGCUGUCUCCCGUGCAGACCUGCCACCUGGAACGCCAGAUGCCUUCGCCCAACUGUUGACCUGCCCCUACUGCGACCGGGGCUACAAGCGUUUGACAUCGCUGAAGGAGCACAUCAAGUACCGCCAUGAGAAGAACGAGGAGAACUUCGCCUGCCCCCUGUGCAACUACACGUUUGCUUACCGCACUCAGCUUGAGCGGCAUAUGGCCACACACAAGCCUGCGAGGGAUCAGGUUAGAGGGAUUUUUCAUUUCUCCUCCUCUUCCUCCUCCUCUCUCUGUCUGUCCCCUAUUUCUCUUCUAAUGUCCCUCCGAGAAGGGAGAUCAUUUUUUCUGAUUGGCAAUCAUUAUUAAUUUUUCAUGGCAUUUUGAAGAUGCAGAUCCUUUAAUGGUAAUAACUUUAAUUGAGGGACUAAAUGGUUUUUUGAUGGCCCUCCCUGAUAUGAUUUUCCAGUCGCGUGUUCACGAUCGAAUGAUUGUGUGAAUUUCCAAUUUGGAAAUUUUUAUCAGCUCCUUAACUUCACUUCACUUCCUGGCCUUUAAUGUUCUUCGGGUGCAGCCUGCAGUCGUAGCACUCCAUCAAACCGCCCCUCCCUCCCUCCGCCCGGCCUCCCCCACUUCUAAUUUCAUGCACUGCAUAAACAUCUGUGUAUACUUGAAUUUUCUCAAGCGAUUUAUACGCCUAUACGUCUGAAAUAUAAUGUGAAUCCGCUGGCAGUUAGCAUGAAUCACCUUAAAGUCCUGUGAGGUGAAAACACAUCCAGCAGUCACGGGCGUUUAACUCGCCUGUCAGCUUUAAGCUGAAGAUGUGCGGCGAGAUAGAUAGUGGCAAAAAAAAAAAAAAAUAAACUGCACGCUUUUGAGUUUGGGCACAUCGGGGGAUAAUUAUAACUUCUCAGUGAAGUCAAAUGAGAGCAGUAAAUAUUAAAGGAGACUGUUUCUGAGCUGGAAGGAGGAGGGUUAUUAGUGAAGAGUUUGUUUUUAUUAAACACUUUUAAGCCUCGAAUGCGUCUCUAAAUGCAGCUUUUCUGGGUUACAUUCACUCUGACGGGUAAAUUAGGAAACUUUUUCAGCUUUUUUAUCACUUAGAGUUUCUCUUUUAAGUAACUUUCAGACAAAAUGAGCUCAGAAACAUCUUUACCCUUAAAUAUGUGACAGUACAGAGCAGGUAUAUCCUUAAAAAUCCUUCAUUUUCACUGCUCUUAUUUUAAUUUUUAUUAUUUCCGAUGAUUUAAAAGGAGAAAAAAUUGUUUAUUUUUAAUCAUUUUUAAAUUUUCACUCUUAAUAAUAAUUUUUUCUCACUAGUUUUAUUUUUGCUGCUUGAAUUUUAACGUUAAUUCAACAGUUUGUCCUCAUGUUUGAAGGGAGGGGCUCUCUGUGUUUUGAAGGCGGGUUAUUAGUGAAGAGUUUGUUUUUACUGCGUCUCUAAAUGCAGCUUUUCUGGGUUACAUUCACUCUGACGGGCAAAUUAAGCAACUUUUUCUGCGUUUUUAUCUCUUAGAGUUUCUUUUUUAAAUACCUUUCAGACAAAAUGAGCUCUAAAACAUCUUUACCCUUAAAUAAAUGACGGUACAGAGCAGAUAUAUCAGACAGAUAUUGAACAAAUUAUCAUUAUUUUUAUUUCUAAUGAUUAAAAAGGGGAAAGAAUUUGUUUAUUUUUAAUUGUUUUUGUAUUUUAACCUUUUAAUAAUAAUUUCGUUCACUAGUUUUGUCUUUGCGGCUUGAAUUUUGACGUUAAUUCAACAUUUUGUCCUCAUGUUAGUCCUCAUGUUUAAAGGGACGGGCUCUUAAUCAGAAUCAUAAAUUUAAAAUUCAGCGCGUUUUAAUUUUAAGUUUAAAAUCGUCUCUUUUUAUUGUGUUUCCUCUUUAAACAGAGAGAAAGUGAAUUGUCCUCAUGUCAUAAAGCCCCCGUGAUAACAUACAGUAAGAAACCGUCCAAUCACAGCUGCUCUCUCGCUCCCCUGCUGCUCGCCGGCGCUCACUCUCAGGUCGUGGCGGUGGCGUGGGGCCCUCUGAAGCGAACACGGCGGGCUCAGACUGUGGCUGAUUUGAUCAGAUGUCAGCAGCCAGCACUUUCACCUGAUCUACCAGCUGGGUGUAAACGUGAGCAGAUGGGCCGACCGUCCCAAUCCUCAUAUUACAAUGCUGCCGCCGCCGCCGCUCCCCUCCAGAGCCACAGUCAAUGGCCAAAGACUCCUAUUCAGGCUGCACGCCGCCCUCCACAAAGCCGGUUAUCUUGAUUUGUAAAUUAGCUGGAUUGCUUAAGUGGUAAUCCUCCAGAUGAGAUGGAGUUGAUGUCUCAUUUAGUUACCUUUUCUAUAGUUGUGCGGCUUCUCUUCUUCUUCUUUAUUAUUCCAGUAAACGCACAAACACGGUCCUCCGCCUCACUAAGAGGGAAGGAGGUGAGGAGGUUUACUAAGAAAGUGAAAAUAAAAACAGGAAAAGUGAUCUCUCUCCCUUUUCUUCCUAAAAUCUAUUCCCCCUCACUUUCUUCAUGCUUCAUACUGCUUAAAUCAUCCUCUGCAUGUGUUAUUCUGCCACCUUUUUAAAUCACAGGCUGUUUUAAUCAUGAGAAAUAACAAAAAAAUCAAUAUUUCCCUGAAAAUGCAUUAAAUAAGAAGCUGGUUCUGAAUAUUUGAGAGGUAGAAAUCGCUGAUAUUUGUGUCCAAAUGUUUGAAAAAGCUCCAGUCGAGUAAAAAAAAACCCUGAAGGUGAAUUCAGACCCUCUUUUUUUUUCCCACCUCUGCAGAUAUGUCACUUCCUGGUUGUAUGUUUAGCAAUUAGCAGCUAACUCUGGAGUAAUCAGAUUAACAUAAAGAAUAAUGUCCUGGAUAGGUAAACAUGUGCUCUGCUGCUCUGUCUCCUAUGUUUACAAGCUUUAAUACUCCUCCUCCUCUUAAGCAAUUAGCUGAAAUAUGACUAAUUAGAGGUUAUACAUAUGCAAACAUGCAGUCAGGUCCCCGCCCACAACCAGCAGCAGCGGUGGCGUUCACACCGACAGCGAGCUAUGGAGGAGAGCGUUCUGCCGGUGCCAUUCACAAUUGCCUUAUUAGCGGCAGUGGCGAGACUUAACUUUACCGGGCAGGGGUCCUCGGGGGGAAGUUAUGGGAUGGAGGUGGAGGUACGGGGGGGUGGGGGCGGGGGCCGAAGCAGCUGUUGCUGUUUGUUUAUGCAACUCAGCAACAUACGAGCGGUGGGGUCCCUCUCCGGCGCUUGGCUGGGCCCCCUGAAUCUCCCCGCUUGAUCUUUGAAGGUUGGGGCUGUUUGAACAAUUCCUCCCAGUCCUCCCAGUGUCCUGCGCGCCACCAUCUGUCUCCCCAGGAAUGUGGGUAGAGUCAGCACACACCCCAGCAUUUGUCAAGGCUGAACUGGGAGGAGGGGGUGUGUUUUUUUUCUUCUUCUUCUUCUUCCCCCCCGGCGAGCCACAGAAAACGUGUCUUUUUUUUAUUUACUAACCGUUUAACGUCCUCAACUCCCACUUGGACUUAAUUGUGUCACGAGUGAUGCUCCAGGUUCGCGGCGGCGUUGUUGUUGUUGUUGUUGUUUUUGUUGUGGGUAUUAUUUUUAGACGUUUUUUUCUUCCUUUUUUGCGGCACAGGCCUCGUUUGAAUUGCAAAUUCGAUGGAUUGCAACUGAUGUUUACCUUUGAACAGAGAAUCAAGGCCGGGACGGCGUGCUCUGUUCUGUAUCCUGAGAUUAUUAAAGAGACAUUUGAGGCGCUAAAAAAAGAGCCAAUUACUCCAAGACAUUUGAAAGUGUUGUUGAAAGACGCCGUACAAAGUGCGGUUCAGAUGGAGCGAGCGCAGGUAUGCGGCGCUCACUCUGAAUACCUUUCAGACUGAUUAGGCCCAAAUUAAUGAAAAGCAGAUCCAAUCGGAGCUUCUAAUGAAGGGGAAACGCUCUCAAAAAAGCCUUCUUCAUUUAUUCUAUUUUCUGGGCUGCCAAAUUCUAAAGGCAGCCCUCCUUUGGCUGAGCAGCCAGGAAAUUAAAAGGUAUGUGAUUCUCUGUGUUAUCGCCGCCGCCGCCGCCGCCGCUGCUGCUGCCCGGAGUCCUUCCACGGAGGUGGGAGUAGAAAGCCAAGAUGCUUCGUUUGGCGACUGGAGCCGUUUUGUUGCUUGUUGUCAUGCCGACUGAUUGUGAUUAUUUACUGAACUCUUCCCCCCUCCAUGUUUGUGCAGUUCUCCUUUUUUUCAACCUCUCCUCUUUCUUUCUUUCUUUCUCUCCCGCAGCACCAACUGCUCAACCAAGCAGCCGGCAACCGCAAGUUCAAAUGCAACGAGUGUGGCAAGGCCUUCAAAUACAAGCACCAUCUGAAGGAACACCUCCGGAUUCAUAGCGGUGAGUCGCGGGAGGAGCGCCGCGCCGCUCUGUGAAUAUUCAUAACUGAGAUUGAAGAAGUCUGUGAAUGUGCAGAAAUUCCUGCUGGUUUAUUUUGGACCCUCCCUGCUGUCGAUGGACGCUCGACUCUGCCGCAUUUAAAACCGCUGCAGCUGCCAACUCCAAUAUUUACUCAGGAACGAGUGUGUGUGUGUGAAAAAUAAUUUCACUUAUUAGCUGAUUUGUGAGGAAUGACGUCCGUUCAUCAACAAUAAAGCAAAAAAAACACCAAGGCAAAGGGCGAAUUUCACAAAAAAAAAUUAAGAAAGAAAACCUGAGAAAGAAAACUAAAUAAAAACAGGAAGUUACGGAUAAAACUGUAAAAUAAAAGGGUUGUUUACGGAAGUGAAGUGUGGCGCCGUAUGAUGGCGUCCUCGUUUUGGGAUCUGUAAAUAUCUAACGCCGUACAUUUUCUCUUCCAGGUGAGAAACCCUACGAGUGCCCCAACUGCAAGAAGCGCUUCUCCCACUCGGGCUCCUACAGCUCCCACAUCAGCAGCAAAAAGUGCAUCGGCCUCAUCGCCGUCAACGGGCGGAUGCGCGGCAACAUGAAGACCGGCUCCUCGCCCACCUCCGCCUCCUCCUCGCCCACCAACACCGCCAUCACCCAGCUGCGGCAGAAGCUGGAGAACGGCAAACCGCUGGGCCUCCCCGACCACAACAACCACCUGAACAUCAAGACGGAGCCACUGGACUUCAACGACUACAAGCUGAUGAUGGCGUCCCACGCGUUCGGCGCUCCCGGGCCGUUCAUGAACGGAGGCAUGGGCGGGAACAGCCCGCUGGGGGUCCACCACAACUCCACCGGUCAGAGCCCCCUGCAGCACCUGGGGAUCGCGGGGCUGGAGUCCCAGCUCCUGUGCUACCCGGGUCCUCUGGGGAACAACCUGAGCGAGGUGCAGAAGGUCCUCCAGAUCGUGGACAACACUGUGUGCCGGCAGAAAAUGGACUGCAAGCCCGAGGAGCUGUCGAAGCUCAAAGCUUACAUGAAGGAGCUGGGGAAUCAGGUGGAGGAGCACAAACAGGGGCUGACACAAGCGGGACAGAUCGGCCUUCCUCUCGUCAAUCACAACGGCGCCACCAAAAGCAUCAUCGACUACACGUUAGAGAAGGUGAACGAAGCCAAAGCCUGCCUCCAGAGCUUGACCACGGACUCAAAGAGACAGAUUAGCAAUAUCAAACGAGAGAAGCCCAACCACAUGCUCGACGGAGGUGUGGAGGAGAAGGUGCCGGAUAAUAACAUGUUUACACCGUACGCUUGCCAAUAUUGCAAAGAGACGUUCCCGGGGCCGAUCCCUUUGCAUCAGCACGAACGCUACCUGUGCAAAAUGAACGAGGAGAUCAAAGCCGUGCUGCAGCCCAGUGAGAAUCUGAUGCCCAACAAAGCGGCGAUGUUCAUAGAGAAGAACUCCCACUUAGCCUCCUCCAUGUUGUCAGAGAAGGGACUCACAGGGCCCAUGAACCCCUACAGGGACCACAUGUCCGUUUUAAAGGCCUACUUCGCCAUGAACAUGGAGCCCAACUCAGAGGAGCUGCUCAAGAUUUCCAUAGCGGUCGGACUUCCUCAGGAAUUCGUCAAGGAGUGGUUCGAGCAGCGGAAGAUGUACCAGUUCGGCUCCAACAGAACCCCUCCGCUGGAGCACAGGAACAGCAUGGAUAUGGUUGUCGGAACAAAUAACCACCACACUCCACCAAAAGACUCUAUGGCAGCUAGGUCACCUGUGUCUCUACUCAAACCCUCCGACCGCAUCACCUCCCCCUCCAUCGCAGAGCUCCACAACAACGUCAACAACUGUGACAACGCGCUCAGACAACAUUUGAAAAACCACCAGUACGGCGGCGGCGGCGCCAAAGCCCAAGGCGAAAAGUUGGACCACUCCCGCAGCAACACGCCCUCCCCGCUCAACCUGUCGUCCACCUCCUCCAAAAACUCCCACAGCAGCUCCUACACUCCAAACAGCCUGACUUCAGAGGACCUGCAGGCCGAGCCGCUCGACCUGUCUCUGCCCAGACUCAUGAAGGAACCCAAGCACGCACUGACUGUGAAGAGCCGGCCCAAAGUCAACAGCAUCAGCAUCGGGGACCACAACAACGUCCCGUCCCCAAGAGAGCACUUCGAAGAGCCGCUGAACCUGGCCUAUCUCAAGAAGGACUUCUCAGGCUCGACCAACAACGGGAACCUUGAAAAAAGCACUAGCCCCAUCUUCGGCAUUAACCCGUUUGCCGCCAAACCCCUGUACACCUCACUUCCACCUCAGAGCGCUUUCCCGCCUGCCACAUUCAUGCCUCCGAUGCAGGCCAGCAUACCGGGUCUCAGGCCCUACCCGGGCAUGGAUCAAAUGGGCUUCCUACCACACAUGGCCUACACUUACGCGGCAGGGGCGGCGACCUUUGCCGAGAUGCAGCAGAGGAGAAAGUACCAGCGGAAACCAGGUUUCCAGGUAAAUAAGACACCUGUGGUUCUGCCGUGAGGCCCGCGGGCUCGACCCAGACUCUCUGAGACGAUCUGAACUCAAUUUGGUCCUAAUUAAAAAAGUCAGGAGAGAGAGAGAGAGAGAGAGAGAGAGAGCGAGAGAGAGGCUCACCUGAGGUCGACCCGGAGAGAAACACGGAGGCCAAGAAAGAAAAAAAGAGGAUUUUUAAUGUUUACAGAGAAAAAAAGAAACACGUUCGACUUUUAUCUCAAUAUUUGAGUAAAUUAAACAUCAGCAGAGGAUCGCUCUGUGACUUUAAGAUGCAGUAUUGACAUUUUUCUGACAUUUAUUGAUUUUUAACAUCAAAUAUUCUGGAAAUUAGCAACAGAUUAAUGAAGAAUGUGACUAAUCAGAAGUUUUUUUUUCUAAUCAACAAUAUUUUGAUGAGUUUUAAACAGAUUAAUACAGGAAACACAUCACAAACACGCCCUUACCUCAGAACUCCUUUUACUGCUGGAUAUUCCUGUUACUGUGUUUAAGUAACAAACUCUGGAGCUAAAACAAAAAUAAAAGAACAUUUAAAAAAAGGGAGUGCUGGAAUUCAGGUUUUGUAGAUCUUGAAAUGUUGAGAAAAAAAAGGAAAAAGAAAAUAAGUGAAAUGAACUUCUUUAGGUUAAGAGAAAAACAGAUGUAGACGAGUCGCUGAGAACUGAGAAAGUCCAUAAAAGAGAGAAGAAUUAAAACUGUAUGAUUAUAAAACAUCACAGAUAUUUCAUAAAAAAAACAACUAGAAUCCAACCCGCUUUAUUUAUACAAAGCACAUUUAAAAACAUUUAAGUUAACCAAAGUGCUGAACAAUAAUCUUAAAAAAGAAAAACAGACAAUGCAGAAAAUGUCGAGAUGAAAUAAAUAAAAGCAGGUAAAAAACAUUUAAAAAUGAAAUAAAAUCAAUGAAUGUGGUUUAGAAAAGGUCCCCAAACCUGCGACCGAGUAUCAAAUCUUCUCAAGGUCUUAAGAGACGUAAGGUCUUUCAGCCAAUGACUGAGAGUGGGCGGGGCAACAUCAGGGUUCGACUAAUCAGAAGUUUUUAAUUAUUUUUUGGAUUUUAAAAUCUUUUAAAGAUCUCCGGUUAAAGGUGCGACUUUAAAAACCAGGAUCCUGUAACGCGGUCUGCUGCGUGCUGAACUCUGAUAUUUAGUAAUUAAACGCGGGUGAAAGGCGGCCUUUGUAAAAAUGACAAAGGUGAGCCCCGGAGCCGGAGAAUCUCCCAUGCAACUUUGCUGCAUUUUAAAGCGAGCGAGCGAGCGAGCGAGCGCCACGGCACAAAAUGAGCUCCUACAUGUGGAUUAAUAAUGCACGGUCUCCAUGUUCAUUACCAGCCGAUGCUGAAGGCUGUUUAACAUAGAGGGAACCAUUCUGAUGAAAAAAAGUAUUAAUAAUGUUUCCUAUUCUAAGUUAUUAAAUUAGAUUUUAAAAAUACAGCUACAGGCGUUUAGUUCAAAUUGAUUGCAGAGUGAUAGUGGUCCCUUCUUAAAAACGGCGAGCGCGCCCAGCUGUCCUCACAUUAUCACCCUCAUAUUCAUUACAGAGAGCUUUGGUGGCUCAAUAUUGGCCAUUAAGGUGCUCCUUCUGAUUUUAAUCAUUAUAUGAGUUUGCAAUUACAAGAAUGGUUCUCCUCCAACCUCCUAAUAUUGUCCUCCAUCAAUUCACGUUUAAGACUCAUCUUCAUCAUAAAAGAGGGGUUUCAAGAAAUGUGCAGAAUUAACACGCCGCACAAAAUUAGACCACACCGAGGACGCCAUUACGGCGGCUUUUAUAAUGAGGAGCAUGUCAGAUACAGAUGAGGGGUAUUACUCCAGAGCGGGGAGUUUUAGGAGAAAUCAGCGUUAAAGAUGCAUGAGGGGGGCGUGGAGGUUAGCGGGAGGGUUCGUUUAGAGGAGGGGUCUGUUUAUUCGUUUAUUUGUUUGUUUGUUUGUUUGGAACAUCAUUGGCUUCCACAAACUUAAAAUCACAAUUACAUUUUAACAAUUGAUUAAUCAUAAUAAAUACAAUUAAAGAUUUAAAUCAGGAUUCUUCACAACAUUUAAAUUGCUCCAAAAUCGGUGCUUUUCUACUUCAUUCAUACAUCCAGGUUUGUUUGUGGGCGAUUGAUUCCACAUUUCCAAAGAUCGAAAUAACACUUUUCUCCUCCUACAUUUGGACUUGGAGCCACUGUACAUAAGAAUAUUUAUAUUUAACUUGUUCAAAACUAAAGAGAUAGAUCUGUACGCGGUCAGAGAGGAAGGUCAGCUGUUAGUCUGUAAUCUUUGUGUUUGGGUAUUGAUCAGUGUCCCUCCUCCUGUCUCUGCGUUUGUGUUUUUGAAGGGGGACCUGCUCGACGGUACUCCAGAUUACAUGUCAGGGCUGGACGACAUGACAGACCCCGACUCCUGUCUGUCGCGGAAGAAGAUUAAGAAGACCGAAAGUGGUAUGUACGCGUGUGACUUGUGCGACAAAACAUUCCAGAAGAGCAGUUCCCUUCUAAGACACAAAUAUGAACACACAGGUAUAUACUGUUCUAGACCCUUAUUUUAAACCCCAUGCUUUUUUAUGUUCUAAAUGUUUGUGUUUCCAAACCACUAUGAAUAUUUGAUAUAUUUUAUGUUCCCCCCCUUCUUCUCUUUCUUUCCUCCUCUGUUUAAUUUGUAUGUAAACCCACACCUAACUUGCUUUUUCAUUGACAGCGCCUCCUCCACAGGAUGAGUAGAUUUUCACUCAGAGAGUUUUUGUGUGUUCAGGUUUUUCAGAGCUGUAGUGAACGCAGGUAGACACAGAGAAGGAUCUUUUUCACGUGAUUGUGCUCUUUAUUUUCCAAUCAUACCCUGCUGUAUAAACCAUCCUGCUAUCUUUAAAGACACACAUCAAUUCACCUAGAUAUAGAAAGCCCUGAAAAGGCCCCUAAUGCUUUUAUCGGCGCCAUUAUUGGCGAUAGAUCCCAUCAGCCGAGCAGUGCUCAGAAGCUUCACAGCGCUGAUAACAAGUCUUUCAUUACAGUUAUUAUACAGAGAUCCUCUUUCACUAGGUUGCAUCAUUUAUUUUAUCCGCUAUCUGUAGCCGCGCGCUCGCCCGCCGCCGCCACCACCGCUCCGCGCAGCCUUCAUGUUAUCAGCUCGGACAUAAAAGAGAGGGAGGGGAAGAGUGCGCUGAACUCUUCAUAAAAAAAGAGGGGUGUGUGUUAUCUCCAGAGCGGCUCAGGAUGUGGCGCUUUAAUGUCCUUGUUUUUAAAAAAUUGUCAAACUCUGAAGCGCCUCUGAAGCGUCCAGAUGUCGGACAGAGGGGGUUUGAUUUGUGGGAGGAGGGCGGCCAUAUUUGCACACGUGCGGCGCAGCCGAAACGAAGGAACAGAGACGGCGGAGGAGCCAAGAGUUUAAGUUUAGAUUUGAGGAGAAAUCCUGAGCGCAGGAGUCUGUUCUCUGGACUCGAAUGUGAGCGCAGCCACAUUACACGCCGGAGGACAUUUAUUUAGCCCGACAGUUUAUGGCCCCGUGUCAUAAAACUAUCUCACCCUGCCCUUGUGGCCAGCUUGGGUUUCUCGUUUCUGCCCUGGCAUCCGAAGCGUCCCGAGCUCCAGCCCAGAACUUAACCGAGGCCCAGGCGUCACCGUGAACUCCAAUCCUGUGGAGAGAUAAGCGCAGUAACCCCUCGGAGCCUCCUCCUUCCUCCUCCUCCGCCCAUUUUGGACGUGUUUACUCCUUUGUCGCGCCUCCUCUGUUUGUUUUCCGUCUUUAUUUCGGUUGCAUUCAUGAGCUUUAAAUAAGUAGUUGUGGUCGAGUUUCUCCAUGCCUUAAACCACAGGAGGGAAUUUCCAUCAAGUCGGGCCGUGAAAGCGAGCGCACUUUCUCAUCCUGCUUGAAUCAGAAUAAACAAAUAACCUCAAAGUCCAUGUCAGCGUUGGAUUGGACGCUCAAACGUGAUGUCAUUUUUACUCCAUGCCAUCAAGUCCAUCAGAGUUUUUCUCCUCAACGUUUUUUGCUCUCUUUUCUUCUGACUUGUGUGAUUUGCUGGAUUUUUCGGAGGCGAGGCAUCCCUCUCACGUCUCCCUCUCUGUGUUUCUUGUGUUUCCUGCAGGCAAGAGGCCACACCAGUGCCAGAUCUGCAAGAAGGCCUUCAAACACAAACACCAUCUCAUCGAGCACUCCCGGCUGCACUCCGGAGAGAAACCGUACCAGUGCGACAAGUGCGGGAAGCGGUUCUCCCACUCGGGCUCCUACUCACAGCACAUGAACCACCGCUACUCCUACUGCAAGCGGGAGGCCGAGGAGCGGGAGGCGGCCGAGCGGGAGGCCCGCGAGAAGGGCCACCUGGAGCCCACGGAGCUGCUCAUGUCGAGGGCGUACUUGCAGGGCAUGACACCUCAGGGUUACCCGGAACUGGCCGAGCGCGAGGCCAUCCUGAGGCACGACGCCGUGAACGGAGGGAUCAGAGAGGGACGGAAGGAAGUGGACGGAGGGUACGCGAAGAUCGGACGUAGGGACGACGAGUUCGAGUUGGAGGAGGAGGAGGAGAGCAAGAGCAUGGACACGGACCCGGACACGUUGAGGGACGAGGAGGAGAACGGAGAGCACUCGAUGGACGAAAGUUCGCUGGACGGCAAAACGGAAACCAAAUCGGAUCACGAGGACACGAUGGAGGACGGCAUGUAAUCGGAGAUUUUUCAAAGCUUCCCAUCUUCAAAAGAGUUUUCAUUUCUCUCUCUCUCUCUCUCUCUCUGUUUCUCUCUCUCUCUCUCUCUCUCUUUUUGGUUCAGUAUUCUUACCCGCUCGGUUUAAAACAGCCGUGUUUUAAGCUGUACGUGCACGUGCCUGAAGCUUCCGGGAAGCUUUCCUUGAAAAAGGGGGAAAUAAAAAUGUCUGCCGAACAAGACAUGGACUCAAAAUCAAUCUGGAGGAGGCAUGGGUUUGUGAAAUAAGCUGCAUUAUGCAAACCGAACAAUGAAUAAAUGAAUACAUUUCAAAAAAUGUACAGUACUAAGGCCUAAAAAUAUGUGUGGUGCUAACCUCCUCAAAUAAACCCCCUGUGUUCCAUAGUAUUUAUAGCACAACUAGUGACUUGUACAAAUUGCACUCCGCUUCUAUAAUCAAGAACAAAAAUAAUAAAAAGUAUUGCCUAUGUAUAUAUUUAUACAGUGUUGGAAAAAGAGCAGUAGUGACUCCACUACAGUCCUUCGGUAUUCCCUUUUGUUAUCACCUCCCUCCCUCCCUAACCCCACCUGCGGUGUCGUCUUUAGUUUCUCCUCCAGCCACACUAUUUUAGGCCUCUCGAAUCAACUCCAAAUGAAGGAAUCUAAACAAACGGACUGACCGAAGGACAAAGUUUUACAGAGACCUUGGUUUUAAGGGAAAAAUACAGUUUAUGGACGGAGGAGGAGGAGGAGAGCGGGGGGUAAAAAAUGAAGGAUGAAGCCUUUGUAAGGUGUUUUUGAUAAGAAAAAAGACGACGAAGAAGAAGAAGAAGAAGAAGAAGCCUUAUAUGCAAACCUUUUAACCUGUGUGUUUUCUGCAAGUGCCACCCUCGUAUUGUGUAACAGGAAGGUUACUUUUUUUCACCAGCUUCAGUAUUAUGAAAUGGUUCACGUUGUUCUUUGAAGCAUCCGUGUCAGUAUUAUAGGCAGCAGCAGCAGCAGCAGCAGUUCCUUAGUUUACAUUAUUAUGUUGUGCAAUGUUCUUUUCUUUUGUCAGUAUUACACCAAACCAACUUUUCUUUUGUUUCUUUUUUUUUUUUUUGGAAAACAACAAAUUGCAUUCAUUUUAUUUGUAGGUUUGAAGAAAAAAAAAAAAACGUUAUUUAUGUGGCCCAUUUUAUAUUUCCUAAUUUUAUUUAUUUCAUACUGUUGUGUACAGUACUAUAGUUCUUCAAUAUAUAGAUAUAUUUUAGUAAAAAGGAACAUGGUGUCGAUCAUAGGGGCAAAUUUUACGUAAAGAGAGCAUUUAUUGUGUUUUGAAACAUUGUGAAAUGCGAAGUUUAAUCUUAUUUUAUUUUAUUUCCUUUUUAUUUUCCAGUUACUGGAAAAUUCCAAAUUUGGGAACUUUUAUACAAUUGUGAAAACACUGUAUUUUCGACUGAAAAAUUCCACUUUCUUCAUCUUUGUUUCUUUUUUUAAGCUAAAAAAUGAAGAGGGACUGUUAAAUACUAUGUAUGAUACCAUGACUGAAGAAGAAUCUUUCCUGAAAUGUCUUUGUAAAAGUAUUAUUGAAUUCUUAAUUUGUAAUUUCUCUUGAAAAUGAACCCUGCUCGAAUAAAAGUAGCCAAAUUACAGAGUACCAAACCGUCAGCGCUUCAUGUUUAUUCACAGAGGACAAACCCGGAGCGCUCGGCUCCCUGGCAGCACCGCCGCCGUCCGCUCACUCGCUCACUCCUCGCUGGCUCGCUUUAAAUUCUUUCCAAAGGAGGAAAAACUGGAAAUAUUUCUCCUCUCAUAUUCACAACUCUGUUUCUCAUUAUUAUGUAAAUCACAUUCACUUUGGAUUCACAUUUUCAAACAGAUCAGAGAGGGGCCACCUCGGCCCUGCUGCUUAUUACCGCUCAUUUAGAGCGGUUAGAGUCAAAACACACACACACUUUUAUUCACCUUUACACCUGGACUCAUCAUCAUUAUGAUAUUAAAACAUUUAUACUCUCCUUAUUGUCAAAGGACCAGCACUGUAUGGAUCAAUAUGUUUUCCACGGACACAAAUGUGUGUUAAUCCACCUCAGAAAAUAGUCCCUUCGACUUUUUCUUGAUUUUAAGCUGCAGUUUUUUUUCAACGCAGGUUCUUUUUUUAAUGAUAUGAAAUUACAAAACAUUUUAAAGACCACAAUAAAAACACACAAUGACAUUUUUUUAUCAAGUUCAAACAGAAAACUACAGAUUUAGACGGUUUCUGCACCACAUCCGUCACGUUUGUCUGCACACACAGUACCAUAGUCGUGAAAAGUCUUUCUGGAAAUACACGACUUAAAUCAUUUCUCCACUUUUGCUUGAAAAGAAUAAAUAAAUGCACGACCCAGGACUCCUUUUAGACUUAAGGAUUUAAGUUUCUUUAGUUUUAUGACACGAAACAAAACAUUCAAACACAUCUUCACAGAUCCAAGAUGAUCUGUUUCACGAUCCGACACAGUCACCAGUAAUCGUAGAAACCGUUUACUGCUCUUCGGAGAGAACCUGAACUUUGGCACACCUCAGGAUCUGUCGACCCCUCCUCUUGUCUGAGACUCUGACAGGUGGACUCCAGCAGCGGCCUCCUCUCUGCCGAAGCAGCCGCUCCACUCCAUCACCCACUCACUCCGCCUUAUGCAGAUUCAAAGCAACAUCAAACGGCCGAGAUGAAAGCAGCAAAGGUUGAGCGAUGCCAAACAUCAGAACACGCUUUGCAUAUCCCGAUCUCUGCUAUCGAUCGGCGUGCCAUCAGAUCAUCGGCGGAGCAUCCUGCAGAUAAAAGCGAAGGUCUUAAAUGAUUAGCUGAUGAAUUUGAUAAUGUGCUGCGAACUGAUACACAUGCAAAAAAAUCCGGCAGGCGAGGGGGGGAAUCCUCUGGAGACCGAGACAGAAAUUUCCACCUUCCUCUACUUUUACAUUUUACAUCUGUUAGACUGGCGAAAAAGCCUCACAUGCAACUCAAAGAGGGGGUCAAAGGUCGAGGUGGAUGUGAUGAAAUAUUCCUGCAACCACUGAAGCAGCUGCUGGAUUAGGAAACAGAAGGAAGAGUGCAUCUUUAAAAUGAUAUGCAAAAAUAAAGAGGAAGAAGAGGCCGCAGAGGUCGUUUCUUCGUCUGGUUUUCUCGCACAAAGAGAUAUUCAGACUCUGCAUGGAGGUGGUGACCCUCAUCUUUGAACCUCCUUUAACUCUGAGGAUGGAUGGAGGAGUGAUACAGACAGUUUAAGAGUCACAGUCCAGGUCAGACUCUCAGAUUAACUUCCUGUUGUCACAUUUUUAAUCACAUAAAGCAGUGAUUUCAGGUGAGUUAGAGGUUAUAACAGCUGGUUUUAUCAGGAGAUACAGGUGCAUGAGAGAGGGGGGCGCAGGUGGAGAAGGAGAACAUGAUUCAUGAUAACUUUGACCAUUUAAAGAUUAGACAGAAAUUAUGGUUAUGUCUUAAAGGGAUAUUCCGGUGUAAAAUUAAGUAACACCGAGUUAGACCCCCCCUCCAGAGAUGAAUGUUGUCGACCGCUUGCUUCUCUAGUUAUACCAACUUUAGUAACGACCGCAGGAUAGCAAUACAAAGAGACACACGCUCAACCAAAACGCCACUCUAUAGCCACAAAUAAUGCUCAGAACAGCACCUAACUUCAUCAACAGGACAUAUAGGGUCACAGACAUAGUACUAGACACCAAACAUCUUUUUAACUUUGACUCAUUUCUUUAGCAAAGACACUAAACACAACUCACCUACUCUCUUCCAGCAGCCUCAUCGACUACAGUGGGGUGUCACAGCUCAAGGAAGAACAUUUAUGAUCAUUUCUUUAUCAUUUCCUUGAAGUAAUAAUCACCAUAUUGAUCAUUUUGCACUGCAGACGCGGUAGAUCUUCUGUCUUAGCGUCUCGGUCUGAUUGUAUUUCCAUGAAGAAAUGAUCAUAAAUGUUCUUCCUUGAGCUGUGUCACCCCGCUGUAGUCCGUAAUGGACUGGCCUGAGGUCUCGCUACAAACAAGCAGCUGCUGGAAGAGAGUAGGUGAGUUGUGUUUAGUCUCUUUGCUAAAGAAAUCAUGAAUCAACUCGGUGCUACCAUGUGUUUGACCCUAAAUUAAUUUUGGGUGUAAUCUGUCCUGGGUGCAAUUUCAAAAUAAAAGCCUCGUAAAAACAGCAGAAGUCUCUUCACAGUAAAGAAACAAAGCAGACUUUUGCUUUCAAAAUCAUCCUGCAGGCUCAGCUCAUUAUUUUUGAAGACCCCCAUCCCAGCCUCCAUAUCUUUAAAGCUCCGCCCCCUCAGCACACCUGAACCC